UGAGCAGUUUGAGCAUUCCCAGCCUUGCCUCGGGUGUAGGGAUUGCAGGGGAAAAGCAAAACUACACUGCUACAACUGUGUAGUUUUGUUUUCUGAGGCUCAACCGUUCUCACAUUGGAUUUGCUGAAAAUAUUUCUGGAUAAGGAAAUUGUUUCUGAAGAUUUAAAACUUCUGGGCACAGUCCCAACCUUUCUAGGCACUCUUGUGAACACAAGGUGCCUAAAGCCAUGUCGACACAAGCACCAACGUUUAUACAACCGCUGCAAAGCGUUGUAGCACUUGAGGGUAGUGCUGCAACGUUUGAGGCUCAAAUUAGUGGUACUCCAGUUCCUGAGGUGAGCUGGUUUCGUGAUGGCCAGGUUCUUUCCACUGCCGCUCUGCCCGGCAUACAGAUCUCGUUCAGCGAUGGCCGCGCUCGACUGACGAUCCCUGCCGUGACAGCUGCGCACAGUGGAAGAUUUUCCGUGCGAGCCACCAAUGGUGCUGGACAAGCCACUAGCACAGCCGAAUUACUUGUGACAGCCGAAACAGCGCCCCCCAACUUUAUUCAGAGACUACAGAGCAUGACUGUGAGACAAGGAAGCCAAGUGAGACUGGAUGUUCGUGUAACAGGAAUCCCUACACCUGUGGUAAAGUUCUACAGGGAGGGAGCAGAGAUCCAGAGCUCCCCUGAUUUCCAGAUUGUACAAGAAGGAGACCUUUACAGUUUAUUGAUUGCAGAAGCCUUCCCAGAAGAUUCUGGAACCUACUCCGUUACUGCCUCCAAUAGCAGCGGACGUGCUACUUCUACAGCCGAACUAUUGGUUCAAGGUGAAGAGGAAGCAGUACCUGCUAAAAAGACAAAGACAAUUGUAUCAACUGCUCAGAUUUCUCAGACUCGACAGGCAAGAAUUGAGAAGAGAAUAGAAACUCAUUUAGAGACUAAAGCAGAAGCAGCAAUGGAAAUGGUUGUGGAUGGAACCAUGGUAAUACAGCAACUGCCUCACAAGACUCCCCCUCGUGUGCCACCUAAACCAACUUCAAAAUCUCCAACUCCACCAUCUGCAGCUGCCAAAGUUGCAGGAGCACGCCACCAGUCGCCUUCCCCUGUUAGGCAUGUGAAAGCCCCUGCUCCAUCUCCUGUCAGAUCUGUAUCUCCUUCGGGAAGACUCUCUACUUCUCCAAUUAGACCUGUAAAAUCCCCACUGCUGACUCGCAAAACCACAACCACAGUUGUUGCUGCUGACAUUCGCCCUCCCUGGAAACAGGAGGACUAUUUAACUGGGACUGAGACCAGAUUCCGAGAAACCAGAGUGACUACUGGUGCUACCCAAAUUCACAUUGAAAAACAAUGGGAAGGAAUGUAUGGAGUAGAGCAGCAAGUUUCUGGUGCUGUCAGAAUUGCCACCAAAGAGGAUCAGCAUGAGAGUGAAAAAACAACUGCAGUAGCUAUGGUGGUAGCUGCUGUGGACCAGGCCCGGGGCCGAGAACCUUCAAGUUCUGUAGAACGGACAAGUACAGAAACAAGUCUGACUUCUAUGCAUUUACAGCCAGUGAAGACCAGACAUGAGGCAGAUAAAGAAAUAUCUGUAGCCACUGUGGUUCAUGGCAUCAGCCAAGAAGCAGCCAAAUUAAAAUCCACUGUUGAAGAUGCUGCUACGGAAAUAGAACUGAAAGUCCAAAUGCAAGACCAGGACUCUGAAAAAGCAACAGCAUUGGCAACAGUAAAAGCAGCUGUUGACCACGCCUGGGUGCAAGAGCCUGUGCCCAUGGUGACAGAAAAGUCAACAAAGGAAACAUCAUCUGCCAUACAUGUGCAGGCAAUUCAAGAUCAGGCUGAGGUUGGGAAAAAGGCUGAAGCAGUGGCCACAGUGCUGGCUGCUGUGGAUCAAGCACGUACACGGGAGCCAGUGCAUGUGGAAGGGGCUUACUCUGAAGAAGUGGCUGUAGAGCAUGAUUAUAAACAUCAUGCCAUAUCUAAGCAGGCCUCUGAGCAACAAGUUCUUACCAAGACCAUCAAAAUGGAGGCUGUGAGAGUUCCUUCGGAAGUUCAGAUUAAGCCAGUUGAUCAAAUGGAAUUUAAAGUUACACAGAUUGAAAGAAGUAAAGAAUCUACUGCCCACGUGGACACCACAUAUUCUACAUCCCCAGUUCCUCAUUUCACAGUGUCAAAAGUAACUGUUCCUAAACCUGAUCACACAUAUGAGGUUUCAAUAGCAGGUUCUGCUAUUGCUACUCUGCAAAAAGAGCUAUCUGCUUCUUCUGCUCAAAAGAUCACCAGGCCAGUGAAGCCUCCCCCCCAUAAGACAGUGGAGACACGAGUGAUGGCAGAGCAUGUGGUCUCAACUCCACCUCCAUUUAAAGAAACCACAGAAAAGUACCAAACACAUUAUGACACACACUUACAAAAAGAAAUAGGUACUUCCUUUUUAGGGGUGAUGGAAAGAGAGCAGAAGUACAAAACCAUGGAAGAGUGGGACAAUCAGGUUGAAGAGGCAAUUCCUGCUCCUGCAGAAACAGCUGUCUUUCCACCUACACUGGUGGCUGGUUUGAAAAAUGUCACAGUCAUUGAGGGAGAAUCUGUGACUCUUGAAUGCCACAUUUCUGGACAUCCAGCCCCUGCUAUAAUGUGGUUCAGAGAGGACUACAGGAUCGAGAGCUCAAUUGACUUCCAGAUUACCUAUGAAAAUGAAUUUGCACGUCUUGUAAUUCGUGAAGCCUUUGCUGAAGACAGUGGCCGCUUUACUUGCACAGCUACUAAUGAAGCUGGAACAGUCAGCACAUCCUGCUACCUGCUUGUCCAGGUUUCAGAAGAAAUAGAGAGCCGAGAAGAAGUCUCUGCUGUUUCUGAAGUUGUGACUGUAGAGAAAAGUUUUUCUGCUGAAUCAAGAGAAGAGACAGUGUCGGAGAUUAGUGGUGUUGCAGAGGUUGUGGAAUCUGGAGCAGGUGUUGUUCCAUUCUUUGUGAGGAAACCCACAGUGCAGAAGUUAGUAGAAGGAGGAAGUGUUGUAUUUGACUGCCAGAUUGGAGGAAGUCCCAAGCCACAUAUUUACUGGAAAAAAGCUGGUGUGCCUCUGACAACUGGAUAUAGAUAUCGAGUGGCCUACAACAAGGAAAGCGGAGAAUGCAAACUUGAAAUUUCCAUGACAUUUGCUGAUGAUGCAGGAGAAUAUUCCAUUGUUGCUCGGAAUCAGCUUGGAGAAGUAUCUGCCACUGUGAAUCUUCUUGAAGAAGAGGAAUAUGAGGCUUUUAUGAAACAACAAGAGAUAACUUACCAAACUCAAGUGACCGCAUUUGUGCAAGAACCUAAAGUGGCAGAUGUUGCACCUUCCAUGACUGAAUAUGAAAAAGAACAGAUUCUUAUUAAGAAGAAAAUGGCCCAGCAGACAAUCAUGAUGAAGACUUUAGUACAGGAGCAGGAAUAUCAAAUCUCUGCAUUCGAAGAGAAGAUAAUCAGAGAGAUUGAGUUCCGAAUUCUAAAGAUUACCUACCAGGAGAUUGUAACAGAAGAUGGGGAAGAAAUGAUAGUGGAUGUCCCAGAGCAUGAGGCUGUGGAAUCAGCUUUUGACACAGCAGUUAAAAGUUACAGAAUUUUUGAAGGCAUGGGAGUUACAUUUCAUUGCAAAGUAUCUGGAAAUCCUCUUCCAAAGAUUGCAUGGUUUAAAGAUGGAAAACGCAUCAAACACGGAGGCCGUUACCAAAUGGAAGUUCUGCAGGAUGGAAGAGCCAGUCUACGUAUUCCAGUCAUACUGCCAGAGGAUGAAGGCAUUUACACAGCAUUUGCCUGCAACAUGAAAUCAAAUGCUGUUUCCUCUGGAAAGCUGUAUGUGGAACCCACAGCACCAAGUGGUGCUCAACCAUAUUUCCCUCAACCUGAAGCAGUACAGAGAAUCCGCUCUGUUUCCCCAAGAUCUCCAAGUCGCUCUCCUGGACGAUCCCCAGGCCGUUCCCCAGCUCGCAGACUUGAUGAGACAGAUGAGAGUCAGCUGGAGAGACUGUACAAGCCUGUGUUUGUUAUGAAGCCUUCAUCCUUCAGGUGUGCUGAAGGCCAAACUGCGAGAUUUGACUUAAAGGUGGUUGGCAGACCUAUGCCUGAGACCUUCUGGUUCCAUAAUGGGCAACAAGUGAUUAAUGAUUAUACCCAUAAAAUUGUGGUAAAAGAAGAUGGCACACAGUCCUUGAUUAUUGUUCCUGCAAUGCCUAAUGACUCUGGUGAAUGGACAGUUGUUGCACAAAACAGGGCAGGAAAAACAUCUGUUUCCACAACGCUCACUGUGGAUGCUAAGGAAAACCUGCAGAGACCCCAGUUUGUGGAGAAGCUAAAAAAUUUGAGCAUUAAAGAAGGUUCUUUGGUUGAGCUGGCUGUCAAGGCUAUUGGAAACCCAAAUCCUGAUAUUGUCUGGCUAAAAAACAGUGAUAUCAUCUCUCCUCACAAAUAUCCAAACAUCAGAAUUGAGGGCGGCAAAGGAGAAGCCACAUUUAAAAUACCUUCAGCUAUCAGUGCUGAUAGUGCAUGGUACACGGCAACAGCCAUCAACAAAGCUGGCCGUGACACCACAAGAUGCAGAGUCAAUGUGGAAGUAGAAUUCACAGAGCCUGAACCUGAAAGGAAGCUGAUCAUCCCAAAAGGAACAUACAAGGCCAAAGAAAUAGCAGCACCUGAAUUGGAACCUCUUCAUCUCCGUUACGGACAAGAGCAGUGGGAAGAAGGGGAUUUAUAUGACAAGGAAAAGCAGCAGAAGCCACAUUUUAAAAAGAAGCUCACUUCUGUGAGGCUGAAGCGUUUUGGACCUGCACACUUCGAAUGCAGACUGACCCCAAUAGGUGAUCCAACAAUGGUUGUUGAAUGGUUGCAUGAUGGCAAACCUUUGGAAGCAGCCAACAGACUUCGCAUGGUAAAUGAGUUUGGCUACUGCAGUCUUGACUAUGAAGUAGCUUAUUCUAGAGACAGUGGCGUAAUCACCUGCAGAGCCACCAACAAGUACGGAGUUGACCAGACUUCAGCAACUCUAAUUGUCAAGGAUGAGAAGAGUCUUGUUGAAGAAAGUCAGUUGCCCGAAGGCAGAAAGGGAAUGCAAAGAAUUGAAGAACUAGAGCGUAUUGCCCAUGAAGGAGCUCUUACAGGGCUCACUGAAGAAGUGUCAGAGAAAACCAAACCUGAAAUAGUCUUGUUUCCUGAACCUGCAAGGGUACUGGAAGGUGAGAUUGCAAGGUUCCGCUGCAGAGUGACUGGAUAUCCUCAACCAAAGGUCAAUUGGUACCUCAAUGGACAGCUCAUCCGCAAAAGCAAGAGAUUUAGGCUUCGUUAUGAUGGUAUUUAUUACCUUGAAAUAGUUGAAUGCAAGUCCUAUGAUUCAGGAGAAGUCAAAGUGUCCGCUGAAAACCCAGAGGGAGUUGUUGAUCACACAGUGAAAUUUGAAAUUCAGCAGAGGGAAGAUUUCAGGUCUGUUCUACGCCGUGCCCCUGAGCCAAAAGUUGAAACAGCUGCAGAAGUUGGAAAGGCCUCAUAUGAAGUUAUUAAAGUUGAAAAACCACCUGAAGCCCCACAGCCUAAAGAAAUUGUAAAACUUAGGAAAGCUGAGAGAGUUAUUCAUGAAAAAGAAACAGAGGAGUCAGAAGAGCUUAGAAGCAAAUUCAAGCGCAGGAAGGAGGAAGGCUACUAUGAAGCCAUCACAGCUGUAGAAUUGAAGUCUCGCAGAAAGGAUGAAUCAUAUGAGGACAUGUUGAGGAAGAGGAAAGAGGAACUUCUUCACUGGACCAAACAAGUGCCUGAGGAGGAGAAGAAAAAGCCCCUCCCUGAAGGCAAAGUGACCAUUCCCAUACUUAAACCCGACAAAGUGGAGCUCUCUCCAAGUAUGGAGGCUCCAAAGAUCCUGGAACGCAUUCAAAGCCAGACAGUUGCCCUGGCAGAUGAGGCUCGCUUCCGUGUUAGAGUGGUCGGAAAACCAGAUCCUGAGUGCCAGUGGUUCAAGAAUGGAAUAAAACUAGAGAAAACCGAACGGAUUUACUGGUACUGGCCUGAAGAUAAUGUAUGUGAAUUGGUAAUUAGAGAUGUUUCAGCAGAAGAUUCUGCCAGCAUUAUGGUUAAAGCCAUCAACAUUGCUGGAGAAACUUCAAGCCACGCAUUCCUGCUUGUACAAGCUAAGCAAGUAAUUACCUUCACUCAGCAGUUAGAAGAUGUCAGUGCUAAAGAAAAGGACACCAUGGUGACUUUUGAGUGUGAAACCUCUGAGCCCUUUGUCAAAGUGAAAUGGUUAAAAAAUAAUGUUGAUAUUUUCUCUGGAGACAAAUACAGGAUGCACUCUGACAGAAAAGUUCAUUUUCUUUCUGUUUUAAUCAUUGAUAUGGGGGAUGCAGCAGAAUACACUUGUGCCCUUGUAGAAGACAGUUACAUCAAAACUUCUGCUAGACUUGUUGUUGAAGGUGCCCCACUAGAAAUCAUAAAGAAACUUGAAAACAUUGAAGUACCCGAAACCUACUCAGGGGAAUUUGAGUGUAUUCUCUCCCGUGAGGAUGCUGAGGGGAAGUGGUAUCAUGGGGACGUUGAGAUUACACCAAGCAGUAAAUAUGUCAUUUCUUCCCGGCGUGGCCGACACACUCUUUCAGUGAAAGAUGUCAAAAAGGAAGACCAGGGCCAAUACAGCUUUAUUGUAGGUGACAUAAAGACAACUUCUACCCUGAAAAUGUUAUUACGCCCUGUCACACUUGUGCAAGGACUUGGAGACAAAACUGUUUGUGAAGGUGAUAUUGCACAACUUGAAGUGAAAUUUUCUCAAGAAAAUGUGGAAGGAACCUGGAUGAAGAGUGGCCAACCCAUCCAGCCCAGCGAUCGAAUUCACAUUGUGAUUGACAAGCAGACACACAAGCUUCUUGUAGAAGAUACCACCAAGGGAGACGCUGGAACAUACUCCUUUGUUGUAACAGGACAUGAUCUUUCCACAACAGGACGCUUGACUGUUCAGAGUGUUGAUAUAGUGAUCCCACUGAAGGAUAUCACUUGUGUUGAGGGAACAAAAGCUGUAAUGGAAGCUAAAAUCUCUGCUGCAGACAUCAGUUCAGUGAAGUGGUACCUAAACGACCAGCUGUUAGAGCCAAGCGACAGGAUUCAAGCUGUUGCCAAAGGAUCCAAGCAGCGUUUGGUGAUCACUCGUACUUUUGCCUCUGAUGAAGGACGGUGCAGACUUGUUGUUGGCAGGGCUGAAUCAAGUUGCAACCUUUCUAUUGAAAGAAUUCAUAUUGUAAGACAUCUACAAGAUCAGGUGUGCACUGAAACCCAAAAUGUGACUUUUGAAGCUGAGCUGUCUCAUCCUGGAAUUGAUGCUGUCUGGAAGUUUAAGAACCAGAUCAUCAAAGCUGAUCCCCAGUACAAGAUUGAAACAAAAGACACACGAUACUUGCUGACAGUAGUCAAUACAAUGAAAGAUGAGGAAGGAGAAUAUACUUUUGAGGCUGGAGAACACACAUCAACUGCAAAACUUACAGUAUCAGGUGGAGCAAUCAACAAACCACUACAGGAUGUGACUGUAGCUGAGUCUCAGACUGCUGUAUUUGAGUGUGAGGUGGCUAACCCUGAUUCAGAGGGAAAAUGGCUGAAGGAUGGCAAACCAAUUGACUUUAACGAUAACGUUAGGAGUGAAAGAGAUGGUGCAAAAAGACGGCUUGUUAUUGUCAUUACAAAACCACAAGAUAUUGGUGAAUAUACCUACCAAGUGGCAACUUCAAAGACAACAGCCAAUCUUAAAGUUGAAGCUGUCAAAGUUAAGAAGACUCUGAAGAAUCUAACUGUAACUGAAACCAAGGAUGCAAUGUUCACCCUGGAACUCACACAUGCUGAUGUAAAGGGUUCACAGUGGAUUAAAAAUGGUGUUGAACUUGAACCAAGUGACAAAUAUGAAAUACGUGUUGAUGGCACAGUUCAUUCACUGAAGAUCAAAAACUGCACUACACAAGAUGAGUCAGUUUAUAGUUUCAAACUUGGAAGGGUUGGAGCUAAUGCCAGACUUAAUGUGGAAACUAUUAAGAUUGUUAAGAAACCUAAAGAUGUGACAGCUUUAGUAGAUGCCACAGCUUCCUUUGAACUGAGCUUGUCUCAUGAUGACGUACCAGUGAAAUGGAUGUUUAAUAAUGUAGAGCUGAAACCAAGUGAAAAAUGCAAGAUAUUAUCAGAAAGGAAGGCACAUAAACUCAUAAUUCAGAACAUCAAUUCUGCAGAUGAUGGAGAAUACACAGCUAUUGUUGGACACUUGGAAUGCAAAGCCAGAUUACAUGUUGAGGCUUUGCGUAUUACAAAGACGAUGAAAAACAUUGAGAUUCCUGAAACAAAGGUUGCAACCUUUGAGUGUGAAGUCUCUCACUUCAACGUUCCCUCCCUGUGGCUAAAAAAUGGAGUUGAAAUUGAAAUGAGUGAGAAGUUUAGGAUCGUAGUUCAGGGCAAGCUCCACCAGCUGAUAAUUAUGAACACAAGCAGUGAAGAUUCUGCAGAGUAUACAUUUAUAUGUGGAAACGACAAAGUCUCUGCAACUCUCACAGUAAAGCCCAUCUUAAUAACAUCCAUGCUAGAAGACCUUAAUGCCCAGGAGAAAGAUACUAUAACUUUUGAAGUAAAUGUAAAUUAUGAAGGAAUCACUUACAAAUGGUUGAAGAAUGGAGUGGAGAUCAGAUCAACAGACAGAUGCCAGAUAAAGUCAAAACAACAAACACACUCUUUGACAAUCCGAAAUGUACACUUUGGUGAUGUUGGAGAGUAUUCUUUUGUGGCUGGCUCAGCAGCAACAUCUGCAAAUUUAUAUGUUGAAGCUCGUGUUAUUGAGUUCAGAAAGCACAUUAAAGACAUCAAAGUAGUAGAGAAGAAAAAAGCAGUUUUUGAAUGUGAACUCUCAGAGCCCAAUGUCACCGUGCAAUGGAUGAAAAAUGGACAAGAAAUUGACUUAACAGAAAGAUAUAAAGUCACAGCAGAGAAAUUUCUGCAUCGCCUGAUGAUUCCUACUGUGCGCAUGUCUGAUGCUGGAGAAUACUCAGUGGUAGCUGGCGGGAAUAUGUCCACUGCCACUUUAACCGUUGAAGGCCGUGAUAUUAAGAUAACAGAACCAGCUGAAAAAGACAUCACAGUUGUGGAAAGACAAAGAGCUGUCCUUGAAUUUGAAGUAAAUGAGGAUGAAACAGAAGCCCGCUGGCUCAGAAAUGGAGUUGAAAUCAAUUUCUCAGUUGAAGAGAGAUUCAAAUAUGUGGUGAUCAGAAGGCUCCAUCGCUUGACCAUCACGGAAACCAUACGUACUGAUGCUGGUGAAUACACCUUUGUAGCUGGCAGGAACCGAAGUGUGGUUACACUCCACGUGAAUAUUCCAGAGCCACCACAGAUUAUACAACACAUGGAGCCCUUGACAGUGGAGUCUGGAAAACCUGCUAGAUUCUCAGUUGUAGUUAAAGGCAUUCCACAGCCUAAGGUUUAUUGGUAUAAGGAUUCACAGAUACUAUCAGCAGGAUUUAAGUGCAAAUUCCUUCAUGAUGGGGAUGAGUACACUCUCCUGCUGAUUGAAGUUUUCCCUGAAGAUGCAGCAGCCUAUCACUGUGAAGCCAAAAAUGACUAUGGAGUAGCUAGCAGUUCAGCAUCUCUUGAAGUUGAAGUACCAGAGGUGAUUUCUCCAGACACAGGAGCUCCGCUUUCCCCUCCUGUGCUAAUAUCUCCUAUUCAGAGCACUUCUACAGUUGAAGGACAGUCAGCUCGUUUCCAAUGCAGGGUUUCUGGAGAAGAUCUCACCAUUACAUGGUACAACAAGGACAAGGAGAUCAAACAGUCCGAGUUUUUCAAAAUGACUCAAUUUGAAGAUAGCUGCCAGCUUGAAAUUAUUAAGGCAUACCCGGAGGAUGAAGGAGAAUACACCUGUGUAGCAAAAAAUUCGGCUGGACAGGUCUCAUGCUCUGCAGUUUUGACUCUUGAAGGACUUAAAAAAGUUGAAGAAAUUACAUCCAAGGCUCAGUGGUAUACUUCUACCAGUGUCUCUUCAAGUGUUUCCAGUGCAAAGAAGGAACCUAUAGGCCAGAGGCCUAUUUUCAUUCAGCCUAUUUCGAGCUGCAUUGUACAUCAUGGGGAAGUGGCCAGAUUUCAUGCACGUGUAUCUGGCAUGCCAAAACCAGAAAUUCGCUGGUUUCAUAACCAGCAGUUAAUACAAGCAACAAAAAAUGUGGUGUUUUAUUUUGAUGAAAUCACAAACACCGCUACUCUGAUUAUAGUUGAUGCUUUCUCUGAGCAUGCUGGACAAUACACUUGCAAAGCAAGCAAUAGUGCUGGAGAAGCGACUUGCACGGCUACUCUUGCUGUAACUACUGAAGAGAUAAAGAAGGUUCGAGAGGAGAUUGAACGCAAAAUUGAGAUGGAAGUAAAAGAAUUUUCUAGCUUGACUGUCACAUCUGAAGAAGAGAAACAAGAAUCCUACAGCAGUGGCCUACGAUUAUCAGAAAAAACCAAAACAUUUGAACUCAAGCCAGAAUCUAAACGUUAUUCUAGCACAAUAGAAAAGAAGAAAGAAAAGGAAAAAGAGCCAGUUUUUCUUAAACAAUUGUCUCACAUAGAGGUUACUGUUGGAGAAAUUGCUAGGUUUACCAUCACGGUUACUGGUAUCCCAAAACCCAGAAUUCAGUGGUUUCAUAAUGGCAUGAUGUUGACUCCUUCAUCAGAUUAUACAUUUUCUCAGGAAAACGAUGAGUACACAUUGACUAUUCACCGAGUAAAGAUUGAACAUGAAGGAGAGUAUUCUUGCACUGCAAAUAGUAUACAUGGUCAGUCAUCUUGUAGUGCUUUUCUCCGGGUCAAGACAAAAGCAAUAACAGGUGGAUUAAGAAGGACAUCUGCAGUAGAAAAGAGAGUUAUCCAGGAAUCUGCGUCCAUUAAGACUGAACACAGAGUAGAGAAAACCUUCAAAGUGACUGGACAGCCCCCUCGAUUUAUAAAAACAAUAGAACCUGCACAGUGCACAGAAGGAAGUCAAGCUAAAUUUGAAUACAAAGUAUCAGGGGAACCUCUCCCUGAAAUACAGUGGUUCAGGGGUAGCUACCAGAUUCAGCCAAAUAUCUAUUUCACAAUUGUGCACAACUCUGAUGGCUCUGGCUUCUUAUAUUUAAAAAAUGUUCAGCAAGAUGACAGUGGCCUUUACACUUGCAGAGCAUUCAACCCAACCGGAGAAGCCUCCUGUAGUGCUGAACUGCUUGUGUUUAGGGACACAUAUGCUGUUUCUCGACACAAAGAGCACACAGUUGUUCAGAAGGAAAUGGCUUACAAAGUUUCAACAAGUGAGCAAGCAACUGAAUCCCAUCUAUACAUGGUAAACUUGCCAGGGGAAGCAAGAGUUAAUCUCCAAGAUAGACAUCAGAUGGUGUACACAAUUGGUACAGAGGACAGACAGUCAGUAAGCAGUGAAGAGGUACGCUCAUUACGGGAACUGGAUAUCUCAGCAGCUUCAUUGCAUAGGGAGCAUGUUCCUACUCACCAAGCUGCCAUUUUACAAUCUCAAGAAGUUGAAGAGCAUGUCACAGAUUCAAUCACUGAAGCUGUUCUUGAAUCAAUCGUUCCAGUGAUGAGACAGCUACAUACAGCGGCCUUUACUUCUUCUGUACAAGAAAGCCAAGGGUUUACAGAGCAGCACUGUGAUCCAAUACAAAAACCAGAAGCCAUUAAACUUGAAGUAUCAAAGGAAAGACCUUCAAAACUAGUUUCAGCUGUUGCUGAAGAAAUAGUCCCUUUAAGUUCUGUGAAAUCAGAAACUUUAAGUGACAAGAAGACAGAGCAUUUGGUGCCAGGUCUUGAACCCAAGCCCAUGGUAUAUAGCCAUCAAGUGGAAAGUAAGAUUCCACUUCCAAAAGAGGAAUCAUACAUUCUUCAGAUACCAGAUGUUGAAAGAGGUUAUAGGGUUAAAGAAGGUGUUAAAAUAUUAUACACUGCUGUGGCAUCAGAAAAGCAAAAUAUUUCUGAAGCCCAUUCCACUGAGCUAUCAGUUUCUGAAGAUGCCACAAAAGCUACUGCAGUAAAAGAAUUAGCUAAGCCAAUUUUAAUACCUGUUACUGAAAUCCAAAAAUCCUUACCGAAAGAACAACAAUUUGUCUUAGAAAGAGCAAAGGAGGAAAAGGUCACUUUAACAAAGGACACAUUAUGGAAAUCAGCUUUAAUUGCUGAGGAAAAGCAACAGCUCAAAGGUGAACACACAGAACAAAUUCCAGGAUUAGAAAGUGCUGUCUCUGUUCAUUCUCAAAAGGAAGAAGAACAACUGGUGCAUUUGCAGGUUAUAAUGGAACAGGAUGCAUUACCAGCGGAAGGUAGAUUUAGUUGUGAGGUACCACCAGAAGAACAAGCAGAAAUUCGAAAAAGCCCCACUUUGAUGCAUACAUCAAUCACAGAUGAACAGAAAUCUAUAAUUUGUGAAGAGACUUCUCUGCUUUCUGCCAAAGAAAGUGCAUUUUCUGUUCAACCUACAAAAGAAAGUCCAGCUAAGUUACAUCUUCAGUCUGUACAGGAAGAAUGUGCAUUGCCAAAGGAAGGCAUAUUAAGCUUUGAGAAGCAAGAACCCCACAAAGCUGUUCAGAGACUCGAAAAAGCACGUAGACAGGCAGUUAUAGCAGAAGAAAAAAGGGAAUUUUCAGCUGAUUAUUCUACUGAUCUUGAUGUAGCAGUUAAAGGAAUUCAUACUGAACAUACAACUGAACCUCUGCCUCAGACGUGUCUUCAAGUAAUUACAGAAUCCACUCAAUUACCAAAGGAAAGCCCAUUCACAACAGAUGUGAAGCAGCAGCGUGCAUUAGUGCAGAAAGAAGACCGCUGGAACAUAAUGCAUUUAACAACAGUAGAAGAGAGCAAGGCUUUGGAAGAGGGCCACACAGAUACUUUUAAGGGAAUUGAAAGAUUCACAUGUGAGGCAAAGGUGGAACCUAAAUUUCCAUCUGAGCCAAUUCACAUUGAAGAGAAAGCAGUUACAACAGAAAGUAGUAUUGUUUUAGAGGCUGCUGAACAGGACUUUGCUGACUGGAUUCAGGAAGGGCAGUGCAUAAGACUGCCAUUGUUGACUGAAGAAAAACAAAUUAUAAUUGGUGAACGAUCUAAAGAGCUAACUAGAUCAGAAGCAACAACACUUCAUAUAAAAACACAGACAAAAGGAGCUAUGCAAGUCCAUGAAAUACAGGAAACUAGAGUUCUACCAAAAGAGCUUACUUUUGUUAUCCAAACACCCAAAUCUUUCAGUUUGGACAUUAGAAAACAACUAAGAAGUGCACUGCAAUCUGCAGUAGCUAGCGAACGACCUUUACUUUUGGCUGAAGUUUUAGGGUGUUUGGAAGACAUAAAGAUAAAGGAUGUAAAAAUCUGUAAAGAACCAAAAUAUGAAAUGUUUACAUACCUUAUUACUACAAGCAGUUCCCCACCUAUGGAAAUAACGAUUGCUUUUGAAGGAGAAUAUCCUCAGACUGCUGAUCUAAAAAAUGAACUUCAGGCAGCUUUUCAGUCUAUUAUUCAUCGGGAACAGCACGUCCUGUCCUCUGAACAACCAGGGAUCAUGCAAAUUGAUAGGCCUCAAAGGUUACAUGUUAGCAGUGCACCUUCCAAAGAAAUGUUAUCAUCUGUAAUAGAAACUGUUAGUUUAACUGAGUCUGUCUCAGACUUUGCACCUCCCAAAACACAGUCAGCUGCACUUAGAACCCAAGUUCAGCCAUCAAUCCAAACUGUAACGGCUCAAGAUCGAACUUUGUUGCAGGAGUCAAUUGAUUCAUCUUCAAAGCGUUCAAUGAGUGCACAAGUGAUUGAAGUAACCACAGAAACAAAAAUGGAUUUUCAGGAGCAGUUGUCUGUUCAGGAAGUUAAGACAGUGACAGUAAAAGGUCGUGAGAGAGAUGUUGGGGUAGCAGUUAUCACUACAGACAUGCCUUUAGCACCAAUUCCGGUUGAACAGUCUGUGGAUGUUCGUAUAAUGCAAGAAAGAAAACAGGAAAUUUUGAAAGAAGAAACAAUUAUAUCCAAAGCCAAAGGAAAAGUGAAAGACAUUCCUGUUAUAACAAGGGCUCCGGAAGACAUUUCUGCAGAAGAACAUAGUAAAGUUACUAUCAGUGUAAAUGUAGCUAAUGCCAAAAAGGUAAACUGGCUUUUCAAUGGAAAAUUGGUUUCAUCUGGCAAAGAGUUCAAAUGUUUAAAGGACCAUGAUACUUAUACUCUUGUAAUCAACAAAACAAUCAAGGAGAACCACGAAGGAGAAUAUAUCUGUGAGGCAGUGAAUGAAGCUGGAAAGACCUCAACAUCAUCGAAUCUCACAGUUUUCUUAAGAGUUCCACCUGUUUUCAAGAAGAAAAUUCAACCCCAGGAAGUCAUUCUUGGAAAUCCUGCAAAAUUUGAGUGUGAGAUUGAAGAUGCACCAAACGUGACCUUUAAGUGGUUUAAAGCUGGCAGUGAGAUCCGAGACGGUGACAGAUGCCGAAUUGUCAGCCGGUACUACAUGUCCUCAUUGGAAAUUCCGAAUCCACAACUGACAGAUAGCGGUGAAUAUACUUGUAAAGCUUCUAAUCAACAUGGCAGUGACAGCUGUAUGGCCUCCCUAAAAGUAGCAGAAGUUUUCCCUCCAGUCUUUGUAGCUAAGCCAGAGCCAAUGACUUUAUUUGUGGGAAAAAGUGCAAGAAUACAGUGUUUAGUGACUGGUUCUUCGCCAAUGCAUAUUGUUUGGCAAAAAGGCAAUGUUGCCAUUUCUUCAGAGGCAAAUUAUAAGAUUACAGCUGAUAACAACAAACACACUCUUGAAAUUCAAAAUCUUCAACUUGUAGAUCAGGGUAUUUACUUUUGCAAAGCAACAAAUGGAGUUGGAACCGACAUGUGCAGUGCUGAACUGAAGGUGAUCGAUAAACCACAUUUUGUAAAAUCAAUUGAACCAUUGUCAGUUGCUGUCGGGCACCCUAUACGACUUGAGUGCCAAGUGGAUGAAGAUACAGGAGUAACCAUCACUUGGAGCAGAGAUGGAAAAAAGCUCCAUCACACCAUGGAUUACAAAAUUAUCUUUGAAGAAAAGGUAGCAAUUCUUGAAAUUCCAAAUGCAAAGCUUAAGGACUCUGGAAACUAUGUUUGCACUGCUACAAAUGAUGCUGGGGGCAGUACUUGCUCUUCUUCUAUAAUUGUACGAGAGCCCCCAUUAUUUAUUAAGAGGUUGGAGUCCAAGCUUCUGUGGAAACAUGGUGGGACAGCACGGAUGCAGUGCUCAGUGAAAGGCUCACCUGAACUUCAUGCUGCCUGGUUUAAGAAUGACAAGGAAUUACAUACAAGUGAUAAAUACAAGAUAACCUUCACUGACUCUGUGGCAGUCUUAGAAAUAAGUGAUGUUAGUGUUUCUGACAGUGGAAAUUACACAUGUGAAGUUUUAAAUGAAGCUGGUUGUGAAAGCUGCAGCACUCAAGUAACAGUAAAAGAACCCCCUUAUUUUAAAAAGGAAUUGAAUCCGGUAGAGGUAGUGAGGGGAUCUACUACAACACUUGAAUGUGAGCUCGCUGGUACUGCUCCUUUUGAUGUGAACUGGUUUAAAGAUAAGAAACCAAUUAAAACUGGUAAAAAACACAAAAUUACCUGUGAAGGUGCCAUUGCCUCUUUGGAAAUUUCUUCAUUUGAAACAAUAGAUGCUGGAGAUUACCAGUGUUUUGUAUCUAAUGAUGUUGGCAAAACUUCAUGUAGAUCUACUGCGAAGUUGAAAGAACCUCCCUUGUUCGUUAAGAAGAUUGAAAACACUUCUGUGGUUUUGGGGGAUCCUGUUAAAUUGCAAUCAACUUUGAAAGGCUCAGCUCCUAUUUCAGUUAAAUGGCUGAAGGAUUCUGAGAUACUGAAAGAGGAUUCUAACACCAAAAUUACAUUUGAAAAUGGAGCUGCUACUUUGAAAAUAGCAACUGUUAACCCUAGCCACAGUGGCAGAUAUACAUGUCAAGCUGAAAAUGAUGCUGGGUUUCAGAAAUGUGAAGCUAUUUUAUCAGUACAAGAGCCUGCUAAAAUUGUAGAAAAAAUGGCAUCGAUUAGUGUGACAGCUGGAGACCCAGCAACUUUGGAGUGCACUAUAACAGGAAGUCCGGAACUGAAAGUAAAGUGGUUCAAAAAUGGAAAAGAGAUGGGUUCCAGCAGAAAAUAUAAAAUAAGCUGCAAAGAUAAUAUUGCCAUGCUAAAGAUUCUUGCUGCAGAAAAAGGGGACAGCGGAGAAUAUGUGGUUGAAGUGGCAAACAGUGUUGGAAAGGACAAAUGUUCUUCUUCUAUUACUGUGCUUGAUCGUAUCAUUUCACCAUCAUUUACAAAACCUCUAAGAAAGGUCGAUGGAAUUCUAGGUACCAGUGUAAACAUGGAAGGCAAAGUCUCUGGUUCUCAACCUAUGACGAUUUCCUGGUACAAAGAUGAAAAAGAGAUCUCAGCAAGUGUGAAACACCAAAUGGAAUUCAAAGAAAACACAGCUACACUGGGAAUUAGCCGAUUAGAAAAGACUGAUGCUGGAAUCUAUACCUGCCGAGCAACAAAUGCAGCAGGGAGCAAGGAGAGCAGUGGAACUGUAAUUGUAAAAGAGCCACCUAUCUUCACCGUAAAACCAGACUCGCAAGAUGUAAUACCUGGUUCAACUGUGAUCCUGCGGAGUGCUUUUACUGGAACAGCCCCAUUGUCAAUUAAGUGGUUUAAGGGUGAUAUGGAAAUGACAACUGGUGGAAGAUGUUUUAUCAAAAAGGAAACAUCCUCAAGCUUUCUGGAACUUCAUUCAGUGAAAACCUCUGAUUCAGAUAAUUACACUUGUCAAGUUAGCAAUGAUGCUGGAAAGGUGACAUGCACCGCUGUCUUGUUUGUGAAAGAACCUCCAUCAUUUGUAAAGAAGCUUGAGUCAUCGAAACUCUCAAUGAGUGGAUCCCCUGUUGUUUUGGAAUGCAAAGUAACUGGUACUCCUGAAAUCAAAAUUAAAUGGUUCAAGAAUGAAAGUGAAAUCAGUAUGAGUAAGAAAUAUCGAAUGUCCUUUGACAACUCAAUGGCUGUUUUGGACAUUGUCAACACAGAUGUUGAUGACAGUGGUGAUUACAUUUGUGAAGCAUUCAAUGAAGCCGGCAGCGAUCGAUGUAGCAGCAUGAUUACAAUUAAAGAACCUCCUGAAUUUACAAAGGCUUUUGAGUCAAAGGAUGUUGUCAAAGGUUCUGAUGUUAUUUUGGAAGGCAUGGUGUCUGGCUCAGCUCCUUUUGAUAUAAUGUGGUAUAAAGACAAUAAACCUGUCAGGAGUGAUAAAAGGCACCAGAUGAGCUUGCAAAAUGGUGUAGUUGCUCUUCAGAUUCUGAAAUGUGAUGCAGCAGAUGUUGGAAGUUAUCAGUGUACAGUAUCAAAUGAAGUAGGGAAGUCUUCCUGUGACUGCAGAUUAACACUGAAAGAACCUCCAUCAUUUGUGCAGAAGCUUGAAAACAUGAGUUCCUUGGUAGGAAGUGUAAUUACAAUGCAAUGUACCCUGAAAGGUUCAGUGCCAAUCACUGUCUCCUGGAUCAAGGAUAAUCAUGAAGUGACAAUCAAUGAGAAUGUAAAAAUUUAUUUUGAGGACAAUGUUGCCACACUGUAUAUCAGUGAUAUUCAGACACAUCAUACUGGAAAGUACACAUGUCAGGCAAAGAAUGACGCUGGGGCUCAGAAAUGCUCUGCCUCGUUAGUAGUAAAAGAACCUGCAAACAUUACUGAAAAAGCUAAGUCGAUCAGUGUCACUGCUGGGGAUCCAGCUGCAUUGGAAUGUAGAUUUUCAGGAACCAAAGUACUUAAAGCUAAGUGGUUCAAGAAUGGGAAGGAACUAACAUCAGGCAAGAACUAUAAAAUCCUCACUACGGAGAAAAGCUCUUUGUUAAAGAUUGUUUCAACAGAAAAGAUUGAUGGUGGAGAGUAUACAUUUGAAAUUUCCAAUGAUGAGGGUUCCAGCACAUGUCAGGCCACUAUUACAGUUCUAGAUCAAAUAAUCAAGCCGUCUUUCACAAGAAAACUCAAACCAGUGGAUAGUAUCAAAGGAUCUUUUGCCCACCUGGAAUGCCUUGUGUCUGGUUCCCUCCCAAUGAAUGUAGUUUGGUACAAAGACGAUAAAGAGAUAUCAACUGAUGAAAAACACAAGUGCACACUUUAUGAAAAUACUGCAUUUUUGGAAAUAAGCCGUCUUGACAGUUCUGACAGUGGGACGUACUCAUGCAUUGCAACAAACAAAGCAGGAAGUGACCAGUGUUCUGGUUCAUUAAUUGUAAAAGAACCACCAACCAUUGUAGAAAAACCUUUGUCAAAGGAUGUUUUACCUGGAUCACGAGUGCAGUUUAAAGUUCUUUUUGGUGGCACUCCACCAUUGACCAUAAAGUGGUUUAAAAACAAUAAGGAGCUUGUGUCUGGAUCCUCUUGCUCUGUCUGGAAGGAUAACACAGCAAGCUUGCUGGAACUCUUCUCUGCAAAGGCUUCAGACUCUGGAGAUUACUCUUUUGAGAUCAGUAAUGACGUUGGCUCUGACGCUUGUAAAGCAACACUCUUUGUCAAAGAACCUCCAAAAUUCACACAGAGGCCUGAAAGCAUAGCACUGUUGAAGCCAGGACAAAGCAAGACAUUUGAAUGCCGGGUGGUAGGCACCCCUGAAAUAAAAGUUUGCUGGUUUAGAGAUGGAAAUGAAAUAAGUCCCAGUGGCAAAUAUAAAAUGUCCUUUGAUAACUCCCUGGUGAGUUUGGAAGUUAUCGGGGCUGACAUGGGAGACAGUGGAAUUUAUGUCUGUGAGGCACGCAAUGACGCUGGUAGUGAAAGUUGCAGCAUUGAACUGAAUGUAAAAGAACCUCCUGUGUUUAUAAAGGAAUUAUUACCCACUGAGGUUGUAAAGGCUUCUGAUUUGUUGCUUGAAUGCCAAGUAAUUGGUACAGCCCCAUUUGAAGUUAACUGGUAUAAGGAUGCUAAAGAAAUCAGAAGCAGUAAGAGGCAUACAAUUUCACAGUCAAAUGGUAUUGUUAACCUACAUAUUCUGAAAUGUGACACUUUAGACGCUGGUGAAUACCAGUGUACUGUAGCAAAUGAAGUGGGAAGUUGCUCCUGCAGGGCAGUGAUACGAAUGAAAGAACCACCAUCAUUUGUGAAGAAGGUCCAAAAUGUUGCCACGGUUUUAGGAAAUUCAGCUCAAUUUCAGUGCACUGUGACUGGAUCACCUCCUUUGUCAGUAAAAUGGCAGAAAGAUGAAGAAUGGGUCUUGGAAGGUCCUAAUAUUGAGAUGAAAUUUGAGAACAAUGUUGCUUCUUUGCAAAUUGCUGUAGUAGAAGCAAGUCAUGGUGGGAGAUAUACUUGCCAGCUUAUGAAUGAUGCAGGCAUGGUAAAGUGCUUUGCUACUCUGUUGGUGCAAGAACCUGCCCAAAUUACAGAGAAACCUGAGGCAAUAAGUGUAACUGCAGGUGAUCCUGUCAGUUUAGAUUGUAAAGUUGCAGGCACCCCUGAACUCAAAGUUAAAUGGUUUAAAGAUGACAAAGAGCUUACACCUAGCAGGAAACAUAAAAUCAGUUUCCUGAAUAAUUUGGGAAGCCUUAACAUUCAGUCUGCACAAAUUGAUGAUGAUGGGGAAUAUACCUUUGAGGUCUGCAAUGACAUUGGAAGCUGCAGUUGUAAAAUGUAUUUGACCGUUCUAGAACAAGUAAUAGCUCCAUCCUUCCUCAAACCACUGACGGAAAUGCAACACAUUUUGGGAUCUUUUGUUCGAAUGGAGUGCAAAAUUACUGGUUCACUUCCUAUAAGUGUGGAAUGGGAAAAGGACGGCACUCUCAUAUCUGGUAGAACAAAAUAUAAUCUUGCCCAUGAACUGAACACUGUGUCCUUGGAGAUUGAGCACUUAGAGAAAACUGAUGCGGGGAUGUACACUUGUAAACUAUCAAACGAAGCAGGAAGCUGUGAAUGCAAUGGUGCACUAGUGGUUAAAGAGCCACCAGGUUUUGUGGUGAAACCAGAACCACAGACCGUUCUUCCUCUUUCUACGGUACAUUUUAAGAGCACCUUAAAGGGAACACCUCCUUUUACAGUGAAAUGGUUGAAGGACGACAAAGAAAUAAUAACUGGACCAACCUGCAUUAUUGGACUGGAGGGCCUCUCUUGCUUUUUAGAUCUUUAUUCUGUUGGAGUUUCACAAAGUGGAAUUUAUACUUGUCAAGUUAGCAAUGAUGCUGGUACAGCAACCUGUACAACAAACUUACUUGUAAAAGAACCUCCGACAUUUGUUACGAAACUUGAGUCUUCAAAGGUUGUGAAGCAGCAUGAAAAGUUGCACCUUGAAUGCAAAGUAUCUGGAUCACCUGAACUGCAAAUUUCUUGGUUCAGAAAUGACAAUAAGAUCACAGAGAAUGAAAAUUUCAGAAUAUCCUUCAUCAACUCUGUGGCAGUUUUUGAAAUUGUGUCAGCAACCCUUGAUGACAGUGGAGACUACACCUGUGAAGCUCAGAAUGAUGCUGGGAGUGUCAGCUGCAGCACUACACUGACAGUAAAAGAACCACCAACUUUCUUCAAAGUACCUGAACCCCUGGAGGGCAUGAAAGGCAAAGAUGUUAGUCUUGAAUGUGAACUUUCAGGUUCAGCACCUUUUGAUAUUACCUGGUACAAAGACAAAAGGCAAAUUAAAGACAGUAAAAAGUACAAAGUCACCCAUGAGGGAUACCAUGCUACUUUGCACAUUCUGAGUCUUGAGGCUUCUGAUGUUGGUGAAUAUCAAUGCAAAGCAGCAAACAAUGUGGGAAGUGAAAGUUGCACUUGCAUUGUAAAACUCAAAGAGCCACCUGUGUUUGUGAAGAAACUUUCAAAUGUGACUGCUGUCUCUGGAGAAGAAAUAACUUUAGGUGCUACUAUUAAAGGAUCACAACCAAUUACCGUGUCUUGGAUUAAAGGCAAGGAAGAUGUUCUUCGAGAGAGUGAAAAUACCAAAAUCUCCUAUGAAAAGAAUGUGGUAGCUCUGAAGAUAUUUAAUGCAGAACCAAAAAAUGCUGGCAAAUACAUUUGCCAGAUAAGAAAUGAUGCAGGAAUGGUGGAAUGUAUGGCAUCCUUAGCUGUUUUAGAACCUGCCUCAAUCGUGGAAAAACCAGAACCCAUCCGUGUUACAGCAGGGGAUCCUGCAGCAUUAGAAUGUACUGUGGUUGGUACACCAGAGCUGAAAGCAAAAUGGUUUAAGGAUGGUAAAGAGUUGGCAUCUGGCCGUAAAUAUAAGAUUACAUUUUCAAAAAUGGUUUCCACUCUUAAGAUUUUGUCUGCAGAAAAAGGGGACACUGGAGAGUAUAUGUUUGAGAUAAACAACAAUGUUGGCAGUGACAGCUGUAAAACAUCUGUUACUGUUUUAGAUAAAAUUAUACCUCCUACAUUCACAAGGAAAUUAAAGAACACUACUGCAGUUUUGGGAACAGCUGGAAAGUUGGACUGCAAAGUAUCUGGAUCUCCACCAUUAUCUCUUUUUUGGUUCCAUAAUGGGGAAGAGAUAGCAGAUGGAAUAAAACAUCAGGUUACAUUCAGUGAAAAUACAUGCACUUUAAAAAUUCAGACCCUAGAAUUAUCAGAUGCUGGACAUUAUGAAUGCAAAGCAACUAAUAGUGCUGGGUCUGAUGAAUGCAGUGCUUCUUUGAUUGUAAAAGAGCCUCCAUCUUUUGUGAAAAAGCCAGAACCUUUGGAAGCUCUACCUGGGUCCAAUGUUACAUUUAUGGGGAUUGUUGCUGGAACCCCUCCACUUAAACUGAAAUGGUUCAGGGGCAGCACAGAAAUUGUUUCUGGAAGACACUAUGCAAUUUCUUUACAAGACACAGUAGCAACCCUGGAACUGUUCAAAGUAGACUCAUCAAAAACUGGAGAGUAUACCUGUGAGAUAAGUAAUGAUGCUGGAAAGGAUAGUUGCACAACAAACCUGUUGGUGAAAGAAUCUGCACACUUUUUGAAGAAAUUGAAGGAUUCUAGUGUUGAAAAGGGGAAAUCUCUGUUUCUUGAGUGUACAUAUUCUGGGACUCCACAAAUAUCUGUGACAUGGAGAAAGGAUGACAUUGAAAUUACAUCUUCAGAUAAAUACAAUAUAACAACUACAGAGACGUCCUGCAUCUUGGAGUAUAUUCACAGUGACAAAGAUGCUGGUGGAAAAUACUCUUGUGAAGUUGUAAAUGAAGCUGGAAGUGAUACUUGUGAAGCUGUAGUCUCAAUAUUAGAACCUCCAUUUUUUAUUCAAAAUUUGGAAGCAAUGGAUGUGACUGUGGGAGAUGCAGUUUGCUUGAAAUGCCAAUUAGGAGGAACACCUGAAAUUAAAGUGUCUUGGUAUAAAGGAGAUUCAAAACUGCGAUCUAGUCCUACAUGCAAAAUGGAGUUCACCAAAGGCAUUGCCUCUUUGAAACUAAGCAAGGUUGUCAAAAAUGACUUUGGAGAAUACACCUGUAAAGCUGAAAACAAAAUAGGUUCAACUUCUUCAAGUGCCUCUUUAACAGUACAAGAUAUCAAAACACCACCUACCUUUACAAGAAAAAUUACAAGUCUUCAACAGACUGAAGGCCUUCCAGUUAGAUUUGAGUGUCGUGUUUCUGGGUCCUCUCCUAUUGAGGUUUCUUGGCUUAAAGAUGGUGAACCUUUGCCAAGAGAUGAGGAAUUCACAUCCUCUUUUACUGAUAAUUCUGCAGUCUUAGAAAUUUCUAAAAGUGAAAUGAAACACUCAGGGGAGUAUACUUGUGUGGCUUCUAAUAUUGUUGGAUCUGCCUCUUGUAGAGCAAAGCUUACACUUCAAGAACCACGGUUUCCUCCUGUAUUUGAUAAACAAUUGUUUCCCUUGGCUGUGUCUGUGGGAGACUGUGUUGAACUUGAGUGUCAUUUGACUGGAUCUUUACCCAUCAAAGUUACGUGGUCAAAGGACAACAAAGACAUCCGUGCAGGAGGAAAUUACAAGAUCACAUGUGUUGACAACACACCACAUCUUACGAUUCUGAGAGCAGAUAAGGCUGACUCUGGCCAAUAUUCUUGUCAUGCUAGUAAUGAUAUUGGAAAGGAUUCUUGUUCAACUCAAGUUACUGUGAAAGAACGCAAAAUACCACCUACCUUCACAAAAAAGCCUUCAGAAUCCAUUGAGGACACUGAAGGAAAACUUGUCAAACUAGAAGGCCGCGUUUCUGGUUCCCAGCCAAUGAGUAUAAGCUGGUUUAAGGAUGAAGAAGAAAUUCAAAUAUCGGACAGUUAUGAUGUGUCAUUCAAAAACAACGUAGUGCAAUUGAACAUUAAGAAAGCCACACUGUCCGAUUCAGGCUCUUACUUUUGCAAAGUGUCAAAUGAAGCUGGAACAGCCUCAUGUAUUGCAUCUGUGCUUAUUAAAGAACUUAAAAGGCCUCCAGUUUUUGAUCUGCCUCUUAAAUCAAUAACACUUAAUGAAGGUGAGAAGCUACAAUUAGGUUGCCACAUGCAAGGAUCUGAGCCAAUCAGGAUACAGUGGUUGAAGGACAGGAAAGAAAUCAAAUCUUCAGAUAAGUGCAGUAUGAUUUAUGCUGAUGGUGCUGCCACAUUGGAAAUAAGUGCUGCAACUAGAACAGAUUCUGGUGAUUAUUUAUGCAAAGCAACCAAUGAGGCUGGAAGUGAUUCUUGCAAGGCCAAAGUGACUGUAAAAGAUAAAAAACCAGGAGCACCUACACCUGUUGAAGGAGUACCUUCCCCUGCCAAACCUCCAAAAUUGGACAACCUGUUUUUCAUUGAUGAACCUAAGAGCACCAAAGCGUCAGAAAAGGGCACUGCAACUUUCAUUGCCAAAGUUGGUGGAGAUCCCAUUCCAAAUGUAAAAUGGAUGAAGGGAAAAUGGAGGCAGAUCAAUCAUGGAGGACGUAUAGUGGUCGAGCAGAAGGGACAAGAGGCCAAACUUGAAAUCAAAGAAGUGACCAGAACUGAUUCUGGACAGUACAGAUGCAUUGCUUCAAACAACUUUGGAGAAAUUGAAUGCAGUACCAGUCUUGAGGUGGAAGAGAAAAAAGAAAUUGUAGUUGAAGGAGACUUCCGAGCAAAACUGAAGAAAGUCUCUUCCAAGCAAAAGGAACAACCAGAAGAACCAGAGAUUGAUAUCGUUGAGCUACUGAAGAACGUUGACCCCAAAGAGUAUGAAAAAUAUGCUCGUAUGUACGGAAUCACAGAUUACCGUGGUCUUCUUCAGGCAAUUGAACAAAUAAAGAAAAUGCGUGAAGAGGAAACUCACAGAGUAGAAGUGGAACUGGAAGAAAGAACUCCCAAAGAGGAAAAAGAGUUUGAUGAGCUUGUUUCUUUUCUACAACAAAGAAUGACCCAGGCCGAGCCUGUCACUUUGGUGAAGGACAUUGAAGAUCAGACAAUUAUUGUAGAUAAGGAUGCAGUAUUUGAAUGUGAGAUCAAGAUCAACUAUCCUGAGAUCAAACUUUCAUGGUACAAAGGAACUGAAAAGCUUGAUACCAAUGAAAAAUAUGAUAUAAGCAUUGUAGGUGACCGUCAUCUGUUGAAAAUUAAAAACUGUCAGACUCGGGACCAAGGAAAUUAUCGUGUUGUUUGUGGUCCACACAUCUCAAGUGCCAAGUUAACUGUUGUGGAACCUGUAGUGGAACAGCCGCUUCAGACUGUAGCUGGUAAGGAAGGCCAGAUCUGUACAUUGACUUGCAAAUUCUCUAUCCCUAAUGUAAAAACACAGUGGUUUAAAAAUGGAAAACGUUUAGACCCACAUGGCAGAUACACAUUCGAUGUGACUGACAAAAUACAGAAACUUUCUAUUAAAGACCUUAGAUCAGAAGACCAAGGACGUUUUACCUGCAAAUAUGACAACCUUGAGACUACUGCAGAUCUUUGGGUAGAAGCUGAGCAAAUUCAGUUCACCAAGAGGAUCCAGAAUAUUGUUGUAAAUGAACAUCAGUCAGCAACCUUUGAAUGUGAGGUUUCCUUUGAUGAUGCUAUUGUUACAUGGUACAAAGACACAGCAGAACUAAAAGAAAGCCCAAAGUACAGCUUUAGAAGUGAAGGUCGACGCCAUUUCAUGACCAUCCACAAUGUUACUUCUGAAGAUGAAGGUGUUUACUCUGUGAUUGCACGUCUGGAGCCAAGGGGUGAAGCUCGUAGCACUGCUGAACUUUAUGUAUCAGGCAAAGAAAUUGAGGAGGGAAAGGCUCCUGAAGAUGUCCCUGAUACUGCUAUACAAGUUCCUGAAGCACCUUCUGCCAUUACUACCAAAGAUGUGACUCCUCCUGGUUUCUAUUAUUAUGAAGAAAAGAUGGAAGCGAGAGAGUACAAAAGCUGGGAAAUUCAAGAAACAGUAACAGACUAUGUCUAUGAAGAAAAGGAAAUCUCUGUGGAAAAAGCUGCUGAACCUCCAAGGGUUCCUGUAGAUGAAACAGUCACAAGACUUACAGUAGGAGGAAGAGAAACAGUUCCACAAAGAGCUCCUGAAGCUCCCAAGAAGCCUGAAGUGACUGAACCUGCUGUAGUUCCACCUAAGGAGGAGGCACCUGAAGUGGUUAAAGUACCUGAAGAGAUAAAGAAGCCAGUAUUUGAAAAGACCACACGAGAAGUUGUUCCAGAAAAGAAAGAACGUCCCACACCUAAAGCACCUGAAGAAAUCAGGAAGCCUGUUGCUGAACCAAUUGUUUCUCCUGUUGAAGUUGAGGUUACACCUAAAAAAGUGCCUGAAGUUAAGAAACCUGUACCCGAACCUAAAGUUGCACCACCAGCUAAAGUUGAACCUGAACGAAAACCUGAACCAGAAAAGAAGCCCACAGUUGCACCACCAAAAGUUGCUGAGGAACCUAAGAAGCCAGUGCCUCCAAAACCAGAGCCAACUCCUGCUCCUCCAAAGGAGACCAUUCCAACAAAAGUGCCAGAAGUUACCAGGAAGCCUGAAGUUACUGCUGAAGUUGCUGUUCCUAAAAAAGAGGAGAUUCUUCCUAAGAAGGAGGUAGCCCCUCCUAAGAAAGAAGAGGUUGCUCCAGUAAAAGUUCCUGAGGAGCCAAAGAAGCCAGCACCUGCAAGGCGAGAGCCAGUUAGCAAGCCAGAGCCAGAGCCAAAGCCAGCUCCUCCACCUCGAAAGGAGGAAGCCGUUCCGACAAAAGCGCCUGAAAUUAAACAGAAAGAAGCACGUAUAGAAAAAGUCCCCAUCACUGUACCUAAAGUGGAGGAAAGGGCACCGAUCAAAGUGCCAGAAGUUGUCACGAAGCCUGAGAAAAUUGCACCUGCUGUGCCCAAGCCUAAAAAAGAGGAAGCUGUUCCAAAGAAAGACGUUCCUCCAAUGAAAGUGUUGGAAGUCCCCAAGAAGCCUGAACAAAUUGCUGUGACUAUUGCUAAGACAGAGGAGAGAACUGCAAAGAGAGAAGAAGUGUCAUACAUGAAAGAUGAGAUUUCUGUAAAGCAAGAAGUUUUUCUCCAGAAAGAAUUUCCUGUCCAGAGAGAGGAGAUUUCAUUCCAGAAAAAGGAAUCUCUCAAGAGAGAGGAGCUAAUAGUUACAAAAGACGAUAUUUCAUUCAAGGAAGAGGAAACUCCUAUCACUAAGGCAGUGAUUUCACACAAGAAAGCAGAAAUUCCUUUGAAGAAAGCAGAAAUUCCCGUCAGCAAAGAAGAAGUUUCUCUGAUUUCACACAAGAAAGAAGAAAUUCCUUUGAAGAAAGCAGAAAUUUCUGUCAGCAAAGAAGUUUCUCUGAUUUCACACGAGAAAGAAGAAGUUCCUUUGAAGAAAGCAGAAAUUUCUGUCAGCAAAGAAGAAGUUUCUCUGAUUUCACACAAGAAAGAAGAAAUUCCUUUGAAGAAAGCAGAAAUUCCUGUCAGCAAAAAAGAAGUUUCUCUUAAAAAAGAAGAGGCUUAUUUCAAGAAAGAGGAGAUAUCGUUUAAAGAAGUUUCUCUUAAGAAAGAUGUUCUGCCUAGGAAGGUAGAAAUUGCCACUGAAGCACAUAAAAUUUUACCUAAAAUAGAAGACCUUCCUCCAAAGAAAGAAGAAAUAAUAGUAAAAACUGAAGACAUUCAUAUAGAAGAAGCUUCACCUAAAAAAGACAUUCCUACUAGAAAACAUGAAAUUGCACUGAAGAUAAAGGAAAGAGUGCCUAAAAUCGAAGAAGUUGCUCCUAAAAUAGAGGAAAUUGCUCCAAAGAAAGCCAUCCUUGUCAAAAAGGAAGAAAUACCAUCAGAAAAAGAGAGAAUCACUCCAAAGAAAGAGAUGGUAGCUCCAGUGAAAGUGUCUGAACCAGAAAAGAAGACCAUCCCUGAGAUACCUGAACAAGUCUAUGUUUCAAUCAAAGAAGAAGCUACUCUACGAAAAGUGCCAGAAGAGGUAGGGAAGAUCACUCCCGAAAAACCAAAACCAUCAGUGCAACGCAAAGAAGAGAAAAUACCAACAGUGUCAGUUCCGGAGCUGAGAAAGAAGCCUGUGAUUGAAGAAGUUACAAAAGUACAUGUUCCAGAAAAGGAAGAAAUAACACUUAAAAAAGAUGUGAGAGCAGCUGUUUUUGAAGAUGUUACUUCAGUCAGUGUUUCAAGACGAGAAGCCACACCUGUAAAAGUUCAUGAACCUACAAAGAAGGCUGAAAAAUCUAUUCCCAUCACCAAGUUGGAAGCAGAAAAGAUUGUACCAGAAAAAGUUCCAACACCUUCCAAGAUGAAAGUAUCAGAGCCAGUGGCACCAGAACCUGUGCCCAUAAAAGAGGAGGAAAAAUCAUUGGUUAAACCAGUAAAAGAUGAGGAAAAGGGCCCUGUUACUGCUCCUGCACCAGAGAAGAAAAAAGAAAAACCCAGUGUGGCACCGACAAUUCUUAAACAAAAAGGUAAAAUCCACAUGGAAGAAGAAGAUAAGCUGGAAGUUCCAGUCUUAAAGAAAAUGACCAAAAUAUCAAAGGAGAAGGAAAAAGAAGAAGCAAUAACUCUGAAAAAAGUCACUAAAGUACCUUCUGAAGAACUAACACCAGAAUUAAGUAUAUCUUUUCAACAAGUCAUGAGCACAGAAAAGUAUGAGGAAGAAGAGUAUCAACAUGUGUCUCUCAAGAAAGUUGAAGUGAUUCCAAAAAAGCCAGAACCUGAAAAGGAAGGUAUAACACUGAAAAAGGUUCCUUCAGGAAUUUUAAUAGAGCAAACUGAAGCAGAACAUGUAGAACUCAAAACAAUUGCAAGCUAUGGAACAGAGGAGCAAAUUCAGACUUUUAAGCCUCCCAAAAGGGCUGGAAAAGUCACAAAACCAGAAGGAAAGGAGAUUAUAGAAGAUGUUCAACUUAAGAAAAUUAAAAGAGACAUCAAGACAGAAGUUCCAGAGGAACCCAUGGUACCUCUGAAGAAAAUUGAGAAAGUUUCCUCAGAUGAAAAGGAGAGAGAGAGGGAUGCUCUAAAGAAAACUGCAAAACAUCCCAAAACUGAGAUCACCAAAGAACCUAGUUUAACUCUGGCAAAAGUGGAAAGAAUUCCUACUCAGGAGAGGGAAAUAGAAACAGUGACCCUGAAACCAAUUGAAAAAGUAUCUACACACGAGGAACCACCAGAAGUUGAGAAGCCAGGUAUUCCAAUUAAAAAAGGUGAGAGAAUUCCAACUGGAGAAAAAGAAAAAGACAUGGUAACUUUGAAAAAAGUUGACAGACCCCCAAAAGAUGAAGUAGUUAAAGAACCUGCUAUUCCACCCAAGAAAGUGGGAAAACUUCCCACAGAAGAAAAAGAAAAAGAAGAUGUGACUCUAAAACCUCUGAAGAAAAUCCCAAAAGUUGAAAAACCCAAAGAACCAGAUACAGAUUUAACAAAGGUGAAAAGAGUUCCAACACUGGAAAAGGAAAGAGAAACAGUGGAACUGAUACCUGUUCCAAAGUUGCCAAAGGAAGUAUCACCUGUUCACACUGAUGAAGUGGGUAAAAAGUUUAAAAAAGAAGAAAAAAUUCCUAUUGAAGCAAAGGAAAAAGAACCUAUGUUCUUUAAAAGAGGAGAAAAGGUUCCUAAAGAUGAAGUGCCCCUGGAAGCAGGUAUAACAUUAAAGAAAGUAGAAAAAAUCCCCACAGGAGAGGGAGAAAAAGAACCAGUGGCCCUAAAAAAGCCUGACCGAGUCCUAAUAGAUGGAAUCCCAAAGGAGCCUGGUUUGUUUUUAAAGAAAGUUGAAAGAAUUCCAACACAGGAAAAGGAAAAAGAACACGUUCCUCUUCAAAAACCUGAGCUGAAGAAAACAGAAUCACCAGGUGAACAUGUACCAAUAAAAGAACCUGAAAAGGUACAGAAAGGUGUAAAGGAGAAACCAGAAAUUAUACCAACAGAAGAAAAAACAGCUCCUAAAGUUAUUCCUCUAACAAAAGGUAAGAGUCCAAAGGAGGAGGAAAAGCCUGUACAGCUAAAGAAGGUGGGACAUGUGCCCAAAGAAGUAGAUGAAAAAGACAAAGAAAUACCACUUAAGCACAUGGAGCUCAGCAUACCAGGAAUAGAAAUGAAAAAGACUCCUUCCCCUAAAAUUGUAGGAAAGCCAAAAGCUAUAGAAUCCAUUCCUCUGGAGCGCAAACCAAGUGCAGAUGUUGCCAAAAAAACUGAAGAAAAGCCUGCUGCGAAAGAUUCUGUGGAGGAUAUUCCCAUUCUACUCAAGAAAGCAGCAAAGAAAACCAAGUCUCCAGAAGAAAUAGCUCCUCAGGUCCCACUUAAAAUUGGCAAAGGGAAGGUACCAGUGAUGAAAGAACUGUCUCCGGAAACUGUGCAGCUGAAGAAGAUUCCUACACAUUUAGAAGAAGAAGUCUUUGAAGAAGAGCCCGAAGAAGAGGAGGAUGAAGAGGAAACUUGGGGAUGGGAACUAGGUCCACGUGAUUCAUAUACUUCAUCGGAAGACUGGGAUGAAAGUGCAGAAACAGAAGAGGGGGCUGUUGAGACUCCAGGAAAGCCAGGUGAAAGACGAGAUGCAAAGGCACCCAGAGAGGAAGCUGGAAGGGGUAGAGGGCUACCAAAAGCGAGGCAAACGCCGUCGCCUGGUGAUGCAGAUAGGAGGAGGCUAAGACCAGGAGCUGGGGGUGACAAACCUCCUGAGGAAUCACCAUUUGGAUUCCAGCUCAAGGCUGUCCCACUGAAGUUUGUCAAGGAACUGAAAGACAUUGUUUUGCAAGAGGCUGAGUCCAUAGGGUCUUCAGCUGUUUUUGAGUGUCAGAUCUCACCAUCGACUGCUAUCACCUCCUGGAUGAAAGAUGGAAGCAACCUAAGAGAAAGUCCAAAACACAAAUUCACUUCAGACGGGAAGGAUCGGAAACUGAGUAUUAUUGAUGUGCAACUUUCUGACACUGGAGAAUACACUUGUGUAGCCAAGCUCGGCAAUAAAGAAAAGACCUCUACAGCCAAACUCAUUGUUGAAGAACUACCUGUUCGCUUUACAAAGACCCUUGAGGAAGAGUACUCAGUCAUCAAAGGACAGCCUAUGUACUUGACCUGUGAACUGAGUAAAGACAGAGAUGUGAUCUGGAAGAAGGAUGGUGUGCCACUAAAGGAGAUACCUGGCAAGCAUGCAGUGAAUGUCAUUGGACUGCAGCGAGCUGUGACCAUACAAGACGCUGAUGAUUCUGAUGCUGGUGUUUACUCAGUGGAGACAGCUGACAUCAAAUGCCAAACAACUGUAAAAGUAAUAGAAGUUAUCCGAGAUUGGCUGGUGAAACCCCUGAGAGAUCAACAUGUGAAACCCAAAGCAACUGCCAAGUUCACAUGUGAGCUUAUAAAGGACACACCAAAUGUGAAAUGGUUCAAAGGGGAUGAUGAAAUCCCAGCAGAACCCAAUGACAAGACUGAACCCUUGAAGGAUGGAAAUCAGCAUGUUCUCCUUGUGAAGAAUGCUACUCCAGAAGAUGUUGGGGAUUAUGCCUUUGAGGUUGAAGGUCGCAGAUAUCCAGCUAAACUCACUCUUGGAGAACGUGAGGCUGAAAUCCUGAAACCCCUGAAAAGUGUGGAGAUCUAUGAAAAAGAAAGUGCUAGCUUUGAUACUGAAAUUUCUGAGGAAGAUAUCCCAGGAGAAUGGAAAUUGAAAGGGGAAACUCUGCAGAGAUCACCUACUUGUGAGAUCAAAGCAGAGGGUAAGAAACGUAUGCUAUCUCUGCACAAUGUCCAAGUUGAUCAAGCUGGUGAAAUUACCUACCAAGCAUUGAAUGCCAUCACUACUGCCAUGCUUAAAGUCAAAGAAAUCGAACUGGACUUUGCAGUACCCUUGAAAGAUGUCUCUGUGCCAGAGAAAAAGCAGGCAAAGUUUGAAUGCCUUCUUACCAGGGAAGUUCCAAAGGUCAUGUGGACCAAAGGUUCUGACAUCAUCAAGUCUGGUGAUAAAUUUCACACAAUUGACGAUGGAAAGAAGCAUAUAUUGGUCAUCAACAGCUGCACUUUUGACGAUGAAGGAGAUUAUACAAUUGAAGCUAAUGGCAAAAAGUCAACAGCUAAACUUACCGUUGAAGGCAUAAGGCUGAAGUUCCUUAAACCAUUAAAGGACCAAACUGUGAAGGAAGGUAAAACAGCUCGAUUUGAAAUUGAGCUGUCUCAUGAGAAUGUACCGGUGACCUGGUACAGGAAUGAAAGAAAACUUCACCCAAGCAGAACCGUGCUUACCUCUGUAGAUGGAAAGAAGCAUAUAUUAGAAAUCAAAGAAGUCACUCUAGAUGACACUUGCCAGGUUAAGGCUGAAGCCCUUAGCCUUGCUACAGCGGGUAACCUGACUGUAUUAGAGGGUGAUCCAUACUUCACAGUUAAAUUACAAGAUUACACUGCAGUUGAGAAAGAUGAGGUCAUUUUGGACUGUGAGCUCAGCAAAGAUGUCCCUGUGAAAUGGUACAAGGAUGGGAAGGAGAUCAAAGCUUCAAAACUUGUAACUAUUAAGACUGAAGGCAAAAGAAGGAUUUUGUCUAUCAAAAGAGUGGAAAACAAAGAUAAGGGAGACUAUGUAUGUGACUGUGGGACAGACAAGACGAUGGCAACUGUGAACAUUGAGGCUAGAGAUAUUAAGGUUGUUCGACCCUUGUAUGGUGUGGAGCUCUUUGAUGGGGAAACUGCACGUUUUGAAGUGGAAAUCUCUGAAACAGAUGUUCAUCCUCAAUGGAAGCUGAAGGGAGAAAUCUUAUCUCCCUCUCCGGAUGUUGAGAUUAUUGAAGACGGUGCCAAACAUAUCUUGACCUUGUACAACUGCAAAAUACCCCAGUCUGGAGAAGUAUCUUUCCAGGCAGCCAAUGCUAAGUGUGCAGCCAAUCUUAAAGUUAAAGAGCUUCCACUCACCUUUAUCACUCCUCUCAGUGAUGUGAAAGUAUAUGAGAAAGAUGAAGCUAGGUUCGAGUGUGAGGUCUCCAGGGAACCCAAAAGUUUCCGCUGGCUUAAAGGCACUCAGGAGGUGAAGGCGGAUGAUAAAUUUGAAAUUAUUGCAGAAGGGAAGAGGCAUUCUCUUGUUAUAAAAUCUGUUGCAUUUGAAGAUGAAGCAAAGUACAUGUUUGAAGCUGAAGAUAAAAGAACAAGUGGGAAAUUAAUAAUCCAAGGAAUCCGUCUUGAAUUUAUCAAGCCUAUCAAAGAUGUCACAGUAAAGGAGCGUGAGACUGCAGAAUUCAGCGUUGAGCUUUCACAUGAGAAGAUCCAAGUUACUUGGUAUAAGAAUGACACACGUCUACAUCCCAGCAAAGUCAUACAUAUGACAGAUGAAGGCAAGGUCCACACACUUGCCUUUAAGGAGGUGUCCAUUGAUGACACAUCCCUCAUUAAAGUGGAGGCAAUGGGCAAAAGCUCAGAGGCUAAACUCACUGUCCUCGAGGGUGAGCCAUACUUCAUUACAAAAUUGCAAGACUACACAGCAGUAGAAAAAGAUGAAGUCAUUUUGCAGUGUGAAGUUAGCAAGGCAGCUGCUCCAGUUAAAUGGUUUAAAGAUGGCAAAGAAAUCACUCCAUCAAAGAAUGUCCAGAUUAAAGCUGAUGGAAAGAAGAGAAUACUUGUUGUCAAAAGAGCACUGAAGGCAGACAUUGGUGAAUAUACCUGUGACUGUGGCUCAGACAAGACCACUGCUAAACUCAACAUUGAAGAGCGUGACAUUAAGAUUGUGCGUCCUCUAUAUAGUGUUGAAGUUACAGAAACAGAAACUGCUCGCUUUGAGACAGAAAUUUCUGAGGAAGAUGUUCAUGGCAACUGGAAGCUUAAAGGGGACCCUCUUCUUCAAUCACCUGAUUGUGAAAUUAAGGAAGAGGGGACAAAACAUAUGCUCAUCUUGUACAAUGUACGCAUGGAUCAAGCUGGUGGAGUAGACUUUCAGGCUGCCAAUGCUAAAUCUAGUGCUCAUCUUAGAGUAAAAGCGCGUGUAAUUGGCCUGCUCAGGCCCCUAAGGGAUGUUACAGUUACUGCUGGAGAGACUGCUACCUUCGACUGUGAACUUUCCUAUGAAGGCAUUGCAGUGGAAUGGUUCCUUGGAGAUAAGAAACUGGAACCAAGUGACAGAAUUGUCACUCGUGCUGAAGGAAGAGUUCACACACUUACCCUCAGGGAUGUUAAGUUAGUCGAGGCUGGUGAAGUUAAACUGGCAGCCAAGGACUUCAAAAUACAGGCUAACCUCAUUGUUAAAGAGCCACCAGUUGAAUUUACAAAGCCUCUUGAAGAUCAAACUGUUGAAGAAGAGGCCACUGCUAUACUGGAGUGUGAAGUGUCCAGGGAAAAUGCUGAGGUCAGGUGGUUUAGAGAUGGUCAAGAAAUUCACAAAACAAAGAAAUAUGAGAUGGUUGCAGAGGGCAGAGUCAGAAGACUUAUCAUUCACAGCUGUACCCUUGAUGAUUCUAAAACAUAUACCUGCGAUGCCAAGGAUUUUAAGACUUCUGCUUUCCUAAACGUUGAGCCUCCACAUGUUGAGUUCACAAAGCCUCUCCAUGAUGUUGAGGUUAAAGAAAAGGAAUCAGCCAAAUUUGAAUGUGAAGUGUCCCGUGAAAGUGCGAAGGUUCGCUGGUUCAAGGAUGGCAGUGAAAUCAGAAAAGGCAAGAAGUAUGAAAUCAUUUCUAAAGGUGUCCAGCGUAUUCUUAUAAUCAGCAAGUCAGUCUUUGAUGAUGAAGCUGAAUAUGAAUGUGAUGCAAGGACUGCCAAAACCUCUGGAAUGCUUACUGUCAUAGAAGAAGAAGCUGUCUUUACAAAGAACCUAUCAAAUGUUGAGGGCACUGAAACAGACAGCAUCAAAAUGAUCUGUGAGGUCUCUAAACCCAGUGCAGAAGUCAGAUGGUAUAAAGGUGACACUGAACUGCCUGAAGGUGGGAGACAUGACCAGAUAACUGACGGUAAAAGGAGGAUACUCAUUAUUCAGGGUAUCUGCAUGAGUGAUGCAGGAGAGUAUAACUGCAGACUGCCAACUUCACGGACAUCAGCAACACUCAAAGUUAAUGAACUCGCAGCAGAAUUUAUUGCCAGACCUCAGAACCAAGAAGUACUUGAAGGGGACAAAGCUGAAUUUGUCUGUUCAGUAUCCAAGGACACAUAUGAAGUGAAAUGGCUCAGAGGUGACAAGGAGAUUGAAGCUGGAGAUAAAUAUGAUAUUAUCUCUGAUGGCAAAAGGAGAGUUCUUGUUGUAAAGAAUUGCAUCCCUGGUGAUGAAGGAACAUUUGUUGCUUCAAUUGGUACUUCAAGAGCAUCAGCGGACCUGACAGUAAUUGAAAAACUCAGAAUUAUAACACCUAUCAAAGACACACAAGCUAAAGAAGGGCAAGAAAUUGUCUUUAACUGUGAAGUAAACACAGAGGGAGCCAAACCCAAGUGGCUGAAAAAUGAUGAAACAAUAUUUGAAAGUGCAAAAUACAUCAUCAUCCAGAAAGAUCUGGUAUUCUCACUGAGAAUCAGAGAUGCCCAGAUGGAAGAUCAAGCAACUUAUACCAUCACAUUGACAAACCACAGAGGAGAGCAUGCAAAAUGCUCUGCAAAAUUAACUGUUCAAGAGGAGGACCUGAGGAUCAUUGAACCUCCUGAAGACUGUGAAACUCAGGAAAAGAAGACAGUCAGUUUCAUCUGCAAAGUCAACCGACCAAAUGUUACACUGAAGUGGAUGAAGGGAGGACAGGAAAUUGCUUUCGACAAACGUGUCUUGUACAAGAUAGAUAAAAACAAACACACGCUUAUAGUGAAAGACUGCAGCCUAGCCGACGAGGGAGAGUAUACUGUAAUUGCUGGAACAGACAAAGCUGUUUCUGAGCUGAUUAUUAGUGAAGCACCCACUGACUUUACCAGCCACCUUCAAGACCAGACAGUCACUGAAUUCGAAGAUGCUAUCUUCACAUGCCAACUUUCCAAAGAAAAGGCAACAGUGAAAUGGUACAGAAAUGGCAGAGAAAUUAGGGAAGGACCAAGAUACCACAUGGAAAAAGAAGGCAACAUUUGCAGACUUUGCAUCAAAGAAUGCAGGCCAGAUGACGAAUGUGAAUAUGCCUGUGGUGUGGAAGAGAGGCGAUCAAGGGCUAGGCUCUUUGUUGAAGAAAUCCCUGUUGAGAUUAUCAGACCACCGAAGGAUGUCUCUGAUGCCCCUGGAUCAGAUGUUGUCUUUGAAGCUGAACUUAACAAAGACAGAGUUGAGGUUAAAUGGCUAAGAAACAACAUGAUCAUUGUUCAGGGUGAUAAAUAUCAAAUGAUGAGUGAAGGCAAGGUACACAGGCUACAAGUCUGUGAAAUCAGGCCUCGAGACCAAGGAGAAUACAGAAUUAUUGCCAAAGACAAAGAUGCCAGAGCUAAGCUUGAACUUGCAGCUGUGCCAACUAUCAAGACAACUGACCAAAACCUUGUGACAGAUGCUGGAAAGUCUUUCACAAUGACUGUUCCCUAUGAUGCUUACCCACGAGCAGAGGCUGAAUGGUUCUUUGAUGACAUCAGCCUGCCAAUACAGAACAUUGACACUACAGUGGAUAUGACCAGUUACAGGCUAAAGGAUCCUAAGAAGUCUGACCAGGGGCGAUACAAAAUUGUUAUUCAAAACAAACAUGGAAAGGGAGAAGCAAUUAUUAAUCUGGAUGUGAUUGAUGUUCCUGGACCUGUUAAGAACCUGCACGUGGUUGAAACCAGUGAUGGGGAAGUUAGUCUUGCCUGGGAAGAACCUGAAAGCGAUGGUGGUAGCAAGAUCUUAGGCUAUGUUGUGGAAAGGCGUGACAUCAAACGCAAGACCUGGACACUUGCAACUGAUCGUGCCGACAGCCCUGAAUACACUGUUACUGGACUUCAAAAGGAUGCUGAAUAUCUCUUCCGUGUCUGCGCACGCAACAGGGUAGGCAGUGGUGAAACAGUGGAAACAGAUACACCAGUUCAAGCCAAGAACAAAUUUGAUGUUCCUGAUGCACCACAAAAUGUAAUGGUUGGAAAUGUGAAUAAGUUUGGGGCUACAGUCACUUGGGAACCCCCGGAGUUUGAUGGUGGAUCUGAAAUUACAGCGUAUAUCAUUGAGUUGCGUGACAGGACUUCGGUUAGGUGGGAGCCUGCUCUUGUGACAAAACCAGAUGAGCUUCUUGCAACCAUUAAUGAUGUUGUGGAGAAUAAAGAAUACAUUUUCCGGGUCAGAGCUGAAAACAAAGCUGGAAUUGGAAAACCAAGUGCUGCUUCCAGUCCCGUGAAGAUUAUGGAUCCUAUUGAACGUCCAAGCCCACCACUUAACUUUAAUUAUUCUGACCAGACAAAGUCAUCUGUUCAGCUUACAUGGGAGACUCCUUUGAGUGAUGGAGGAAGCAUGAUUACUGGCUAUAUUAUUGAGAAAUGUGAAGAAGGAACAGACAAAUGGCUGAGAUGCAAUGCAAGGCUUUGUCCUGACCUUUCUUACAAGGUUACUGGUCUGAAGCAUGGACAGAAGUACCUUUACAGAGUGUCUGCAGAGAAUGCUGCUGGAGUUUCAGAUCCUGCUGAUGUAUUAGGACCUCUUAUGGCAGAUGAUCCACAUGUGGCACCUACUUUGGACUUAAGUGCAUUUAAAGAUGGCUUGGAAGUCAUUGUUCCUAAUCCACUCAAGAUUCGUAUUCCUAUUACUGGAUAUCCCCUGCCUACUGCAAAGUGGUCUGUGGAAGGAAAAGACUUGGAAAGGGGAGACCGAGUGUCAAUGGAUACCAAAAUGUCUUAUACAGAAUUGGUCAUUACCCCUAGUGUAAGGCCAGACAAGGGCAUCUACACUGUGCAGUUAGAGAAUCCUGUAACAACAGUCUCAGGAGAAAUUGACGUGAAUGUGAUUGCUUGCCCAAGUGCACCAAGAGAUUUGAAAGCUGCUGAAGUGACCAGAAGUUCAGUGCAUUUGAUGUGGGAAGCUCCAGAGCAUGAUGGUGGAAGCCCAUUGACUGGAUACCAAGUAGAAAAGCGUGAAGUCAAUCGCAAGACUUGGGUUAAGGUUAUUACUGGUGUACAGGACCAGGAGUUCACUGUCACAGAUGUAAUUCAAGGCAAAGAAUAUCUCUUUAGAGUUCUUGCCUGCAACAAAUGUGGUCCAGGAGAACCUGCAUACAUUGAUGAACCGGUCAAUGUAUCAUCACCAGCAACUGUACCAGACCCACCUGAAAAUGUGAAAUGGAGAGAUAGGUCUGCUUCAGGAAUCUUCUUGUCAUGGGAACCACCAAAAUAUGAUGGAGGAUCUGCCAUCAAGGGCUAUAUUGUUGACAAGUGCCAGCGUGGUAGUGAUAAAUGGGAGCCCUGUGGAGACCCUGUUGUAGAUCUGAAGUAUGAAGUCAAAGGGCUCAGUGAAGGACAAUGGUAUGCAUAUCGUGUACGAGCUUUGAAUCGUCUGGGUGCUAGCAGACCCAGUAAACCUACAGAUGAGAUCCAAGCUGUGGAUGCCAAAGAGGCUCCAGAGAUUAUGCUUGAUGUAAAAUUACUUGCUGGUUUAACAGUAAAAGCUGGGACAAAGAUUGACUUGCCAGCCACAGUUAUGGGUAAACCAGAUCCUAAGAUUACCUGGACAAAGGCUGACCUUGUCCUGAAACCUGAUGACAGAGUUUCCAUUGAUACCAAACCCGGUCAUUCAAUACUGACAAUUGCUAAAACAAAGAGAGAUGACAGUGCUACCUACAUAAUUGAAGCUGUUAACAUCUGUGGCCGUGCAACAGCAACCGUUGAGGUCAACAUCCUAGAUAAACCUGGACCUCCAGCUGCUUUUGAUAUCACUGAUAUUACAAAUGAGUCAUGUUUCCUGACAUGGAAUCCUCCGAGAGAUGAUGGUGGAUCAAAAGUCACUAAUUAUAUUGUUGAACGGAGAGCCACAGACAGUGAAGUCUGGCAUAAACUCUCCUCCACUAUUAAGGAAACUACAUAUAAAGCCAAUAAUCUGGUGCCUCUUAAGGAGUAUGUCUUCAGAGUGUUUGCUGAAAAUAUGUAUGGUGUUGGGGAGCCUGCACAACACGUACCAAUAACUGCUAAGUAUUCUUUUGAUCCACCUGGUCCACCAACUAAACUGGAGCCUUCUGAUAUUGCCAAGGACUCUGUGACCUUGACAUGGAAUGAACCUGCUGAAGAUGGUGGUAACCCCAUCACUGGAUAUUGGGUUGAGAGAUAUGACCCAGAAAAUGAUAAAUGGCUUAGAUGCAACAAGUUACCUAUCAAAGAUACAACUUUCAGAGUUAAAGGUCUGCCAACUAAGAAAAAGUAUAAGUUCCGUGUCUUAGCUGAGAAUCUUGCUGGUCCUGGAAAACCAAGCAACGAAACGGAUCAGAUCUUGGUUAAAGAUCCCAUUGAUCCUCCAUGGGCUCCUGGAAAGCCAAUAGUUAAGGAUGUUAUGAAGACAUCUGCAUUCUUGCAGUGGACUAAACCAGAACACGAUGGUGGGGCAAAGAUUGAAUCUUACAUUAUUGAACUACUAAAAAGUGGAACUGAGGACUGGGUCCGUGUUGCAGAGGGAGUUCCUAUGACUGAACAUUUCCUCAAAGGGCUUAUGGAAAAGCAAGAAUAUUCAUUCCGUGUCAGAGCUGUGAACAUAGCUGGAGAAAGCGAACCUAGUGAACCAAGUGAUCCUGUGCUCUGCAAGGAGAGAUUAAAUCCUCCAUCGCCUCCACGCUGGCUUGAAGUUAUUAACGUAACAAAGAACACAGCUGAACUGAAAUGGUCACCUCCAGAAAGAGAUGGUGGCUCUCCUGUCACCAACUACAUUGUUGAGAAGAGGGAUGUUAGACGCAAAGGCUGGCAAGCAGUUGACACCACAGUUAAGGAUAUGAAGUAUACUGUUAGUCCACUCAAUGAGGGUUCACUGUACGUGUUCCGUGUUGCAGCUGAGAAUGCUGUUGGACAGAGUGACUAUUGUGAAAUUGAAGAUUCUGUUCUUGCCAAAGACACAUUCACUACUCCUGGACCUCCGUAUGCUCUUACAGUGGUAGAUGUUACAAAAAGACAUGUUGAUCUGAAAUGGGAGGCUCCCAAGAAUGAUGGUGGUAGACCAAUUUUAAGAUAUGUUGUAGAAAAGAAAGAGAAACUUGGGACUCGUUGGGUGAAAGCAGGAAAAACAUCAGGACCAGACUGCACAUACAAAGUCACAGAUGUCAUUGAGGGAACAGAGGUGCAGUUCCAGGUCUGUGCUGAGAAUGAAGCAGGUGUUGGACAUCCAAGCGAACCCACAGACAUUCUUACAAUUGAAGAUCCAACAAGUCCACCAUCUCCGCCCUUGGAGCUACACGUAACAGAUGCAAGCAGAGGUCAUAUUUCAAUUGCCUGGAAGCCACCUGAGAAGAAUGGUGGUAGCCCCAUCCUUGGCUACCACAUAGAGCUCUGUGAGGCUGGAACUGAAAAGUGGAUGAGAGUAAACUCCCGUCCAGUGAAAGAUCUUAAAUUUAAAGCAGAAGAGGGCAUCAUCCCUGAUAAAGAAUAUGUUCUCAGAGUUCGUGCUGUCAAUGGUGUUGGAGUCAGUGACCCCUCUGAGAUUUCAGAAAAUGUCUUUGCUAAAGACCCUGAUUGCAAUCCAUCCAUUGAGUUAAAGACUCAAGACAUUGUUGUUGUAGAGGGUGAGAAGAUGAGUCUUCCCAUUCCUUACAGGGCAGUACCAAUGCCUACUGUGUCUUGGCAUAAGGAUGGCAAAGAACUAAAACCUAGUGACAGACUUGGUCUGAGGUCUGAUUACACUGCAGCUUUCAUUGAAAUUACCAGUUGUGUACAUGCAGAUGCUGGUUUGUACACAGUUACUCUUGAGAAUAAACUUGGAUCUACAACAGGAACAAUUAAUGUUAAAGUCAUAGGUUUACCAGGUCAGUGCAAGGAUAUCACUGCAAGUGAAGUCACCAAAAAUUCAUGCAAGGUUUCAUGGGAACCUCCAGAUAAUGAUGGUGGUAGCCCUAUCUUACAUUAUGUUCUUGAACGUCGUGAAGCUGGAAGGAGAACCUACGUGCCAGUCAUGUCUGGAGAGAACAAAUUAUCCUGGCAAGUGAAAGAUCUGAUACCAAAUGGGGAAUACUACUUCCGAGUUAAAGCAGUUAACAAGAUUGGUGGUGGAGAAUACAAUGAGAUCCGUAACCCUGUCAUCGCUGAAGAUCAAAAGGUUCGUCCAGAUCCACCAGUCGAUGUUGAAACCCAUGAUCCUACUUCACAGUCAGUGACCCUGACAUGGAAACCACCAAUGUAUGAUGGAGGCUGCAAGAUUAUGGGCUAUAUUUUGGAGAAAAUGGAGAAGGGUGGAGACAAAUUUGAAAGGUGUAAUGAGUUCCUGGUGCCUGUUUUAUCUUAUACUGUAAAGGGCCUGGAAGAAGGCAAGGAAUACCAGUUCCGUGCACGUGCCGAAAAUGCCGCAGGUGUUAGUGAUCCUUCGCGUAGCACACCACUAGUAAAGGCUGCUGAUCCUAUAGAUCCACCAAAGGUCUUCCUCAGUGGAAGUCUGCAAUCUGGCCUGGAUGUGAAACGGGGUACAGAAAUCAAACUUGAUGCCAACAUUUCUGGGUCACCUUAUCCAACUAUAACAUGGUAUAAAAACGAUGAAGUGAUAAGACCAGAAGAAAUAAAGAAGAGACCUGACAAGCCGAUUAUUAGGAGGAAAAAGGAUGCAGUACCUGAACCUGAAGAACCAUUCUAUCUUUCCCUGCCUGAGCGUCUAACAGUUGACAACAGCAGGAAAGGGGAGUCCUGUGCUAUGGUGCGUGAUUCCAUUAGACCAGACCAUGGAAAAUUUACAAUCAAAGUGGAAAAUGAUCACGGUGUUGCCUCUGCCUCAUGCGAAGUGAAUGUGCUUGAUGUUCCUGGGCCCCCAGUAAACUUUAUCUUUGAAGAAGUUCGGAAAAAUUCUGUGAUAUGUAAAUGGGAUCCACCCCUAGAUGAUGGUGGAAGUGAGAUACUUAAUUAUAUCUUGGAAAAGAAAGAUAACUCCAAGGCUGAAAUCGGAUGGGUUAAUGUGACAUCAACUCUCAGGGGAUGCAAAUAUCCUGUGACCAAACUUAUUGAAGGAAAAGAGUAUGUCUUCCGUGUUACAGCAGAGAAUAGGUUUGGCCCUGGACGACCAUCUGUUUCACAGCCACUUCUUGCAAAGGAUCCAUUUGAACCACCUGAGGCCCCCGAUAAGCCUGAAGUUGAGGAUGUGACAAGCAAUAGUAUGCUUGUCAAAUGGAAUGAACCUAAAGACAAUGGCAGUGCUAUCUUGGGUUACUGGAUUGAAAGACGUGAAAUUAACAGUACACACUGGGCUAGAGUUAACCGAAGUCUUCUCAAUGCAUUGGAAACAAGGGUUGAUGGUCUAUUGGAAGGAUUGACUUACAUCUUCAGAGUUUGCGCUGAAAAUGCUGCUGGACCUGGAAAAUUUAGCGUUCCAUCUGAACCGAAGACAGCACAGGAUCCAAUAUUACCACCUGGCCCACCUAUUCCAAGGAUUGUUGAUACAUCGGAAUCCUCCAUUGAAGUUGCAUGGGAUCCUCCCAUUUACAAUGGAGGUGGUGAAAUCAUUGGGUACCACGUUGAUAAAGUCCUGGCAGGCAAAAAUGAUUGGUCACGCUGCACAGAGAAAUUGGUAAAGGACCGGAAGCUUACAGUGCGUGGAGUUCGAGAAGGAGCUGACUACAGAAUUCGUGUGAUAGCUGUAAAUAAUGCUGGUGAAGGUGCACCUGGAAUAACAGAACCUGUAACUGUUAGAGAUCCUCAAGAACCUCCUGUUGUUGAACUGGAUAUCAGCGUGAGAAACGGAGUUCAGAUUAGAGCUGGUGACACACUGAAGCUUCCUGCAUUAGUAACUGGUAGACCUUCACCAGAAGUAAAAUGGACCAAAGAGGAAGGUGAAAUAGAAGCGGAACGCGUUACCAUUGAAAGUGUUGGAACAACAAACACGCUUAUUAUCAAAAAUGCUCUCAGGAAAGAUCAUGGCAAGUACAUUAUUACUGCUACAAACAGCAGUGGAAGCAAAUCUGCAUGGACGAGAGUGGAUAUAAUGGAUGUUCCUGGACCUAUACUUGAUUUAAAACCUGUUGUUGUCACAAGAAAGAUGAUCAUGUUGAACUGGUCAGAUCCUGAAGAUGAUGGAGGAAGUGAUAUCACUGGCUUUAUUGUUGAAAGAAAGGAUGCUAAAAUGCAUACAUGGAGACAGCCUAUUGAGACUGUCCCAUCUAAAUGUGACAUCGUAGGUGUGCUUGAAGGACAGGAAUACAUGUUCCGGAUUGUUGCCAAGAACAAGUAUGGCUGUGGUCCGCCAGUUGAACUAGGACCUAUUGCUGCUGUGGAUCCACUAGGUCCACCUACUUCACCAGAGAAAUUUCACUACACUGAGAGGACAAAAACUUCUGUAACCCUUGCCUGGAAACCUCCUCGUAAUGAUGGUGGAAGUCCAAUUCAAGGCUACAUUGUUGAAAAGAAAAGACAUGACGCAACUGAAUUUGACGUUGUCAACCGACAACUAUGCAGGGACACUACUUUGCUAGUUGACAACCUUGUGGAGCUGCACAUGUAUGAAUUCCGUGUAAAAGCAGUGAAUGAGAUAGGAGAAAGUGAUCCUUCGAUUCCAUUGAAUGUUGUCAUUCAAGAUGAUGAAGUUUCUCCAACUGUGACAUUGCUGAAACACUUCAAAGGAGAUACAAUAACUGUCAAGAAAGGGGAGCCAAUUGAAAUACCAGCAGAAGUAACAGGCCUCCCAUUGCCUAAAAUCGAAUGGUCUAAAAAUGAGGUUGUUAUAGCCAAGCCUACAGAAUCACUUUUGAUUGACACAGAGGUGCUAUCUAGAACCAAUGAAAAGACAAAGCUCAGUAUUCCUGCUACUGUCAGACAAGAUAAAGGUCUUUACACAAUCAGUGCUUCUAACCGCCUUGGAGCUGCCCAUCACUCAAUUAAUGUGGAAGUACUAGACCGUCCUUCACCACCACGUAAUGUUAAGGUUUCUGACAUCAAAGCUGAAUCUUGUUACCUUACAUGGGAUGCUCCAGAGGAUAAUGGAGGUAGUGAGUUGACAAACUACAUUGUGGAUAGCAGGGAUGCAAGCAAGAAGAAGUCUGAAUGGGAAGAAAUUACAAAUAACAUCAUAGAAAGAAGAUAUGGGGUUUGGAAAUUGACCACAGAUGGCGCUUACCAGUUCAGAAUCAGGGCUGAAAACAAAUAUGGAAUCAGUGAUGGAGCAGAAUCAGAAAAAGUAAUCAUUAAAGAUCCAUUUGGUCUUCCUGGUCCACCAGAGAAACCAAAGAUUGCUGAGCACACAAGAUCAUCCAUGCUUGUAACAUGGGAGCCACCUUUGGACAAUGGUGGAUCCACAAUCACAGGCUACUGGCUUGAGAAGAGAGAAAGGGGUGGUGUUUAUUGGGCUCGUGUAAACAGAGCUCCUGUUACAAAGCCUGCUGUCAAAGGCCUUGAGUUCAAUGUUCUCCGACUCAUUGAGGGCGUUGAGUACCAGUUCAGAGUGAUGGCUGUCAAUGCAGCUGGUGUUGGACCUCCAAGUGAACCAUCUGACCCAGUUUUCGCUCUGGAUCCUAUCUAUCCUCCAGGAGCACCAUCUUGCCCAGAGGUUAAGGACAAAACUAAGUCAAGUGUUACUCUUACCUGGAAGGCACCUGACAAAGAUGGUGGAAGUCCAAUCAAAGGUUACAUUAUUGAAUUACAAGAUGAGGGCACAUCUGACUGGACUAGAGUGAAUGAACCAGACAAAUUGCAUCCUACCUGUGAAUUCACUGUUCCAAAUCUUCAAGAACUGAAGAAAUACAGGUUCAGAAUUAUUGCUGUGAAUACAGCAGGAGAGUCUGAGCCAAGUCCUAGGACUAGUGAAGUACUUGUCAAGGAGUUACAAGAGGAGCCAGAUGUCACUGUGGAUGUCAAUGCUCAAGAACUUCUGUCAUGUCGUGCUGGUUCAACAAUAAAGAUACCUGCCUUCAUCAAAGGACGCCCAGUCCCAAAGGUUACUUGGGAAUUUGAAGGAGAAGCUAAAAAAGAAAUUAAGGAUGGUAUUCACAAUGUUCCUGAAGAUAUACAGAUUCAAUCAACUGAAACCACAUCAACAGUGACUAUCCCUGAGUGUAAGAGAACCCACUCUGGUAGAUACUCAAUCACUGCUAAAAACAAGGCUGGACAAAAAACAGUGAACGUUAGAGUCAAUGUUCUUGAUGUGCCAGGACCUCCUAAAGACCUCAAAGUAAGUGAUAUUACAAGAAGCACAUGCAGGCUUACAUGGAAGCUUCCUGAUAAUGAUGGUGGAGAUAGAAUCAAGAGCUACUUUAUUGAGAAGAAAACAGUUGAAGGAAAAGCCUGGACAAAAGUAAAUCCAGCAUGUGGAAGCCAGUCCUUUGUGGUACCUGAUCUAAUUGAAGGACAAGAAUACUUCUUCCGUGUCCGUGCAGAAAAUCGCUUUGGCACAGGUCCACCAGUGGCAACUAUUCAAAGGACAAGGGCAAGAGAUCCAAUCCAUCCUCCUGAACCUCCCACAAGGCUCAAAAUUGCUCUUGUAACAAAGAACACUGUCACUCUGACAUGGAGACCUCCAAAGAAUGAUGGAGGUGCUCCAGUUACACAUUAUAUUGUUGAACGUCUCAGCUGGGAUACAACUGGACAAGAAAAGGAGACCUGGAAACAAUGUAACAGACGAGAUGUUGAAGAAACUACUUUCAAAGUUGAGGACCUCAAAGAAGGAGGGGAAUAUGAAUUCCGUGUCAAGGCUGUAAAUGAGGCUGGUGCAAGCAGACCAUCUUCUACUAUUGGACCAAUUAUAGUUAAAGAUCAGACCUGUGCACCAGCUAUAGAACUUAAUGAAUUUAUGGAAGUUGAGGAAAAAACAGAUACCAGUAUCAUUGCUAAAAUUAAGGGCUGUCCAUUCCCAACACUUACCUGGCAUAAAGCACCUCCACUUAAGGCGGAUGAUAAAACUGAGGUGCAGUAUGAUCAACAUGUCAACAAAAUUGUAGCUGAAGAUAGCUGCACGUUGCUAAUCCAGCAGGCCAACAGGAAGGAUACAGCCUUGUACACAAUAACUGCUACAAAUAACCUUGGGACAGCUUCAAAGGAAAUGAGACUGAAUGUUUUGGGACGUCCUGGACCACCUGUUGGUCCCAUCAAAUUUGAAGAAAUUACAGCUGAAAGAAUGACUCUGUCUUGGCUUCCUCCUAAAGAUGAUGGUGGUUCAAAGAUCACUAAUUAUAUCAUUGAGAAACGGGAGUCAAAUAGAAAGACUUGGGUGCAUGUCUCCAAUGAAGCCAAAGAGUGCUUGUUCUCUGUACCUAAACUGUUGGAAGGUCAUGACUAUGUUUUCCGCAUUAUGGCUCAGAAUAAAUAUGGUGUAGGUGAACCCCUUGACAGUGAACCAGAAACAGCAAGAAACCUUUUCACUGUUCCUGGACAAUGUGAUAAGCCAACCAUUAGCAGCGUGACCAUUGACUCCAUGACUGUCAACUGGGAAGAACCAGAAUAUGAUGGUGGAUCACCUGUCACUGGCUACUGGCUAGAGCGCAAAGAGACAACAGCAAAGAGAUGGAACAGAGUGAACCGUGAUCCAGUCAAAAUAAUGCCUCUUGGUGUAUCUUACAAAGUGACAGGCCUGAUUGAAGGAUCUGAAUACCAGUUCCGUGUAAUUGCAAUUAACGCUGCAGGAUGUGGUCCUCCAAGUUUACCUUCAGAUCCUGUGUUUGCUAGAGAUCCUAUUGCUCCUCCUGGCCCUCCAAUUCCCAAAGUAACUGAUUGGACCAAGUCAACUGUAGAUGUUGAGUGGAUUCCACCAGUUAAAGAUGGUGGAUCUAAGAUAAUUGGAUACUUUGUUGAAUAUAAAGAGGAAGGCAAGGAAGAAUGGGAAAAAGCCAAAGACAAAGAAGUAAGAGGCACAAAGUUAGUGGUUGCUGGACUGAAAGAACAUACACUUUACAGGUUUAGAGUAAGAGCAGUAAAUGCUGCAGGUGUUGGUGAACCUGGAGAUGUUUCUGAAGUUAUUGAAGUCAAAGACAGAACAAUUAUUCCUGAAGUUGAUUUGGAUGCAAGUGUAAAGGAGAGGAUAGUUGUUCAUGCUGGCGGUGUAAUCCGCAUACUGGCCUAUGUAUCAGGAAAGCCUGCUCCUCAGAUCACAUGGUCUAGAGAUGAUGGUCCUUUACCAGAGGAAGCUGUUAUUGAAACCACAGCAAUUAGCUCUGCUCUGGUAAUAAAGAAAUGCAUGAGAAGACAUCAAGGUAUCUACACUUUAACUGCCAAGAAUGAAGGAGGUGAAAGAAAGAAGGCUAUCAUUGUUGAUGUAUUAGAUGUACCUGGUCCUGUGGGCAUACCCUUCCUCAGUGAGAACCUUACAAAUGAUUCCUGCAAGUUAACUUGGUUUUCUCCUGAUGAUGAUGGUGGUUCUGCAGUUACCAACUACAUUAUUGAAAAGCGUGAAGCAGAUCGCAAAGGCUGGACUGCAGUCUCUUACACAGUCACCAGGCAAAAUGCCAUUGUGCAGGGUCUGAUUCAAGGAAAGGGCUAUUUCUUCAGAAUUGCUGCUGAAAAUAUAAUAGGAAUGGGCCCAUUUGUUGAGACCAAGGAUGAAAUUGUCAUAAAAGAACCUAUAUCUGUACCCGAUCGUCCUGAAGACCUUCAAGUCACAAAGGUGACAAAAGACUCAGUUAGUCUCACCUGGAAGCCACCAAAAUAUAAUGGAGGCUCGGACAUUACCAUGUAUAUUCUUGAGAGCCGUCUGAUUGGCAAGGAAAGAUUCAACAGAAUCACUAAAGAGAAGCUAAUGGAUAGAAAAUAUACCAAUGAUGGUCUUAAAGAGGGUGACACUUAUGAGUACCGGGUCAGUGCAGUAAAUAUCGUUGGCCAAGGAAAACCUUCCUUCUGUACCAAACCAAUCACAUGCAAAGAUGAGCUUGCACCCCCAACAAUUGAGCUGGACUUCCGUGACACAUUUGUUGUACGUGUUGGUGAGACAUUUUGUUUAAAAGGUCGUUAUGGUGGAAAACCCACACCAAAAGUCACUUGGACAAAGGAUGAUGUAACCCUGAAAGAAGAUGAGAGCAUAAAGAUCAAAACAACACCGACAACACUGUGUGUUGGCAUUAUUAAGGCUAAACGUGAGCACAGUGGCCGUUACUGUGUGCUUUUGGAAAACAGUACUGGGUCACGUAAAGGCAUUUGUAAUGUGACAGUUGCAGAUCGUCCACAGCCUCCAGAAGGCCCAGUUGUAUUUGAAGAAGUUCACAGAGAUCACAUGGUUGUUUCCUGGAAGCCUCCACUGGAUGAUGGUGGCAGCCCAAUAUCAAACUAUAUCAUUGAGAAGAGAGAUACAAACAGGGAACUUUGGAUGCCUGUGACCUCAGCAUCUACAAAAACAACAUGCAAAGUGCCUAAACUAAUUGAAGGAAGAGAAUAUAUUAUUAGGAUUUGCGCUGAGAAUAUGUAUGGCAUUAGUGACCCGCUAUUCUCUGAUGAAAUGAAAGCUAAAGAUCGUUUCAGAGUCCCCGAAGCACCUGAACAGCCUAUUGUUAAAGAGGUUACCAAGGACUCUGCCCUUGUGAUUUGGAACAGACCCCGUGAUGGUGGCAAGCCCAUCACUAACUAUAUUGUAGAGAAAAAGGAGACUAUGUCAAACCGUUGGUCACGUGCAUCAAGAGAACCAGUUUUUGAAACCCAGUACAGAGUUCCUGAUCUUCUUGAGGGUUGCCAGUAUGAAUUCCGGGUUAUGGCAGAGAAUGAAAUUGGCCUUGGUGAUCCUAGUCCUCCAUCCAAACCUGUCUUUGCCAAAGACCCAAUUGUAAAACCAAGUCCCCCUGUAAACCCAGAAGCAGUAGACAAAACAAAGAAUUCUGUAAGUCUGUCUUGGCAGCCACCUCGUCAUGAUGGAAGGGGUAAAAUCUUUGGCUAUAUCAUUGAAUACCAAAAGCCGGGGGAUGAAGAAUGGAAGAGGGCAAACCAAACACCUGACUCAUGCCCAGAAACAAAAUUUAAAGUUGUAGAUCUCACUGAAGGAGAAACUUACAAAUUCAGAAUUAUGGCUGUAAAUGCAGCUGGAGAAUCUGAACCUGCCUACGUCCGUGAUCCAAUUCAAGUCAAGGAUAGACUUGAAGCACCAGAGCUCAUGCUUGAUGCUAAUAUGGCACGUGAACACCAUGCCAAAGCUGGAACUCUUAUCACACUUAGUGCUGGAAUCAAGGGAAUGCCUUUCCCCAAAGUAACCUGGAAGAAGAAUGACCAGGAUGUACCAUCUAAAGUUGAUAUUGAGGUCACCUCAAGAGGAAGUAAACUUGAAAUCCACAACUGUGUUCGCUCUGACGGAGGAGAUUUUUCUAUAACAGCAGAAAAUGAAGCUGGAGUGAAAACUGCUACAUGCAAAGUGAUUGUAUUAGAUAAACCUGGUCCACCUAAGAAUCUAAGUGUUUCUGAAGUUAGAAGUGAUUCUUGCUACCUUACCUGGAAGGAGCCAGAUGAUAAUGGAGGAGCUGUUAUUUCCAACUAUAUUGUGGAGAAGAAAGAUGUAGCAGCUAUUAAGUGGGUUCCAAUGAGUAGUUCUUCUAAAAAACAUAGCAUAAUGGCCAAACAUUUGAUGGAAGGCAACCAGUAUCUAUUCCGUGUUGCUGCUGAAAAUCAGUAUGGCAGGAGUGAUUAUGUUGAAACUACCAAACCUGUCAAGGCUAUUGAUCCACUGUAUCCCCCUGGCCCACCAAAGAAUCUGCAUCAUGCAGAUGUGGAUAAAACUGAAGUUUCUCUUCUAUGGAACUGGCCUGACCGUACUGGUGGUAGUGACAUAACUGGAUUUUUAGUCGAGUAUCAAGAAGAAGGGGCAAAAGACUGGAUUACUUUUAAGACUGUCACGAUUCCUGAAUGUGUUGUUACUGGACUUGAGGAAGGAAAAACCUAUAGAUUCCGUGUAAAAGCAGAGAAUGCUGUUGGCCUAGGCCGUCCUGACACUACAGUGCCAGUUCUGUGCCAAGAGAAGCUUGUGCCACCAACCAUUGAAGUUGAUGUGAAAUUAAUUGAAGGGAUCACUGUUAAAGCUGGAAGUACCAUCAGAUUGCCUGCAAUUAUGAGAGGCAUUCCUGUGCCUACUCCAAAAUGGGUAGCUGAUGGCAAUGAACUAAAAACUGAAAACAAUUACAGGAUUGAUACUGAUAAUUUCUCAACAGUUCUCAACAUAACAGAAUGCACAAGGAAACAUUCAGGAGAAUAUCUUCUUACAGUGUCUAACCCUGCGGGAAGCAAGACAGCUGCUUUGCAUGUCACAGUUUUAGAUGUUCCUGGUCCUCCAAUAGGCCCUAUUAACAUCCUUGAAGUAACUCCUGAACAUAUGGUAAUCAGCUGGCGGCCUCCCAAGGAUGAUGGUGGUAGCCCUGUAAUGAAUUACAUUGUUGAAAAGAAAGAAUCUAAGAAAGAAACAUGGGGAGUUGUGAGCUCUGGAAGCACCAACACAAGAGUCAAGAUUCCACGUCUGCAGAAAGGAUGUGAAUAUAUAAUGCGUGUCCGUGCAGAGAAUAAGAUCGGCAUUGGUGAGCCUCUGGAAAGUUCACCUACUGUUGCCAAACAUAUGUAUGACCCACCCGGUCCGCCUGGAAAACCAGUGGCUUCUGACAUUACAGAAAGUGCUAUAACUAUUGGAUGGACCAUGCCUAAAACUGACGGUGGCAGCCCAGUCAGUGGCUACAUUAUUGAACGCAGAGAAAUAUCAGGCAAAUGGAUUCGUGUUAACAAGACACCUGUUCUGGAUCUCAAAUACAGAGCACCUGGACUAUUUGAAGGCAAUACAUAUGAAUUCAGAGUCUUUGCUGAAAACACUGCUGGUCUAAGUAAACCUUCUCCUCCUUCUGAUCCAGUUAGAGCAUCUCGUCCAAUCUCACCACCUGGCCCACCAGUCAAUCCUAAACUGAAAGACUGGAGCAAAGAAUAUGCUGAUUUGGUCUGGACAAAGCCUACAAGAGAUGGAGGCAGUCCUGUUUUAGGCUAUAUUGUAGAGUGCCAGAAAACAGGCAGUGCUCAAUGGGAUAGAAUUAACAAAGAUGAACUCAUCAAGCAGUGUGCAUUUAGGGUACCAGGACUCAUUGAAGGCAUGGAAUACAGGUUCCGCAUUAAAGCUGCUAAUGUCAUUGGAGAGGGAGAGCCAAGAGAACUCCCAGAGUCAGUUAUUGCAAAGGACAUCCUUUGUCCUCCAGAGGUAGAUAUUGAUAUCUCCUGCCGUGACCUGCUGACUGUCAGGGUGGGUCAAAAUAUUGGAAUUACUGCUCGUGUGAAAGGUAGACCCGAUCCUGACAUUACAUGGUCAAAGGAUGCAAGAGCACUGGGCAGAGACAAGCGUACUGAAAUGAACAAUAACUUCCCUCUUGUUGAGCUCUCAAUUAAAGAAGCUACCAGAGCAGACCAUGGGAAAUAUGCAAUUGUGGCUAAAAACAGCAGUGGUCAAGCUCAGGCUUCUGUUGUAGUGAAUGUCCUUGAUAGGCCUGGACCUUGUCAGAAUUUGAAGACAACUUAUGCGACCAAAGAAUCUUGUAUGGUUUCAUGGGAAAAUCCAGAAGAUAAUGGAGGCACAGAAAUAACAAAUUAUAUUGUAGAGUGCCGUGAACCCAGCCAAAGAGGAUGGUCAAUGAUCUCUUCAGAUGUUACGAAACGUAUAAUAAAGGCUCCACUUGUGGAAAAUCGUGAAUAUUUCUUCCGUGUUUGUGCAGAAAAUAAGGUUGGUGCUGGACCAACAAUAGAGACCAAAACACCCAUUCUUGCCAUUGAUCCUGUAGAAAAGCCUGGUGAGCCAGAGAAUUUCCACAUAGCCGAUGUUGGAAAAACAUUUGUUCUCCUCAAGUGGAGAAAACCAGACUAUGAUGGAGGCAGUCCAAAUCUUUCCUACCAUGUAGAAAGGAAACUAAAAGACUCAGAGGAGUGGGAAAGAGUUCACAAAGGCAGCAUUAAAGAGACACACUUUAUAGUGGAAAAAUGUAUCGAAAACCAGACCUACCAGUUUAGAGUGCAAACCAAGAAUGAAGGAGGAGAGAGCAACUGGGUAAAGACAAGUGAAAUUCAAGUUAAAGAAGAGAUACAGAAACCAGUUCUGGACCUGAAACUGGCUGGAGCAUUGGUUGUAAAAGCUGGUGAUUCCAUCAGAAUUGAAGCUGGUCUCAGAGGAAAACCUCAGCCAGAAGUCAUAUGGGCAAAGGACAAAGAAACUGACUUAAGCAGAAAUCCAAGAGUUAGCAUUGAAACUGGUACUGAUUACUGUAAAUUUGUCAUGAAUAAGUCCAGGCGAGCAGAUAGUGGAAAAUACGUGAUAACUGCAACAAACUCUGCUGGAAGCUUUACUGCAUAUGCAACCGUAAAUGUGCUGGAUAAACCAGGUCCAAUUAGAGACCUAAAGAUCACUGGGAUCUCUGUAGAUAGAUGUAAAGUAAUGUGGGAGCCUCCAGAAGAUGAUGGUGGCUGUGAAAUCCAAAACUACAUUUUGGAAAAAUGUGAGACAAAGAGAAUGGUGUGGUCUACUUAUUCUUCAUCUGUCUUGACUAACUAUAUCAACGUUACUCGUCUUGUGGAAGGGAAUGAAUACGUAUUUAGGGUUCGGGCAGAGAAUAAAAUGGGAACUGGCCCACCAGUGGAAAGUAAACCAAUCAUUGCCAAGACCCAGUAUGACAGACCUGGUCCACCAGAUGCACCAGAAGUUACGAAAAUUGGCAAGGAAGAGAUGACAGUCGUAUGGGCCCCACCUGAAAAUGAUGGUGGUAAAUCUAUUACUGGAUACAUUCUGGAAAGAAAGGAAAAACGUGCUGUGAGAUGGGUGGCAGUUACCAAGAGUCCAAUCCCUGAGAGACGUAUGAAAGUUACUAAUCUGAUCCCAGGACAUGAAUAUCAAUUCCGUGUUAAGGCAGAAAAUGAAGUUGGAUUAGGAGAUCCAAGUGUACCUUCCAGAUCUGUUCCUGCCAAAGAUCCAAUAGAACCUCCGGGUCCUCCAAGUGGAUUGAAAGUGGUCGAUAGCACAAAGUCUUCCAUUACUCUUGGGUGGUCUAAACCAGUGUAUGAUGGUGGAGCACCUAUCAUUGGCUAUGUAGUUGAAAUUAGACCUAAAGGAGCAAGUGAUAAACCAGAUGAAGGCUGGAAGAGAUGUAAUGUAGCUGCUCAGCUCAUUCUAACAGAAUUUACAGUUACUAGCCUGGAUGAGAAACAGGAGUAUGAAUUCCGUGUUUCUGCACAAAAUCAAGUUGGCCUGGGUCGACCUGCAGAACUGAAAGAAGCUGUGUCUCCUAAAGAGAUACUUGAGGCACCUGAAAUUGAUUUGGAUGCUAGCCUCAGAAAGGUUCUCACAGUCAGAGCUGGAUGUCCAAUCAGACUCUUUGCAACAAUAAGAGGAAGACCUGCACCAAAAGUGACCUGGAGAAGAAUGGGUAUAGAUAAUGUUGUCAGGAAAGGAAAUGUGGAUCUGAUUGACACUAUGACUUUCCUUGUCAUCCCUGAAAGUACACGUGAAGAUUCAGGCAAAUAUUCAUUAACACUUACCAGCCCUGCUGGAGAGAAAGCAGUGUUUGUCAAUGUUAAAGUCCUUGACACUCCAGGGCCAGUAGCAGAUUUCAAUAUUACUGAUGUAACAAAGAUAUCUUGCCAAUUAUCCUGGUCACCUCCUGAAAAUGAUGGUGGAAGUCCAGUAACACACUACAUCCUUGAAAAGCGUGAAGUUGACAGAAAGACCUGGGCAACCGUCAUUAGUGACUUAAAGAAGACAAGCUUCAGAGUUAUAAAUCUUGUUCCUGGCAAUGAAUACUAUUUCAGAGUUACAGCAGUUAAUGAAUAUGGUACAGGAGUACCUAAAGAUUCACCAAGGUCCAUACUCGCAACUGAUCCCAUUAGUGAACCUGACCCACCUAAAAAAGUUGAUGUCAUUGAUAUCACAAAGAACAGUGCCACGCUUGCUUGGGUACGCCCACUCAGAGAUGGAGGAGCUAAAAUUGAUGGCUACAUAAUAGAUUAUAUUGAAGAUGGCCAGCCUGAUGAGCGGUGGACACCAUAUUCAGUUGUUAAAGAUCUGAGUAUUGUUGUGGUUGGAUUAAAGGAGGGCAAAAAGUACAAAUUUAGAGUGGCAGCAAGAAACCUAGUGGGUUGCAGUCUGCCAAGAGAAGCAGAAGGAGUGUUUGAGAUCAAAGAACAACUCAUGCCACCAAGGAUUGUCAUGCCUGACACAGUGUCUGCUAAAGCUGGACAGAAACUAAGAGUGGAAGCUUAUGUGUCUGGAAAACCAGCACCAGUAUGCAAAUGGAAGAAAGGAGAAGAGGAUGUGGUUUCUUCUAGUCGCCUGGCAGUCCAUAAGUCUCAGAACUCCUGUGUACUCAUUAUCAAAGAUGUGUCAAGGAAGGAUAGCGGUUAUUACAAUCUUUCUGCUGAAAAUAGCUCUGGACUAGUUUCCCAGAACCUGAGAGUUGUAAUAAUGGAUAUACCUGGACCACCAGAACCACCAUUUGAGAUCAGUGAUAUUGAUGCUGACGCUUGCAGUCUAUCCUGGCACAUGCCACGUGAAGAUGGAGGGAGCAAUAUUACUAAUUAUGUGGUUGAGAAGUGUGAUGUGAGUAGAGGUGACUGGAUUACUGCCGUUGCCUCUGUCACUAAGACAAGCUGCAGAGUUGGAAAACUUGUACCCGGGAAGGAGUACAUCUUCCGUGUCCGUGCUGAGAACCGUUUUGGCGUGUCAGAUCCAAUUGCAUCUGAGAGAAUGAUUGCAAAAUUCCCCUUUGAUGUACCUAGUGAACCAAAGAAUGCACGCCUCAACAAAGUCAACAAAGACUGCAUGUUUGUUGCCUGGGAUAAACCAGAGAGUGAUGGUGGCAGUCCAAUUACUGGCUACUACAUUGAACGCAAAGAAAGAAAUAGCCUUCUGUGGGUUAAGGCAAAUGACACAGUUGUUCGCACUACUGAAUAUCCAUGUGCUGGUCUUAUUGAAGGCCUUGAAUAUACAUUCAGGAUUUCAGCCUUAAACCGUGCUGGCCAAGGUAAACCAAGCAAACCUACUGAGUUUGUCACAGCAAGAACACCAGUUGAUCCACCAGGUAAACCUGAAGUCAUUGAUGUGACUAAAAAUUCAGUAUCCCUUGUUUGGACCCGACCAAAACAUGAUGGUGGUAGUAGGAUAAUUGGUUAUUAUGUUGAAGCCUGCAAGCUCCCUGGUGACAAAUGGAUACGUUGCAAUACAAGCAGUCAAAAUGUGCAUAAAGAAGAGUAUACAACUACUGGACUGGAAGAAGGUGCUCAGUACCAGUUCAGAAUAAUUGCAAAGACAGCUAUAAAUCUCAGCCGCCCCUCAGAGCUGUCUGACCCAAUUGCAGUUCAGGCAGAAAAUGUUCCACCAAGGAUAGAUUUGGGUGUUUCGAUGAAAUCUCUGAUUACAGUAAAGGCUGGUGCAAAUGUAUGCCUUGAGGCCAAUGUAUUUGGAAAACCUAUGCCAAAGAUCACAUGGAAGAAGGAUGGCAACACUGUACAAGCAGCUGAAGGCAUUAAAAUAACACAAAAGAGAAAUCUUUGCAACCUGGAAUUGUUCAGUGUACAGAGAAAGGAGUCUGGAGAAUAUACAAUUCUUGCAGAAAAUGCAAGUGGAUCCAAAUCAGCUAACAUUAAACUUAAAGUCCUUGACAAACCUGGCCCACCUGCUUCAGUCAAGAUAAGCAACGUUUAUUCAGAUCGUGUCAUUCUUAAAUGGGAGCCACCUCUUGCAGAUGGAGGUUCUGAAAUUACUAACUACAUCGUUGAUAAACGUGAGACAAGCAGACCUAACUGGGCUCAGGUCACAGCAAAUGUUCAGCUUACCAGCUGCUCUAUUGAGAAACUGAUUGAAGGUCAUGAGUAUCAGUUCCGAAUCAGUGCUGAAAACAAGUAUGGUGUUGGUGACCCCAUCUUAACUGAUCCUGUUGUCGCAAAGAAUCCAUAUGAUGUUCCUGGCCCAUGUGAUGCUCCUGUAAUUAGCAACAUCACAAAGGACCAUAUGACUGUCAGCUGGAAGGCACCAGCAGAUGAUGGUGGUUCACCUAUACUUGGAUACAUGCUUGAGAAGCGUGAAACCAAAGCAGUUAACUGGGGUAAAGUCAACAGACGGCCAGUACUUGAAAGAACAGUUAAAGCUACAGGGCUUUCUGAAGGAACUGAAUAUGAAUACAGGGUCAUUGCCCUCAACAAAGCUGGGUUGGGCAAACCAAGCGAUCCAUCCAGUGCAGCCAUUGCACUUGAUCCACAGUAUCCACCUGGUCCACCAGCUUUCCCGAAGGUGACUGAUACAACUCACAGCACAGUUAGCCUUUCUUGGGGUAAACCAGCAUAUGAUGGUGGGAGCCCUAUCUUGGGCUACUUGGUUGAGGUUAAAAGAGCAGAUGGCAAGGACUGGAUAAGAUGCAAUGUACCAAAGAACCUUCAAGAAACACGUUACACUGUUACUGGAUUGAUUGAAAAUACAGAGUAUGAGUUCAGAGUGACUGCUGUAAAUAAGAUCGGAUACAGUGACCCAAGUGAAGUUCCUGAGAAACACACUGCAAAGGAUAUUUUGAUUGCACCAGAAGCAGAACUGGAUGCUGAUUUGAGGAAAGCCCUGGUAUUACGUGCUGGAGUUACAAUGAGAAUUUAUGUGCCAAUAAGAGGCCGUCCUGCUCCUAAGGUUACUUGGGCAAAAAUGAACACUAACAUCAAAGAUAGACAAGGACUAGAUAUCAGGACAACAGAGUGGGACACUCUAGUAUACUGUGAAAAUGUGAACAGAUAUGAUGCUGGGAAGUAUGUAUUGACCCUGGAGAACAGCAGUGGAAUUAAGACAUACACAAUAGUUGUAAAGGUUCUUGAUACGCCUGGGCCACCACUCAAUCUUAUUAUCAAAGAAACAUCUAAGGAUUCUGCUGCUAUAACUUGGGAUCCUCCUCUUAUUGAUGGUGGUAGUCCUGUAAAGAGUUACAUUGUUGAAAAACGUGAUGCAGAGAGAAAGGCAUGGUCCACGGUUUCAACCGACUGUCCAAAAACAUCAUUCAGAAUCUCCAACCUAGAAGAAGGCAAAAGCUACUUCUUUAGAGUGUUGGCUGAAAAUGAAUAUGGAAUUGGGGAGCCAUGUGAGACACAUGAUUCAAUCAGAGCUUCAGAACAACCAGGGCCAGUAGUAGAUCUUAAAGCAUUGGUUGUUACCAAGAACUCAUGUACAAUAGCCUGGAAGAAGCCUCUCAGUGACGGUGGAAGUCGCAUUAUUGCAUAUUCAGUAGAACUCAUGAUUAGUGAAGAUAAGUGGAAGGAGGUCCUGAGAUCCAAAAAUAUGCAGUACAGUGCUAAAGAUCUGGAAGAAGGAAAGGAAUAUACAUAUCGUGUGAGAGCACUAAAUGAUGCUGGUUUCAGUUCACCACAGGAAAUUAAUUUUGUAGCCAAAGAUCACAUUGUUCCACCAGCAGCUGAUUUGAGAGACUUCCCAGAUUUAUGCUAUCUUGCGAAGGAAGGAAGCACCUUCCGUCUUAAAAUCCCAAUCUCUGGCAAACCCACUCCAUCUGUUACAUGGAAGAAAGGUGAAGAUUUGGUAUUGACUGACACUGGCAGAGUCUCUGUAGAGUCAUCAGCUGUCAAUACAACUCUUCUGGUUCAUGAUUGUCAAAAGAGUGAUGCCGCAAAAUAUACAAUUACCUUGAAGAAUACUGCUGGCACCAAAGAAUGCACACUCUUUAUGAAAGUCGUUGGAAAACCAGGAAUACCCACUGGACCUAUUAAGUUUGAUGAAGUCACAGCUGAUGGUGUAACCUUAAAAUGGGGAGCACCAAAGGAUGAUGGUGGCUCAGAAAUAACAAAUUAUAUCCUUGAGAAGAGGGAUUCCACAACCAACAAAUGGGUUACCUGCGCUUCUGCUGUACAGAAAACUACUUUCCGGGUUACCAGACUUCAUGAAGGAACUGAAUACAUCUUCAGAGUUAGUGCAGAAAAUAAAUAUGGAGUUGGAGUAGGCCUCAAAUCAGAUCCUAUUGUGGCACAGCAUCCAUUUAAUGUACCUGAUGCACCAGCUCCACCUCAGAUUAUUUCUAUGAGACAUGAAUCUGCUUCACUUGCUUGGUCAGAUCCAAGAAAGACAGGUGGCUCCCCAAUAACUGGUUAUCACAUUGAGUACAAAGAAAGGAAUAGUCUUCUUUGGAAAAGAGCCAGCAAGACACCACUGAGAAUGAAGGAAUACAGAGUGGGUGGUUUAACUGAAGGCCUUGAAUAUGAAUUCAGAGUUAUGGCUAUAAAUAUGGCAGGUGUUGGUAAACCAAGUUUACCAACAGAACCUAUGGUAGCUCUGGAUCCAAUUGAUCCUCCUGGUAAACCUGAUGUUAUAAAUGUUACAAGAAGCACUGUAACACUCAUGUGGAGCGAGCCCAAAUAUGACGGUGGACACAAAUUGACAGGAUACAUUGUUGAAAAACGUGAUCUACCUUCAAAGGCCUGGAUGAAAGCCAACCAUGUCAAUGUGCAAGAAUGUGCGUUUACAGUGACAGAUCUCAUUGAAGGCUGCAAGUAUGAAUUCAGAAUUCGAGCCAAGAAUGCUGCUGGUGCCAUAAGUCCUCCAUCUGAGCAAACUGACACCAUUGUAUGCAAAGAUGAAUACGAGGCACCAACUAUUGUUAUUGAUCCAACUGUAAAGGAGGGACUAACAGUUAAGGCUGGUGACACUAUUGUUAUAACAGCAACAAGUAUCCUUGGAAAACCACCUCCAACAUCUGUGUGGUCUAAAGCUGGAAAAGACUUCAAACCUUCAGAUAUUGUCCAGAUUGAGUCCACCCCAACCUCUUCUACAUUAUCAGUCAAGUAUGCUACCAGGAAGGAUUCUGGAGAGUACACCAUUACUGCCAGCAAUCCAUUUGGUAUUAAAGAAGAAAAUGUGAAAGUGAAAGUUUUGGAUGUUCCUGGACCUCCAGGGCCAAUCGAAACUAGCAAUGUAUCAUCUGAAAAGGUGACUCUUACUUGGUUGCCACCUCAUGAGGAUGGUGGGUCUCCAAUCAAGUCUUAUGUUCUUGAAAAGAGGGAAACCAGCCGUCUGCUCUGGACACUAGUAGCUGAAAACAUUAUGGAUUGCCGUUUUGUUGCUUCCAAACUUAUCCAGGGCAAUGAGUAUGUCUUCCGUGUCUCAGCUGUAAACCAAUACGGUGUUGGUGAUUCUGUGCAGUCCGAGCCAGUCAAAAUGGUGGAUAGAUUUGGUCCUCCUGGUCCACCAUCAAAACCGGAAAUUGACAAUGUCUCCAAGAAUACAGUUACUAUUUCUUGGAAGAGACCUGCUGAUGAUGGUGGAAGUGACAUCACAGGCUAUUAUGUUGAGAGGAAAGAAAGGAAAGGGUUAAGAUGGGUUAGAGCAACAAAGAAAACUAUCUCUGACCUCCGUUUCAAAGUGCAAGGCCUUUCUGAAGGAGUUGAAUAUGAAUUUAGAGUCACUGCUGAAAAUAAAGCUGGUCUUGGAGAACCAAGUGAGCCAUCACAGCAUGUCUUGACCAAAGAUGUGGCAUAUGUGCCUGGUCCACCUUCAAAUCCAAGAGUAACUGAUACAACUAAAACUACUGCCACUUUACACUGGGGUAAACCUCAUUACGAUGGUGGACUGGAUAUCAUAGGAUACAUUGUAGAGCAUAAAAAAGAAGGAGAAGAGGACUGGAUAAAAGACACAACAGGAACAGCUCUCAGAAUUACUGAAUUUGUAGUUGCCAAUCUGCAGCCAGGAGGCAAAUACCAUUUCCGAAUUAGUGCAGUGAAUGCAGAAGGAGCUGGUGAACCUGCAGAAAUCAAAGAAGUUGUUGAAAUAAAGGAAAGAGAAGAAGCACCUGACUUUGAGCUUGAAGCUGAGCUUAGAAGGACUCUUGUUGUCAAGGCUGGAUUAUCAAUUAGAAUUUUUGUGCCAAUCAAAGGUCGUCCAACACCUGAAGUCACCUGGAUGAAAGGAGAUGUUCCUCUUAAAGGUCGUGCGCACAUUGAUAAUACGGAAUCAUACACUCUUCUGAUUAUCCCUGAAUGCAACAGGCAUGAUGCUGGAAAAUAUGUAAUGAACGUAGAAAAUGCUGCGGGCAAAAAGAGUGGAUUUGUAAAUGUUAGGGUUUUGGACUCCCCUGGACCUCCUAUAAAUCUUAAACCAAGAGAGAUUACCAAAGACAGCAUCACACUUCAGUGGGAUCUUCCUCUUAUUGAUGGAGGCUCAAAAGUUACUAACUAUAUAGUGGAAAAGCGUGAGUCCACUCGUAAGGCAUACUCCACUAUAACAACAAACUGUCAAAAGUGUUCCCUUAGAAUCCCCAACUUGGCUGAAGGGUCAGAAUAUUACUUUAGAGUAAUGGCUGAAAAUGAAUUUGGUAUUGGUGAACCAGCUGAAACACCUGAACCAAUCAAGGCAUCUGAGGCUCCAUCUCCUCCUGAAAGUCUUAAUGUCAUGAAUGUUACUAAACAUUCUGCAAGUCUUGCAUGGCCAAAACCACUACAUGAUGGAGGCAGUAAAAUUACUGGAUAUGUCAUUGAAGCUCAAAAGAAGGGUGCAGAGCAGUGGAUGCAUAUGGCUACUGUAAAGACUCUAGACUAUGUAGCAAAAAAUCUUAAUGAAAAUGAUGAAUAUACUUUCCGUGUCAUGGCUGUCAACAAUUCUGGUAGAAGUGAUCCUCGAGAAAGCAGACCUAUACUAAUUAAAGAACAAACAACACUUCCUGAAUUUGAUUUACGUGGAAUCUACCAAAAGCUGGUCAUUGCCAAGGCAGGUGAUAACAUCAAAGUUGAAAUACCCAUAUUGGGCCGCCCAAAACCAUCAGUCUCCUGGAAAAAGGGAAAUCAGGAUUUUAAGCAAACACAGAGAGUGAACAUUGAAAAUACUGCAACCUCAACCAUCCUGAAUAUUAAUGAAUGCACAAGAAAUGAUAGUGGACAAUAUUCUCUGACUGGAAAAAAUAUUCUUGGGGAGGUCACAGAAGUUAUUACCGUUCAGGUCCAUGAUAUUCCUGGGCCUCCUAAAGGUCCAAUUAAAUGUGAUGAAAUUUCAUCUGACUACAUUACAAUAUCUUGGGAUCCCCCAGAAAAUGAUGGAGGAGUGCCAAUUAGCAACUACAUCGUAGAAAUGCGUGACACCACUGGCACAAACUGGGUAGAGUUAGCUGCAACAGUAAUACGUACAACAUUUAAAGCUGCUCGCCUUACUACAGGUGUUGAGUAUCAAUUCCGUGUCAAAGCCCAAAACAGAUAUGGAGUUGGCCCGUCAAUCAGUUCAGAAAAUGUGGUUGCUGCCUAUCCUUUUAAGGUGCCUGGUCCUCCAGGUACUCCACAAGUUAUAUCUUUCAACAAGGAUACAAUGACAAUUAGCUGGAAUGAGCCAGUUUCUGAUGGUGGAAGCACAAUUUUGGGAUACCACAUUGAGAGAAAAGAAAGGAGCAGUAUUUUAUGGCAGAGAAUAAGCAAAGCUUUGGUAGUAGGAAAUAUUUUCAAGUCAACUGGCCUUACAGAUGGAAUAGCAUAUGAAUUCCGAGUUGCAGCUGAAAAUAUGGCUGGUGUGGGUAAACCAAGCAAGUCCUCAGAACCAAUAUUUGCUCUUGAUCCUGUUGAUCCACCUGGCAAGCCGGUACCAAUUAACAUUACUAGACAUGCUGUAACUCUUCAGUGGACAAAGCCUGAGUAUGAUGGUGGCUUUAAGAUAACUGGAUACACAGUUGAAAGAAAAGACUUACCAAAUGGACGCUGGCUCAAGGCAAAUUUCAGCAACAUUCUUGAGACAUGUUUCACUGUGAGUGGUCUCACUGAAGAUGCUGCUUAUGAGUUCCGUGUAUUUGCCAGAAAUUCAGCUGGAGCUGUGAGUAAACCAUCUGAACCAUCAGAUAGUGUAACCUGCAGAGAUGAUAUUGAAGAACCAAGAAUCAUGGUUGAUGCAAGAUUUAAAGAUGUUAUACUAUUGAAAGCAGGAGAAGUCUUCAGGCUUGAAGCAGAUGUUGCUGGCCGCCCACUACCAUCAAUGGUUUGGACUAAAGAAGGAAAGGAACUUGAAGAGACUGCAAAACUUGAAAUCAGAACGACAGACUUUUCAACAGUUUUGAUCAACAAAGAUUCCAUUAGAAGGGAUGGGGGUGCGUUCACUUUGACAGCUAGCAACCCUGGUGGCUUUGCCAAGCAUGUGUUUAAUGUUAAAGUUCUUGAUAGACCAGGUCCACCUGAAGGACCCUUAGAAGUUACAGAUGUCACUGCUGAGAAAUGUGUAUUAUCAUGGCUGCCCCCUAAAGAUGAUGGAGGUGCAAAGAUUGACUAUUAUGUUAUUGAAAAACGUGAAACAAGCAGACUUGCAUGGACAAAUGUAGCAACAGAUUUACAGGUCAAUCGAAUCAAGGUGACUAAGUUGCUCAAAGGAAAUGAAUAUAUCUUCAGAGUUAUGGCUGUCAACAAAUAUGGAGUUGGAGAGUCCCUUGAAUCUGAACCAACUGUUGCAGCAAACCCAUAUGUGCCUCCUGACCCACCACAAAUGCCUGAGGUAACUGCCAUAACUAAAGAUUCAAUGGUUGUCUGCUGGGGACAUCCAGAGUCAAAUGGUGGAAGUGAAAUUACUAACUACAUUGUAGAAAGAAGAGAUAAGACUGGUCUGCGUUGGGUAAAAUGUAACAAGAGGACAGUUACUGACUUAAGAUACAAAGUAUCUGGUCUAACAGAAGGACAUGAAUAUGAGUAUAGAGUUUUUGCUGAAAAUAUUGCAGGUUUGAGUUCACCCAGCCCAGCUAGUCCUUUCUACAAGGCUUCUGACACAAUAUUCAAACCUGGACCUCCAGGCAACCCAAGAGUUUUAGAUACAAGCAAGUCAUCGAUUACAAUUGCAUGGAACAAACCGAUAUAUGAUGGUGGUUCUGAGAUCACAGGAUAUAUUGUUGAAACUUGCCUACCUGAAGAAGAUGAAUGGACAAUUGUAACACCUAAAGAUGCACUAAAAGCCACAUCCUUUACAAUAACAAAUCUAAAGGAAAACCAGGAAUACAAAAUACAUAUUUCUGCUGUUAACUCCGAAGGAGUUGGAGAACCUGCUCUUGUUCCUGGUCAACCAAAGGCUGAGGACAGACAGAUUCCUCCAGAAAUUGAACUUGAUGCAGAUCUUCGCAAAGCUGUCAAUAUCAGAGCUUGUUGCACAUUGCGCCUUUUUGUACCUAUUAAGGGUAGACCUGCACCAGAAGUGAAAUGGACAAGAGAAAAUGGGGAACCUCUUGACAGAGCAACAAUUGAGAAUACAUCAUCCUACACUUCAGUUAUAAUUGAAAAUGUUAAUAGAUUUGACAGUGGCAAGUAUAUGCUGACAGUUGAAAACAGCUCAGGAAGCAAGACUGCUUUUGUAAACGUUAGAGUCCUGGAUACACCUGGAGCUCCACAAGACCUCAAGAUUAAGGAAAUUACUAAGGAGUCUGUCUCACUCACUUGGAAUCCUCCACUUAUUGAUGGUGGUUCCAAGAUUAAGAACUACAUUGUAGAAAAACGUGAAUCAACAAGAAAAGCUUAUUCAACUGUUGUGGCGAACUGCCACAAAACAAGCUGGAAAGUUGAGCAGUUGCAGGAGGGAUGUAACUAUUACUUUAGAGUUCUCGCUGAAAAUGAAUAUGGAGUAGGUCUUCCUGUGGAGACUUCAGAGUCAGUCAAAGUAUCUGAAAGACCACUUCCUCCAGGUAAAAUCACCCUUCAAGAUGUCACCCGAAAUAGUGUAACCUUGUCAUGGGAGAAACCAGAUCAUGAUGGAGGCAGCAGAAUUGUGGCAUAUAUUGUAGAGAUGCAAACCAAAGGCAGUGAAAAAUGGACCACCUGUGCCACAGUAAAAGUCACUGAAGCAGUCAUAACAGGACUGACACAAGGUGAAGAAUAUACGUUCAGUGUAUCGGCUCGAAAUGAGAAGGGAACUAGUGAUCCCCGACAGCUUGGUGUGCCUGUAGUUGCAAAAGACCUUGUUAUUGCUCCAGUGUUCAAGCUGUUGUUCACCACAUUCAGUGUUCUGGCAGGAGAUGACUUGAAGGUUGAUGUACCUUUUGUUGCACGUCCUAAAGCAGCAGUUACAUGGCACAAAGAUAAUCUUCCUCUCAAACAAACUACAAGAGUAAAUGCAGAAAGCACAGAAAACCAUUCAUAUCUUGUAAUUAAAGAAGCUUGCAGAGAUGAUGUUGGACAGUAUGCUGUAAAACUUGCAAACACUGCUGGUGAAGCAACAGCAACUAUUGGCAUUGUUGUUCUAGAUAAACCUGGCCCACCAACAGGCCCAGUAAAAAUAGAAGAAGUCACUGCUGAUAGCUUAACUCUUUCAUGGCAGCCCCCAGAAUAUGAUGGUGGAUGCACUAUUAACAAUUAUAUUGUUGAAAAGAGAGACACUUCUACUACAGAAUGGCAGAUUGUAUCUGCCACAGUUGCCAGGACAACCAUAAAAGCAAGCCGUUUGAAGACUGGUUGUGAAUAUCAGUUCAGAAUCGCAGCUGAAAAUAGAUAUGGCAAGAGCCCUCUUCUUGUUUCAGAGUCUGUGGUAGCUCAAUAUCCAUUUAAACUCCCUGGUCCUCCAGGCACACCAUUUGUACAUGGAGCUACAAAAGAUAGCAUGGUCGUCAUGUGGAAUGAACCAGUAAAUGAUGGUGGCAGCAGAAUACUGGGUUAUCACCUUGAGCGCAAGGAAAGAAAUAGCAUUCUUUGGGUUAAGUUGAACAAAACAAUCAUUCAGGACACCAGAUUUAAGACCACUGGUCUUGAAGAAGGAAUUGAAUAUGAAUACAGAGUUUAUGCCGAAAACAUUGUAGGCAUUGGAAAAGCAAGCAAAGUAUCAGAAUGCUAUGUUGCAAGAGAUCCAUGUGACCCACCAGGUCGUCCUGAAGCUGUGAUUGUAACCAGAAAUUCUGUGACACUACAGUGGACAAAACCAGAGUAUGAUGGUGGCAGCAAGAUCACUGGCUAUAUUGUUGAGAAGAAGGAGUUGCCUGAUGGUCGCUGGAUGAAAGCUAGCUUCACCAAUGUCAUUGAGACUGAGUUUGUUGUGACUGGUUUAACUGAAGACCAGAGGUAUGAGUUCCAUGUAAUUGCUAGGAAUGCAGCAGGUGUCUUCAGUGAGCCUUCUGAAAGCACAGGACCUGUAACUGCCAGAGAUGAAGUAGAUCCACCUCGCAUUAGCAUGGAUCCCAAAUAUAGAGAAACAAUCAUAGUUAAUGCUGGAGAUUCCUUCAAGAUUGAUGCUGAUGUCCAUGGAAAACCAAUACCUACAAUCCUUUGGCUCAAAGGAGAUCAAGAAUUAGCAAACACAGCACGACUUGAAAUAAAAAGCACAGACUUUAACACAUUUCUGAGUGUUAAGGAAGCUAUUCGUGUUGAUGGAGGCCAAUACACUCUGUUGCUGAAGAAUGUUGGUGGAGAAAGAUCAGUCGCUGUUAAUGUCAAAGUUUUAGAUAGACCUGGCCCACCUGAAGGUCCUAUUUCUGUUUAUGGAAUUACAAGUGAGAAAUGUUCCAUCUCAUGGAAACCACCACAGCAUGAUGGUGGCAGUGAUAUAUCCCACUACAUUGUUGAGAGAAGAGAGACAAGCAGAUUAGUCUGGACUGUAGUUGAUUCCAAAGUACUAGCUCUUAAUCUGAAAAUCACAAAACUUCUGGAAGGAAAUGAAUAUAUUUUCCGUGUGAUGGGUGUGAACAAAUAUGGAGUUGGAGAAUCUCUUGAGUCUGAGCCAGUGGUAAUUAAAAAUCCUUUUGUUGUCCCUGAUCCACCAACUGCUGUUGAAGUUACAACAAUUACAAAGGACUCCAUGGUUGUCGUAUGGGAAAGACCACCUUCAGAUGGUGGUAGUGAAAUUAUCGGGUAUAUUGUUGAAAAACGAGAUAAAGAGGGUGUUAGAUGGACCAGAUGCAAUAAACGUGUGGUCAAUGAAUUGCGCUUCAGAGUGACGGGACUUCUUGAAAACCGCAGCUAUGAAUUCAGAGUCUCAGCUGAGAAUGCCGCAGGGGUUGGACAACCAAGCUCCCCUUCAAUUUACUACAAGGCAUGUGAUCCUAUUUUCAAACCAGGACCACCAAAUAACCCUAAGGUAACUGACAUAUCCAGGUCAUCUGUUUUCCUUUCAUGGAGUAAACCAAUCUAUGAUGGUGGCUGUGAGAUUCAAGGAUAUAUUGUUGAGAAAUGUGAAGCAACUUCUGAUGAGUGGACGAUGUGUACUCCAGCAACUGGCAUCAAACAGUCAUGGUUUGAAGUUGAGAAGUUACAAGAGAAACAUGAGUACAAGUUUAGAGUCUGCGCUAUCAACAAGGCUGGUGUUGGAGAACAUGCAGAUGUUGCUGGAGCUGUACUUGUGGAAGACAAGUUAGAAGCACCAGAUCUUGAUCUUGAUCCAGAACACAGAAAGGUGGUCACUGUUAGAGCUGGAGGGUCCCUUAGAUUGUUCAUCCCAAUCAGAGGGCGACCUGCUCCUGAAGUGAAAUGGGGAAAAGCUGAUGGUGAAAUUAGGGAAACAGCUCAAAUUGAGGUUACAAGUAGUUACACCUCACUUGUGAUAGAUAAUGUGAACAGAUUUGACAGUGGAAAGUACACCUUGACAGCUGAAAAUGUCAGUGGGACAAAGUCUGCUUUCAUCAGUGUUAAAGUGCUUGACACACCAAGUGCACCACUAAACCUUAAAAUAAAAGAGAUUACCAAGGAAUCUGUAACUCUUACUUGGGAGCCACCUACUUUGGAUGGGGGUGCAAAGAUCAAAAACUAUAUUGUGGAAAAACGUGAGAGCACAAGAAAGGCCUAUUCAGCUGUUGUGACCAACUGCCACAAGAUGUCAUGGAAGGUUGACCAACUUCAGGAAGGCUGUAACUAUUACUUUAGAGUCUUAGCUGAAAAUGAUCAUGGCAUCGGUUUACCCGCAGAAACUGUUGAUCCUGUUAAAGUAUCAGAAGUACCACAACCACCAGGUAAAAUAACUGUUGUUGAUGUAACACGCAACAGUGUUUCUCUUAGCUGGGAAAAGCCUGAACAUGAUGGUGGAAGCAGAAUCAUCCAAUAUGUGGUGGAAAUGCAAGCCAAGGGUAGUGAGAAGUGGUCUCCAUGUGCACAUGUUAAAACUCUUGAAACUGUUGUAACUAACUUAGUUCAAGGAGAAGAAUAUAUGUUUAGAGUCAUAGCUGUGAAUGAGAAAGGGAAGAGUGACCCAAGAUCACUUGCUGUUCCAGUUGUUGCUAAAGACCUUGUUAUAGAGCCUGAUGUAAGACCAGCAUUCAGCAACUACAGUGUGCAGGUGGGUCAGGACCUAAAAAUAGAAAUCCCUAUUGGUGGUCGACCCAAACCAACAAUUUCCUGGACUAAAGAUGGCCAACCACUUAAACAGACAACGAGGGUUAAUGUUGUUGAUACUGCACACCACACAACUCUCAAUAUUAAGGAAAGUACCCGAGAUGAUGGAGGAAUAUAUGGAAUUACUGUGUCUAAUGUUGUUGGACAGAAGAUUGCAUCUAUUGAAAUUAUCACCCUUGAUAAGCCUGGUCCACCAAGCGGCCCUGUGAGAUUUGAUGAAGUUAGCGCCGAAAGUAUCACUAUUUCUUGGGAUCCACCAAAAUACACUGGUGGCUGUCAAAUUUCAAACUACAUUAUUCAAAAGAGAGACACAACUACAACAACUUGGGAAACUGUUUCUGCCACUGUAGCAAGAACUACACUGAAGGUUACCAAGCUUAAAACUGGUGCAGAAUAUCAGUUUAGAAUCAUUGCUGAAAACAGAUAUGGAAAGAGCUUUGCAUUAGAUUCUGAAGCUAUGAUUGCCCAAUAUCCUUACAAGGAACCAGGUCCACCAGGUACACCAUUUGUUACAUCAGUAUCAAGGGAUCAUAUGGUUGUGCAGUGGCAUGAACCGAUUGCAGAUGGAGGAAGCAAAAUUAUUGGUUACCAUCUUGAAAGAAAAGAAAGAAACAGUAUUCUCUGGACAAAGAUUAAUAAAACACUAAUUCAAGACACACGCUUUAAAACCAGUCCUUUAGAAGAAGGCAUUGAAUAUGAAUUUAGAGUCUAUGCUGAAAACAUAGUUGGUAUAGGCAAAAGUAGCAAGGUUUCUGAAUGCUAUGUGGCACGUGACCCAUGUGAUCCACCAGGAACCCCUGAAGCAAUAAUUGUGAGCAGGCAUUCAAUCACUCUUCAAUGGACAAAACCAGAAUAUGAUGGUGGCAGUGUAAUAACUGGUUAUAUUGUUGAGAAACGAGACCUUCCUGAUGGUCGCUGGAUGAAAGCUAGCUUCACUAAUGUCAUUGAAACACAGUUUACUGUUUCUGGCCUUACUGAAGAUUCUAAGUAUGACUUCAGAGUUAUUGCUAAGAAUGCAGCUGGAACUAUAAGCAAACCAUCUGAUAGUACUGGACCUAUAACUGCAAAGGAUGAAGUUGAACCACCAAGAGUCUCAAUGGAUCCAAAAUACAAAGAGGCAAUUGUUGUAAAUGCUGGAGAUACAUUCAAACUUGAUGCAGAUGUCUACGGAAAGCCAAUACCAACAAUCCAAUGGUUCAAGGGUGAUAAAGAAGUUGAACUUUCAGCAAGGUGUGAGAUCAAGAGCACUGACUUCAGAACAACGCUUGUUGUUAAAGAUGCAAUUAGAAUUGAUGGUGGCCAAUAUAAUCUUCAGUUAACUAAUGUUGCUGGCACCAAAACUGUGCCUAUUCAAGUUAAAGUGCUGGACAGACCAGGGCCAUCUGAAGGGCCUAUUCAUGUGAGUGGUGUCACUGCUGACAAAUGCACACUGUCAUGGCUUCCUCCACAACAUGAUGGAGGCAGCAGCAUUUCACAUUACAUCAUUGAGAAGAGAGAAACCAGCCGCCUAGCUUGGACUGUAGUGGCUACUGAUGCUGUAGCUACCAUGCACAAGGUGACCAAACUUCUGGAAGGGAAUGAAUAUAUAUUCCGGGUAAUGGCUGUUAACAAAUUUGGAGUUGGUGAACCACUGGAGUCUGCACCAGUUUUAAUGAAAAAUCCAUUCAUCCCAGCAGGACCACCAAAAGGUUUGGAAGUAACCAACAUUGCAAAGGACUCUAUGACAGUGUGCUGGACCAGGCCAGACUCAGAUGGUGGCAGUGAAAUUGUUGGUUAUAUUGUAGAGAAGAGAGAUAGGACUGGCAUCAGAUGGACAAAAUGCAAUAAGCGCCGAAUUACAGACUUGCGCUUUAGAGUAACAGGUCUCACAGAAGAUCAUGAAUAUGAAUUCAGAUUAUCUGCGGAAAAUGCAGCCGGAGUGGGAGAACCAAGUCAGCCUACGGCAUACUACAAGGCUUGUGAUCCUAUAUUCAAACCUGGACCACCAACCAAUGUACAUGUUGUUGAUACCACAAGAAGCUCUAUUUCACUUGCAUGGGGUAAGCCAAUUUAUGAUGGUGGCAGUGAAAUUCAGGGAUACAUUGUGGAGAUAUGCAAAGCUGAUGAGGAAGAAUGGACCAUGUGCACACCACCUACUGGUUUGCGUGUGAACCGCUUUGAAAUCAUCAAACUUGUGGAGCAUCAAGAAUAUAAGAUCCAAAUAUGUGCCAUCAAUAAAUUAGGUGUAGGUGAGCCGGCUUCUGUACCAGGAACAGUCAAACCUGAAGAUAAGCUGGAGGCUCCUGAACUUGACCUUGAUGCAGAAUUGAGGAAAGGACUAGUGGUGCGUGCUGGAGGCUCUGUGAAAAUCCAUAUACCAUUCAAAGGAAGACCAGCUCCAGAGAUCAUUUGGUCUAAAGAUGAAGGAGACUUACCUGAGAAGACUCAGAUUGAAAAAGGCAUUAACUAUACCCAACUUUCCAUUGACAACUGUGACAGAAAUGAUGCUGGAAAAUACACUCUGAAAUUAGAAAAUAGCAGUGGUGCCAAGUCUGCAUUUGUCUCCGUCAAAGUAUUGGAUACCCCAGGAACACCUCAAAAUCUUAAAGUGAAAGAUAUCAAGAAAGAUGCAGUCACUUUAGUAUGGGAACCACCUUUAAUUGAUGGAGGUGCAAAGAUCAAGAACUAUGUGAUUGAUAAGCGUGAAUCAACUAGAAAAGCUUAUGCAAAUGUUUCUACAAAGUGCACCAAAACAAGCUUCAAAGUGGAAAAUCUCACAGAGGGAGCAAUUUAUUACUUUAGAGUAAUGGCUGAGAACGAAUUUGGAAUUGGUCUACCUAUUGAAACAAUAGAUGCAGUAAAGGCGUCAGAGCCACCUUUGCCGCCAGGAAAGGUCACUCUUACUGAUGUCACCCAAACCACCGUCUCUCUUUCAUGGGAAAAACCAGAUCAUGAUGGAGGCAGCAGAAUUAUAGGUUAUGCAAUCGAAAUGCAGCCUAAAGGGUCUGACAAAUGGGUUGUAGCAACUCAGACAAAAACAUGUGAGGGUGUUGUUUCUGGACUAAGCUCUGGACAAGAAUACCUCUUCCGUAUAAUUGCAUACAAUGAGAAAGGAAAGAGUGAUCCAAGACCAUUGGCUGCACCAGUUAUCGCCAAAGACCUCACAAUUGAACCCAGUUUCAAACUUAUGUUCAACACUUACAGUGUCCAAGCAGGAGAAGAUCUUAAGGUAGAAAUACCUGUAAUUGGACGCCCGAGACCCAAAAUUGCUUGGACAAAAGAUGGACAGACACUUAAACAGACAACCAGAGUUAAUGUUGAGACCACACCAACCUCAACUAUUCUUCAUAUUAAAGAAAGCAUUAAAGAUGAUUUUGGCAAGUAUACAGUCACAGCAACUAACAAUGCUGGUACAACUACAGAAGAAAUUGGAAUUAUCAUACUUGAUAAACCCGGUCCACCUGUUGGCCCUGUAAGGAUCGAUGAAGUCAGCUCUAACUUUGUUACACUUUCCUGGGAUCCUCCACAAUAUACAGGUGGUUGUCAAAUAAAUAAUUAUAUAGUUGAAAAACGAGACACAACCACCACAACCUGGCAAAUUGUAUCAGCAACAAUAGCAAGGACAACAAUUAAAAUAAGCAAACUUAAAACUGGUUCAGAAUACCAGUUUAGAAUAUUUGCUGAAAACAGAUAUGGAAAGAGUUCUUCUUUGGAUUCACCAUCCAUUCUUGUACAGUACCCAUAUAAAGAACCUGGACCACCUGGUACACCAUUUGUUACAUCUGUGUCAAAGGACCACAUGGUUAUUGAAUGGCAUGAACCAGUCAAUGAUGGUGGCAGUCAAGUCAUCGGUUACCAUUUGGAACGCAAAGAACGGAACAGUAUCCUGUGGACUAAGCUUAAUAAGACUCUUAUUCAAGACACUCGCUUCAAGACAAACAACCUCGAAGAAGGCAUUGAAUAUGAAUAUAGAGUCUAUGCCGAAAAUGUUGUUGGCAUUGGUAAAUCAAGCAAGGUUUCAGAGUGCUUUGUAGCUCGUGAUCCAUGUGAUCCACCUGGUUGUCCUGAGCCCAUUGUUAUUACCAGAAACCAUGUCACACUUCAGUGGACAAAGCCACAGUAUGAUGGUGGCAGCAAAGUUACUGGAUAUAUUGUAGAAAAGAAAGAGUUGCCUGAAGGUCGCUGGAUGAAAGCAAGCUUUACAAAUGUAAUUGAGACUGAAUUUACAGUCACAGGCUUAACUGAAGACCAAAGAUAUGAAUUUAGAGUAAUUGCAAGAAAUGCAGCUGGUAUUUUCAGUGAACCUUCUGAAAGCACUGGACCAAUUACUGCUAGAGAUGAAAUUGAAACCCCAAGAGCUUCAAUGGAUCCAAAAUACAAAGAUGUAAUUGUUGUGAAUGCAGGUGAAACCUUUUCUCUUGAAGCUGAUAUCUACGGCAAACCAGUGCCUGAUGUUGUAUGGUUAAAGGAUGGAAAAGAAAUUGACAAAGCUACUGCACGAAUGGAAGUCAAAACUACAUUACAACGGACAACUCUUAUAGUAAAGGACUGCAUUAGAGUAGAUGGAGGACAGUAUGUUCUCACUCUUAGUAAUGUUGGUGGUACAAAAACAAUACCAAUCACAGUAAAGGUUUUAGACAGACCUGGUCCACCUGACGGCCCAUUAAGAGUGUCAGGUGUUACUGCAGAGAAAUGCUACCUGUCCUGGAGCCCUCCUUCACAAGAUGGUGGUGCCAGCAUUUCUCAUUACAUUAUUGAGAAGAGAGAAACCAGCAGGCUGUCUUGGACAGUUGUUGACUCUAAUGUUCAGGCAAUCAGUUACAAAGUAACCAAACUUCUAAGUGGCAAUGAGUAUAUAUUCAGAAUUAUGGCAGUAAAUAAAUAUGGCAUUGGUGAGCCACUUGAAUCUGAACCAGUUCUAGCACGCAAUCCAUUCAAGCCACCAGGCCCACCAUCAGUGCCUGAGGUCACUGCUAUCACUAAGGAUUCUAUGGUUGCAACAUGGAACAGGCCAGAGGAUAAUGGUGGAGCUGAAAUUGAAGGCUACGUCCUUGAAAAACGUGACAAAGAUGGAGUAAGAUGGACAAAAUGUAACAAAAAGAGAUUGAGUGAUCUACGUUUUAGAGUAACUGGACUCACCGAAGGACACUUCUAUGAGUUCCGUGUUUCUGCUGAAAAUGCUGCUGGUGUAGGGGAACCAAGUGAACCAUCUGUGUUCUACAGAGCAUGUGAUGCAACAUACCCACCAGGCCCACCAAACAAUCCUAAAGUGUCUGAUACUUCUAGUAGUUCUGUGUCUCUUGCAUGGAGCAAGCCUAUUUAUGAUGGUGGUGCCCAAAUAAAGGCAUACAUUGUAGAAAUGAAAGAGGCUUCAGCUGAGGAAUGGACUACAUGCACACCUCCAACUGGUGUACAAGCAACACACUUUACUGUAACAAAACUAAAAGAAAAUGCUGAAUACAAUUUCCGCAUUUGUGCUAUCAACAUUGAAGGAGUUGGGGAAGCUGCUGCAAUCGCUGGAUCUGUAGUUGCAGCUGAAAAGGUUGAGCCACCUGAAAUUGAACUGGAUGCAGACCUUAGGAAAGUAGUAUCUGUACGUGCUAGUGGAACACUUCGCUUGUUUGUCACAAUCAGAGGUAGACCUGAACCUGAAGUAAAGUGGACAAUGGCAGAAGGCACUCUCACUGAACGUGCACAGAUUGAAGUCACAAGUUCCUACACUAUGCUUGUCAUUGACAAUGUAAACAGAUUUGACAGUGGUAAAUAUGUAUUGAAUCUUGAAAAUAACAGCGGAACAAAAUCAGCCUUUGUCAAUGUGAGAGUACUUGAUUCACCAAGCUCACCUGUUAAUUUCAGAAUCAAAGAUAUAAAGAAAGAUUCAGUUGUACUGUCAUGGGAGCCACCACUUAUUGAUGGAGGAGCAAAGAUCACUAACUAUAUUGUUGAAAAACGUGAGACAACAAGAAAAGCAUACACCACUGUAACAAACAAUUGUACAAAGAAUACAUUCAAGGUUGAUCAGCUCCAGGAGGGAGGUAGUUACUAUUUCCGUGUCCUGGCUGUUAAUGAACAUGGUGUUGGGCUAUCAGCAGAGACUACUGAUCCAAUUAAAGUUUCUGAAGCACCUUUGCCACCUGGAAAAGUUACACUUGUAGAUGUAACUCGAAACAGUGCAACCAUUUCUUGGGAGAAACCAGAACAUGACGGUGGUAGCAAAAUUUCAAGCUAUGUGGUUGAAAUGCAAACUAAAGGCAGUGAGAAAUGGACCACGUGCACUCAAGUGAAAGCGUUGGAGGCAACUAUAUCUGGUCUCACAACAGGUGAAGAAUAUUCCUUUAGAGUCAUUGCUGUGAAUGAGAAAGGCAAGAGUGAUCCAAAACAACUGGGAGUGCCUGUAAUAGCUAAAGAUAUUCAAAUAGAACCCAGCUUGGAGCUACUUUUCAAUACUUUCAGUGUGAAGGCUGGAGAUGACCUCAAGAUUGAUAUUCCUUUCAGAGGCAGACCUCUACCUACUGUUUCAUGGUUUAAAGAUGGUCAGCCUUUAAAGCAGACAACCAGAGUAAAUGUUCAGACAUCCAAGACAUCAACUCUUAUGGUCAUCAAAGAAGCCACCAAAGAUGAUUUUGGAAAUUAUGCAAUUACAGUGUCUAACACAGCUGGUUCAAAAACAGCAGAGAUUUCAAUUAUUGUACUUGACAAGCCUGGAGCACCUGGCCCCAUCCGAGUAGAUGAGGUUAGUGCUGACAGUAUAACAAUAUCCUGGGACCCACCAACAUAUGAUGGUGGAUGCCACAUCAAUAACUACAUUGUUGAAAAGAGGGAUACUACCACAACAACAUGGCAAAUUGUUUCUGCAACUGUUGCCAGAACAUCAAUUAAAGUUUCCCGCUUGACACAAGGAUCUGAAUACCAGUUCCGUAUUUAUGCUGAAAACCGCUAUGGAAAGAGCCAUUACACAGAUUCCUCAGCAAUUGUUGCUCAAUAUCCAUUUAAACCACCUGGUCCUCCAGGAACACCUCGUGUUGUCCAUGCAACAAAAGCUUUCAUGAUAGUACAAUGGAAUGAACCAGUCAAUGAUGGUGGCAGCACAGUCUUUGGUUAUCAUCUUGAACGCAAAGAAAGAAGCAGCAUUCUUUGGACAAAGAUCAACAGAGGUUUGAUAACUGACACUGAGAUGAAAGUAACUGGUAUUGAAGAAGGCUUAAUGUAUGAAUAUCGUGUAUAUGCUGAAAACAUUGCUGGCAUUGGAAAGUGUGGAAAAGCUUGUGAACCUGUUGCUGCAAGAGAUCCAUGUGAUCCUCCAGGUCACCUUACAGUUACUAACAUCACAAGAACAUCUGUAUCUCUGUCUUGGACUAAGCCAGAAUAUGAUGGUGGUGCUAAAGUUACUGGCUAUAUAAUUGAACGCAGAGAACUACCAGAUGGACGUUGGCUGAAAUGUAAUUUCACAAACAUUCAGGAAAACUAUUUUGAUGUUACUGGCCUUACAGAAGAUCAGCGUUAUGAUUUCCAUGUUAUUGCAAAGAAUGCAGCUGGGUUAUUCAGUGAACCAUCUGAAUGUACUGGUCCAAUUACUGUGAAGGAUGAUGUUGAUCCACCUCGUAUCAUGAUGGAUGUCAAGUUCAGAGACACAGUAGUAGUAAAGGCUGGAGAAAUCUUGAAAAUUAAUGCAGAUAUUGCUGGACGUCCUCUGCCUAUAGUUUCAUGGACAAAAGAUGGCAAGGAGAUUGAUGUACAAGCCAGAGUUGAAAUCUCCUCUACAGACACCAGCACUGCAAUAGUUGUGAAAGACUGUAUCAGAAGAGACUCUGGACAGUAUGUCCUGACUUUGCAAAAUGUUGCAGGAACAAGAUCAAUGGCAGUGAAUUGCAAGGUACUUGACAGACCAGGACCAUCAGCUGGACCACUAACAGUAGCUGGUGUUACAGCAGAGAAAUGUACAAUAUCCUGGGGAUCACCUCAGGAGAAUGGCGGGGCAGAAAUUUCCCAUUACAUUGUAGAAAAACGUGAAACAAGUAGACUAGCCUGGACACUAGUGGAUGGUGACAUGAAAGCAACAACUUGCAAAGUUACUAAAUUGCUGAAAGGCAAUGAAUACAUUUUCAGAGUUCUGGCUGUGAACAAAUAUGGAGUUGGUGAACCUCUUGAGAGUGAUCCUGUUAAAGCUUUGGAUCCAUAUACUGUUCCAAGUGCACCUACCAAUGUAGAAAUCAGCAGUAUUACAAGUGAAGCUAUGACAAUUUGCUGGGCAAGACCUGAAAGUGAUGGUGGCAAUGAAAUUUCUGGUUAUGUAAUAGAAAGACGUGAAAAAACAGGUCUAAGAUGGGUUCGUGUGAAUAAGAAACCAGUGUAUGAUCUCAGAGUUAAAGCAUCCAAUCUUCGUGAAGGUUGUGAGUAUGAGUACCGUGUUUAUGCAGAAAAUGCUGCUGGUUUGAGUCCUCCAAGUGAACCGAGUCCAUUAACGAAAGCAGAAGACCCACUUUUCCUGCCUUCCGCCCCAGUUAAACCUAAAGUUAUUGAUUCCACAAAGACCACUAUUACUGUUGCCUGGUCCAAACCACUGUUUGAUGGUGGAUCUCCAGUCACUGGAUACAGUGUUGAAUAUAAGAAAACUGAUGAUGAAGAAUGGUUGGUAGCUGUUCAAAACACAAGAAGUACAGAGUUUACUGUAGUUGGACUUACACCCGGUGCUGAAUAUGUAUUUGCUGUUAGAUCAAUCAAUAAAGUUGGUGCCAGUGACCCAAGCCCAGCUUCAGAGCCUCAGCUUGCAAAAGAAAGAGAAGAAGAGCCAGUAUUUGAUAUUGACAAUGAAAUGCGCAAGACUUUAAUUGUCAAGGCUGGCAGCUCAUUUACUCUUACCGUACCUUAUAAAGGCAAACCAGUACCUACUGUGAUGUGGAAUAAAGAAGAUGUAGAUCUGAGAUUAAGGGCAAGUAUUGAUACAACUGAUUCCUGCACAUCUAUAACAGUGGAGAAAGCAACAAGAAAUGAUUCUGGGAAAUACACUGUAACAUUACUGAAUAUUGUUGGAACUGCUACUUUGACACUGGUUGUCAAAGUCCUUGAUUCUCCUGGCCCUCCUUCAAAUAUUGUGGUAAAGGAAGUCACAAAAGAGUCUGCACUGAUAUCAUGGGAUGUACCAGAAAAUGAAGGUGGUGCUCCUGUGAAGAACUAUCACAUUGAAAAACGUGAGGCUAGCAAAAAGGCAUGGGUCUGUGUUACAAAUAACUGCCACCGUUUAACCUACAAAAUACCUGACCUCCAAGAGGGAGCUAUCUACUACUUCAGGGUCUCUGGAGAAAAUGAAUAUGGUAUAGGAGUACCUGUUGAAAGCAAGGAAGGCGUUAAAAUUACAGAAAAACCAAGUCCGCCAGAGAAGCUUGGGGUUAUAGAUGUUACAAAACACAGUGUUUCACUGUCUUGGAGUAAACCAGAACACGAUGGAGGCAGCAGAAUCACAAGUUACCAAGUUGAUGCCCUUGAAAAAGGCCAGCAGAAUUGGGUGAAGUGUGCAGUAGUGAAAACUACACAUCACAUUGUCUGUGGUCUUAAAGAAAGUGCUGAAUAUUUCUUCCGUGUGAGGGCUGAAAACCAGGCUGGUCUCAGUGAUCCGAAGGAAAUGCUGCUCCCAGUUGUUGUGAAAGAUCAGCUUGAAUCACCUGAAAUUGAUAUGAAGAAUUUCCCUCACAAUACUGUCUAUGUCAGAGCCGGUUCAAACCUUAAAUUUGAAAUUCCACUUUCUGGUAAACCCCUACCAAAAGUAACACUUUCAAAGGAUAACCUUGCAGUGAAAUCAACAAUGAGAUUCAACACAGAGACCACUGCUGACAGCAUAAUCAUCAAUCUCAAAGAAAGUAUAGCAGCUGAUGCUGGAAGAUAUGAUAUAACUGCCUCCAAUUCAAGUGGAACAACAAAGACAUUUGUAAACAUUGUGGUCUUAGAUAGACCUGGUCCUCCAGUUGGCCCUGUUGAAAUCAGUGAUGUCAGUGAAGACAAUGUGACCCUAAGAUGGCAACCACCUGUAUAUGAUGGUGGAAGUCAAGUAACCAAUUACAUUGUACUCAAACGUGAAACAAGUACUGCUGCCUGGACAGAAGUGUCAGCAGCAGUUGCAAGAAGCAUAAUCAAAGUCAUGAAGCUGACAACAGGAGAAGAGUAUCAGUUCCGCAUUAAGGCAGAGAACCGCUUUGGCAUCAGUGAUCACAUUGAUUCACAAAAUGUCACAGUGAAACUCCCAUACACAAUGCCUGGCCCACCAUCAACACCUUGGGUUACUAUGGUCACAAGGGAGAGCAUCACUGUCUGCUGGCAUGAACCUGUGUCAGAUGGAGGAAACCAUGUAUUUGGAUAUCACUUGCAGAUGAAAGACAGAAAUAGCAUUCUGUGGCAGAAGGUUAACAAGACUGUCAUUCGUGCAACCCACUUCAAAGUGACUAAUAUCAGUGCUGGUCUAAUCUAUGAGUUCCGAGUUCUGGCAGAAAAUUCUGCUGGUAUUGGCAAAGUCAGCAAAACAUCUGACCCAGUGCUUGCAAUUGAUGCUUGCGAGCCUCCAACAAAUGUACAUGUGACAGAUAUCACAAAGAACUCCAUAAGCCUGGCUUGGCAGAAGCCUCCUUAUGAUGGUGGAAGCAAGAUCACAGGAUACAUUGUUGAGAAGAGAGAUGCACCAAAUGGAAGAUGGACAAAAGCUAGCUUUACAAAUGUCAUAGAAACCAAUUUUGCUGUGUCAGGAUUGACCCAAGAUGGAAAAUAUGAAUUCAGAGUUUUUGCAAAGAAUGCAAUUGGCUCUAUCAGUAAUCCAUCUCUGAUUGCAGGACCUGUCACAUGUGUUGAUACAUUUGGUGCUCCUGAAAUUGACUUGCCACCGGAGUAUUUAGAUGUUGUAAAAUACAAAGCUGGAGCAUCAGUGAAAAUUCAGGUUGGAAUUAUUGCCAAACCCCUGCCAACAAUUGAAUGGUAUAAGGAUGGAAAGGAACUAGAAACAAGUGCUCAAGUGUCAAUUGAAAAUACCACAGACUCCUCUGCCAUCAUUAUUAAGGAUGCUGCACGUAACAACAGCGGAAGUUAUGAGCUCAGACUUAAGAAUUCAAUGGGCUCAAAAUCAGCUACUAUUAAAGUACAGAUUCUCGAUAAACCUGGACCUCCUAUUGGACCUAUUCAAUUUAAAACAGUCACUGCUGAGAAGAUCACAAUAAUGUGGGAUCCUCCUACAGAUGAGGGUGGUGCUCCUGUCACCCAUUAUAUUGUGGAAAAACGUGAAACAAGCAGAGUUGUCUGGUCCCUCAUAUCAGAAAAACUGCAAGAGAGCCUUGUCUCUGUACAGAAGCUUAUAAGAGGCAAUGAAUAUGUCUUCCGUGUCAGAGGUGUUAAUAAGUAUGGAGUUGGAGAGCCUCUGGAAUCUGAGCCUGUUGUUGCGAAGAAUUCUUUUGUCACUCCCGGACAGCCCAGCACACCUGAAGUCACAAUGAUAACCAAGUCUUCAAUGACUGUGGUCUGGGAAAGGCCAACUGUUGAUGGUGGCAGUGAUAUUAGAGGUUAUUAUCUGGAAAAACGUGAGAAAAAGAGCUUACGUUGGUUCAAGGUUAUUAAAGAUUCCAUCCGUGAUACUAGACAGAAAGUAUCAAACUUGACAGAAGGAAAUGAAUACCAGUUCCGUGUCUGUGCUAUCAAUGCAGCUGGAGAAGGUCCCUUCUCUGAUGCAUCUGAUUUCUACAAAGCUGCUGAUCCAGUUGAUCCUCCAAGUGAACCAACCAAACUUAAAGUUGUUGACUCAACUAAAUCAUCCAUUACUCUUGGAUGGCUCAAGCCUGUGUAUGAUGGAGGCAGUGAGGUUACCAGUUACAUAGUUGAAAAGAGGGAAGGUGAAGAAACGGAAUGGACUGUGGUUAGCUCAAAGGGUGAAGUCAGAACAACAGAGUUUGUUGUGUCUCACCUCAAACCUGGGGUCAACUACUUCUUCUGUGUGUCUGCUGUAAACUGUGCUGGAAAGGGAAACCCAAUUGAAAUGACAGAACCUGUGCAAGCUAAGGAUAUUCUUGAGGAGGCAGAGAUUGAUCUCGAUGUUGCCCUGAGAACACAAUACACAGUUAAAGCAGGCCAAGAUGUAGAGAUCAUGAUUCCAUUUAAAGGCAGACCUGCUCCAAAUGUCACCUGGAGAAAGGAAGAGAAGAACAUCAGCAGUGAUCCAAGAUACAACAUCCACAAUACAGAAUCAUCUACAUUACUUACCAUCCCACAGGUCACUCGAGAUGAGACUGGGAAAUAUGUUCUUCAGAUUGAAAAUGGAGUAGGAGAGCCUAAAUCAUCAUUUGUGAAUGUGAAAGUGCUUGAUACACCAGGCGCCUGCCAAAAACUGCAGGUCAAGAAUGUCACUCGUGGUAAUGUAACUUUAGUGUGGGAACCACCUCUUGUCAAUGGUGGUGCAGAAGUUACCAACUACAUUAUUGAAAAGAGAGAUGCUACAAAGAGAGCCUAUUCAAGUGUAACAACUAAAUGUUCUAAUACCACAUUUAAAGUUACUGACCUCUCUGAGAAGACUUCCUUCUUCUUCCGUGUGAUGGCAGAAAAUGAAAAUGGAGUAGGUGAACCAUGUGAGACAGCAGAACCAGUUAAAGCUACUGAGGUGCCAGGUCCAGUCAAAGAUCUUUCAAUGAAGGACUCAACCAAAACAUCUGUGACAUUACAGUGGAACAAGCCCGAUUAUGAUGGUGGCAGCAUCAUCACAGAAUACAUAAUUGAAAAGAAACUUAAAAAUGAGCAAGAGUGGUCAAUUGCAGGCACUACCAAAGCCUGUGAGUUUGAGGCUACUAAACUGAAAGAACUUGCAGAGAUGGACUUCAGAGUAUUUGCCAAGAAUGAGAAAGGAAAAAGUGACUUUGCCCAAGUUGGACCAAUCACCGUAAAGGACUAUAUUAUUCCACCUGAUGCAAACCUGUCAGACAUCCCAGGAGGACAAAUCAGUGUGCGCAUUGGACAUAAUGUUCAUGUAGAGAUACCAUAUAAGGGAAAACCAAGGCCAACUGUGCAGUGGCUGAAAGACAAUCUUCCUCUGAAAGAAAGUGAACAGAUUCGCUUCAAGAAAACAGAAAACAAAGUGUCUCUGACAAUUAAAAAUGCAAGAAAAGAUAAUUCAGGCAAAUAUACUUUAGUUCUUGAUAACAAUGUCUGCAGAAAGUCAUUCAGUUUUCAAGUUAACACCCUUGGUCCACCAUCUAAACCAAAAGGUCCCAUUCGAUUUGAUGAAAUCAGAGCUGAGAGUAUAAUUAUAUCUUGGGAUGUGCCUGAGGAGGAUGGAGGUGGAGAAAUUACAUGCUACAGUGUAGAGAAGCGUGAGACUUCCCAAACAGCUUGGAAGAUGGUUUGUUCAAGUGUGGCCAGAGCAACAUUUAAGAUCCCUAACUUAAUCAAAGGAACAGAAUACCAAUUCAGAGUGCGUGCAGAAAACAGAUAUGGAGUAAGUGAGGCCCUUGUUUCACAUGAUGUAAUUGCAAAACAUCAGUACCGUCCACCAGGUCCACCAGGAAAGCCAGUGGUGUACAAUGUUACUUGUGAUGGCAUGUCAAUUCAAUGGGAUGCACCAUGUUACGAUGGAGGCUCAGAGGUUACUGGAUUCUAUGUGGAGAAGAAGGAAAGAAAUAGUAUUCUCUGGCAGAAAAUAAAUACUUCACCUAUAUCUGGAAGAGACUACAGAAUUACUGGUCUAAUUGAAGGUCUGGAAUAUCAAUUCAGAGUAUAUGCAGAGAAUAAUGCUGGUCUGAGCCCUUGCAGUGAGCCUAGCAAACACACCUUGGCUGUCUCUCCAGUUGAUCCUCCUGGUACACCUGACUACAUUGAUGUAACAAGGGACUCUGUCACACUUAAAUGGGAACCUCCUUUGCGUGAUGGAGGCAGCAAAAUUGUUGCCUACAGCGUGGAAAAACGUCAAGGAAAAGGACGCUGGUUGAGAUGCAACUUCACCGAUAUUACUGAAUGCCAGUACACAGUGUCUGGUCUUGCAUCUGGUGAUCGCUUUGAAUUUAGAGUGAUUGCCAGAAAUGCAGUUGGCACAGUUAGUCCACCUUCACAGUCCUCUGGAUACAUCAUGACUAGAGAUGAAAGCAUUCCUCCAUCAAUUGAAUUUGGUGCAGAACACUUUGAAGGUCUCACAGUCAAAGCAGGAGAGAGUAUUAGGCUUAAAGUCCUUAUCAAGGGUCGACCAGUUCCUCAAGUAACUUGGUUCAAGGAUGGAAAAGAAAUUGAUAAGAAGACAAUGGUUGAUAUUGACAUUAAAACAGUCAUUGGAUCAAGCAGCCUCUUUAUCAGAGAUGCUGAUCGUAAUCACCGGGGUAUAUAUAGUGUUGAAGCCAAGAAUUCCUCUGGAACCAAGAAAGCAGAUAUUAACGUCAGAGUACAAGAUACACCUGGACCACCUGCUGGACCCUUGCAUUUCACUAACAUUACUGGAGAAAAGGCCACUCUGUACUGGAAUCCUCCUGACAAUGAUGGCUGUGCUGCAAUCAGCCACUAUGUGAUUGAAAAACGCGAAACAUCCAGAAUCUCUUGGGCACUUGUUAAUGACAAGUGUGAAGCGUGCUCAUUUACUGCCACAAAGCUGAUUAAGGGCAAUGAAUACCAGUUCCGUGUCUGUGCAGUGAAUAAGUUUGGUGUUGGCAGACCACUGGAAUCAGAAUCUAUUGUUGCACAAAUCCAAUUCACUGUACCAGAGGCUCCUGGCACUCCUGAUGCAACCCAUGUCACUGGAGACAGCAUUACACUUUCUUGGACAAGACCAAGAAGUGAUGGUGGAAAUGAAAUUAAGCAUUACAUUCUUGAAAGACGUGAAAAGAAGAGCAUGCGAUGGGUGAAAGUAUCUUCUAAGAGGCCAAUAACUGAAGCCAGAUACAGAGUAACUGGGCUUACUGAAGGAAAUGAAUAUGAGUUCCAUGUCAUGGCUGAAAAUGAUGCUGGAAUUGGACCAUGUAGUUCAACAUCAAGACUCAUCAAAUGUAGAGAACCAACCAGUGCACCAAGUGCUCCAACUGUGGUAAAGGUAACUGACACUACAAAGACAUCAGUCAGCUUGGAAUGGACCACACCUGUCUUUGAUGGUGGAAUGGAAAUAAUUGGAUAUGUCAUUGAAAUGUGCAAAGCCAGCCUUGAAGAAUGGCAUAAAGUCAAUCUUGAAACUUGUAUCAACACUAAAUAUACUGCAACGGAAUUAGAACCCGGUGAAGAAUAUAAAUUCCGUGUGUGUGCACUUAAUGGUGUUGGAAAAGGAGAAUACUGUGAAAUCCCUAAUCCUGUUCAGACUGUAGACAGGCUGACAUCACCAGAGAUUGACAUUGAUGCCAGUUUCAAACAGACUCACAUCGUGAAAUCAGGCAGUACCGUUCUUCUUCGUAUCGCUUUCAAAGGAAAACCUGUUCCUGUGGCUACCUGGACCAAAGGAGAUGGAGAACUUGGUGUCAGGGCAGAUGUUCACACAACUGACACCCACAGUACACUUACAAUUGAAGACUGCAAUAGGUAUGAUGCUGGAAAAUACACCCUCACUUUAGAGAACAACAGUGGAAGCAAAUCUAUUACUUUCACAGUGAAGGUACAAGAUACCCCAGGACCACCAGGUCCAGUUACCUUUAAGGAUGUGACAAGAGGAUCUUUGACUUUAAUGUGGGAUGCCCCAGCUAAUGAUGGAGGUGCUCGUAUCAAUCAUUAUAUUGUUGAAAAACGGGAGGCUAGCCGUCGUAGUUGGCAAGAAGUCAGUGGGAAAUGCACACGUCAAAUCCUCAGAGUUUCUGACCUUGCAGAAGGUGUGGCAUAUUUCUUCCGGGUUACUGCAGAGAACCAAUAUGGCCCAGGUGAACCAUAUGAAAUGCCAGAUCCAAUUGUUGCAACUGAAGAACCUGCUCCUCCUAAGAGACUGGAUAUUAUUGAUACAACAAAAUCUUCUGCCACUUUGGCCUGGUUGAAACCUGAACAUGAUGGUGGAAGUCGCAUCACAGGCUAUGUUGUUGAAACUAAACAAAAGGGAUCAGAUCACUGGGUCAUUGGUGGCCACACUAAAGCUCUGAAUAUAGUGAUUGAAGGCUUGAUAGAGAGCACAGAAUAUGAAUUCCGUGUCAAAGCUAAAAAUGAUGCUGGCUUCAGUGAACCAAGAGAAUCUUUCUCAUCUGUAAUUAUUAAGGAGCCACAAAUUGAACCUACUGCAGAUCUUAGUGGAAUUACAAACCAGCUUAUUACUUGCAAAGCUGGUAGUACAUUCACAAUUGAUAUUCCGAUUAGUGGACGUCCAGUUCCUAAGGUAACUUGGAAACUUGAAGAAAUGAGACUAAAAGAAACAGACAAAGUCAACAUCAAGACCACAAAAGACAGAACCACCUUGACUGUAAAAGACACCAUGAGAUUCGACUCUGGCAAAUAUUAUCUCAUCCUUGAAAAUGUUGCAGGAGUGAGAACCUUCACUGUUACUGUUAAUGUUAUUGGCAGACCAGGUCAAGCCACUGGUCCUGUUGAAGUUUCAUCAAUCUCUUCAGAAUCCUGUGUAUUGACUUGGAAAGAACCAGAAGAUGAUGGUGGAACUGAAAUAACUAACUAUAUUGUGGAGAAGCGUGAGUCUGGAUCAACAACAUGGCAGCUUGUAAACUCCAGUGUUAAGCGAACACAGAUCAAAGUCACGCAUCUCACCAAGUACAUGGAAUACACAUUCCGUGUCUGUGCUGAAAACAGAUUUGGAGUAAGCAAGCCUAUUGAAUCUCCUCCUAUUGUCGCUGAACAUCCAUUCGUUCCACCAAGUUCACCAACAAGACCUGAAGUAUUCUUUGUCUCGGCAAAUGCUAUGUCCAUUCGGUGGGAGGAACCAUACCAUGAUGGUGGCAGCAAGGUUACAGGAUAUUGGAUAGAAAAGAAGGAACGCAACACCAUUCUUUGGGUGAAGGAGAACAAGAUUCCAUGCUUUGAAUGUCACUAUAAAGUAUCGACUCUUGUAGAAGGCUUAGAGUACCAAUUCAGGGUAUACGCAAUGAACGCUGCUGGGCUGAGCAAAGCUAGUGAAGCUUCAAGACCAAUGAUAGCUCAGAAUCCAGUUGAUCCACCAGGCAAACCAGAGGUUACAGAUGUGACAAGGUCCACAGUAUCACUGAAAUGGUCUGUGCCAUUCAGUGACGGUGGAAGCAAGAUUGUGGGAUACAUUGUGGAACGCAAGCCAUACAAUGAAACUGGAGAUGGACGCUGGCUAAAGUGUAACUACACAACAGUUACAGAAACAAACUUCACUGUAACAGCAUUGGGUGAGGGAGAAGUGUAUGAAUUCCGUGUUAUUGCAAAGAAUGCAGCUGGAGUACACAGUGCACCUUCGGAAUCAACAGGAGCUAUCACAUGCAAAGAUGAAUACACACCUCCUAAAGCAGAGCUUGACAGCAAACUUAUAGGAGAGAUCAUCACCAUCAGAGCUGGAUCAGAUCUUGUUCUAGAUGCUUCUGUUGGAGGCAAACCUGAUCCCAAAGUCUUCUGGUCCAAAGGCGAGAAAGAGCUUGAGCUUUGUGAAAAGAUCUCCUUGCAAUACACCAACAAACGUGCAAUGGCAAUAAUCAAAUUCUGUGAUAGAAAUGACAGUGGAAGAUACAUACUAACAGUAAAGAAUGCCAGUGGAGUAAAGACUGCUUCCGUCAAUGUCAAAGUUCUAGAUACACCUGGACCUUGUGAUGAUAAGAUUACCAUAAGUAGAGUGACGGAAGAAAAAUGCACAUUAUCCUGGAAAAUACCAUCCGAGGAUGGUGGAGCUCCAGUUACUCAUUAUAUUGUUGAGAGACGUGAAACUAGCAGACUUAACUGGGUAAUAGCAGAAGCAGAGUGCAAGACCCUGUCAUGUGUUGUUACAAGACUGAUAAAGAACAAUGAAUACAUCUUCCGUGUCAGAGGUGUAAACAAGUAUGGGCCUGGUGUGCCACUGGAAUCUGAACCGAUUAUUGCCAGAAACACAUUCACAAUACCAUCUUCACCUGGAGCACCAGAAAUAACUGGUGUUGGAAAAGAACAUGUCAUUAUUGAGUGGCUGAAGCCAGAAACAGAUGGUGGCAGUGAAAUUAGCAACUAUCUUGUUGAUAAGCGUGAAAAGAAGAGUGUAAGGUGGACCAGAGUCAACAAAGAAUAUACUGUCUAUGACACAAGACUAAAAAUUACUGGUCUAUUGGAAGGUAGUGACUACCAGUUCCGUGUAACUGCUGUUAAUGCAGCAGGUAACAGUGAACCAAGUGAAGCAUCCUUAUAUGCAUGCUGCAGAGAACCAACAUAUACUCCAGCUGCACCCUCAAUCCCACGUGUCGUAGAUACUACAAAACAUAGCAUUAGCCUUGCAUGGACAAGACCUAUGUAUGAUGGUGGUGCUGAUGUGAUUGGAUAUAUUCUUGAAAUGAAAGAAGAAGGAACAGAUCAGUGGUACAGGCCUCAUACCACUUCAACCUUGAGGAAUGCAGAAUACACUGCGACCACUCUUGUGAGCAGUAAGAAGUACUGCUUCAGAGUGGCAGCAGUUAAUGUGAAUGGAACUGGUGAAUUCAGUGAGGCAUGUGCUGAAAUUGAGCCAAUUGAAAGAAUUGAACCACCAGAUUUGGAGAUUGCAGAUGAUCUGAAAAAGACUGUUACUUUGAGAGCUGGAAAUUCUCUGCGCCUCAUGAUCUGUGUGUCUGGAAGGCCUACUCCAAUUAUCAACUGGAGUAAACCUGGUGUGGAUCUCACAAGUCGAGGAUUUAUUGACACAACUGACAGUUACACAAUUCUCACAAUUGACAAAGUAAACCGCUAUGAUGCUGGUAAAUAUACAGUUGAGGCCGAGAACCAAUCUGGCAAGAAAGCAGCCACAAUUCUUGUCAAGAUAUAUGAUACCCCUGGACCUCCUGCAGCUAUCAGAGUUAAAGAAAUUACUAAAGAAUCAGCGGUUAUUACAUGGGAUGUUCCAAGUGUUGAUGGUGGAGCUCCUGUGAAUAACUAUAUCAUCGAGCGACGUGAAGCAUCUAUGAGAGCCUACAAGACAGUAACAGUUAAAUGCAGCAAGACCUUUUAUAGAAUUACUGGCCUGGCAGAAGGAAUGCUGUAUUACUUCAGAGUUUUGCCAGAAAAUAUCUAUGGUAUAGGUGAACCACGCGAAACUAGUGAUGCUGUUCUGGUAUCUGAUGUUCCUAUGGUUCCACAAACUCUGAAUGUUGUGGAUGUAACCAAGACUACAGUGAUCUUGGCUUGGGAGAAACCACUUCAUGAUGGUGGCAGCAGACUUACUGGCUAUCUCAUUGAAGCUUGCAAGCCUGGCACAGACAGAUGGAUGAAGGUUGCCAAUGUUAAACCAACAGUCCUUGAACACACCAUUGUUUCCCUGAAUGAAAAUGAGCAAUACCUGUUUAGAGUCAGGGCAACAAACACAAAGGGUGCUAGUGAGCCAAGAGAGAUCGUCACACCUGUUACUGUACAAGAACAAAGAGUAAUGCCUAAAAUUGAUCUGGCUGGCAUUCCUCAAAAGACUGUUAAUGUACCAGCGGGACGACCCAUUGAACUACACAUCCCAAUAAUUGGACGACCUCCUCCUGUUUGCACAUGGUACUUCGGUGGCUCUAAGAUCAAAGAAAUUGAUCGGGUCAAGAUUGAAACAACUGGAAAAUACACCAAACUGACCGUGCGUGAAACCACAAUUGAUGACACUGGAGACUAUAUGCUUGAAGUGAAGAAUGUCACAGGAUGUACCAUGGAAACCAUCAAAGUGGUCAUUCUUGAUAAACCAGGGGAGCCUACAGGACCUAUAAGGAUAGAUGAAGUGGAUGCAACAUCUGUCUCUAUUAGCUGGGAUCCACCUGAGAAAGAUGGAGGUGCAACAAUCAGUGGUUAUGUUGUUGAACAGCGCGAUGCCCACCGUCCAGGAUGGCUUCCUGUAUCUGAAUCUGUCACAAGACCUAUGUUCAAGUUCACCAGACUGACUGAAGGAACGGAAUAUGUAUUCCGUGUUGCUGCUACAAACCGCUUUGGAAUUGGUUCUUUCUUGCAGUCUGAAAUUGUAGAGUGCAAGAGUGCUAAGACCAUUCCAGGGCCUCCUGGCACACCAGACAUAUUUGAUAUUUCCCGUGAUGGAAUGACAAUUACCUGGCACCCACCAGAUGAAGAUGGAGGCUCUCAGGUGACAGGAUAUAUAAUUGAACGUAAAGAGGUUCGAUCUGAUAGAUGGGUCCGUGCUAAUAAGAAUCCCGUGACAAUGACACGAUACAGAUCCACUGGUUUGAUUGAAGGCCUGGAGUAUGAGCACAGAGUUACAGCCAUCAAUUCAAGAGGCAUUGGUAAACCCAGUCGUCCUUCUAAACCUGCAGUAGCUAUGGAUCCUAUUGACCCACCAGGAAAGCCACAGAACCCAAGGGUUACUGAUACAACAAGGACAUCAGUUUCUCUUGCCUGGAGUCCACCUGAUGAAGAAGGAGGCUCAAAGGUUACUGGAUAUCUUAUUGAAAUGCAGAAGGUUGAUCAAUAUGAAUGGACAAAAUGCAACACAACCCCGACAAAGAUCUGUGAAUAUACUCUGACCCAUAUGCCACAGGGAGCUGAAUACAGGUUCCACAUCUUAGCAUGUAAUGCUGGAGGACCUGGUGAGCCUGCUGAGGUCCCAGGAACAGUAAAGGUUACAGAAAUGCUGGCAUAUCCUGAUUAUGAGCUGGAUCCAAAAUACCAGGAAGGCCUUGUUGUUAGACAGGGUGGAGUCAUCAGGCUGUCUGUGCCUAUCAAAGGCAAACCUAUACCAAUCUGCAAAUGGACAAAGGAAGGUCGGGAUAUUUCUCACAGAGCCAUGAUUGCCACCUCUGAAACACACACUGAGCUUGUAAUUAAGGAAGCUGACAGAGAUGACUCUGGCACUUAUGAUCUUGUGCUGGAGAAUAAGUGUGGGAAAAAGGCAGUGUAUAUCAAGGUUAAAGUCAUUGGACGUCCAGAUCCACCAGAAAGUCCACUUGAGUUUGAUGACAUCCAGGCUCGCUCUGUAAGAGUGAGUUGGAGAGCACCUGCUGAUGAUGGUGGCUCGGAUAUUCUUGGUUACAUUGUUGAGAGAAGAGAAGUUCCCAAGGCCGCCUGGUAUACUGUGGAUGCUAGAGUUAAAGAGACAUCUCUGGUCGUCAAGGGCCUGAAAGAAAAUGUUGAGUACCACUUCAAGGUGACAGCAGAAAACCAGUUUGGCACUAGCAGGUCCUUAAAAUCAGAAGAAGCUGUCAUACCAAAAACACCUCUCUGCCCUCCAGAGCCAUCCAGCAAUCCACCAGAGAUACUGGAUGUUACAAAGAGCACUGUCAGUCUAUCAUGGUCCAGACCUAAGGAUGAUGGUGGCUCUCGUGUAACUGGUUAUUACAUUGAUCGUAAAGAGACAUCCACUGAUAAAUGGGUCCGUCAUAAUAAAACACACAUCACUACUACCAUGUAUACUCUAACUGGACUUGUGCCUGAUGCAGAAUAUCAGUUCCGUGUCAUAGCCCAAAAUGAUAUUGGUCUAAGUGAGCCAGGCCCUUCAUCUGAUCCGGUUAUAUGCAAAGAUCCAUUUGAUAAACCAAGCCAGCCAGGCGAGAUUGAUGUAAUUUCUGUCACCAAGGAUAGUAUAACCAUACAUUGGGAACGUCCUGAAUGUGAUGGAGGCAAAGAGAUUCUAGGAUACUGGGUUGAAUAUCGCCAGUCUGGUGACAGUGCAUGGAAGAAAUGCAAUAAAGAACGUGUGAAAGACAGGCAGUUUACCAUGGGUGGUCUCCUUGAGGCCACAGAGUAUGAAUUCAGAAUACUUGCUGAGAAUGAAACUGGAAUCAGCAGACCUCGCAGAACAGCUAUGACAAUUAAAACUAAAUUGACUGCUGGAGAAGCACCAUCUCUCAGGAAGGAAAUGGAGGAUGUUACCACUAAACUUGGAGAACCAGCUACUCUGAAAUGCCAGAUUAUUGGUAGACCUCUUCCUGAAAUUAAGUGGUACAGAUAUGGCAAGGAGCUAAUACCAAGUCGUAAAUACAAAAUGAGCUCUGAUGGCCGCAACCAUUCACUAACUGUGGUAACAGAUGAACAAGAAGAUGAAGGCUUAUAUACUUGCAGAGCAAUCAAUGAUGCUGGAGAAAUUGAGACCAGCGGAAAACUCUUCCUACAGGCUGCCCCUCAGUUCCAUCCUGGAUUCCCAUUGAAAGAGAAAUACUAUGCAGGAUGUGGAACAAGCCUUCGUCUACAUGUUGUGUACAUUGGACGUCCAGUACCUCAGAUCUUAUGGUUCUAUGCAAAGAAGCCUUUGCAGCCAUCUGAGAAUGUGAUUAUUGAAAACACUGAGCACUACACUCAUCUAGUGAUUAGGAAUGUGCAGCGGAAGACGAAUGCUGGAAAAUACAAAGUCCAAAUCAGCAACACCCUUGGAACAGUUAGCACUGUUCUCAAUGUUGAAAUACAAGAUAAACCAGCUAUACCUGAAGGACCAGUGGUUGUUGAUGCCCUAUUAAAGAACUCUGUGGUAAUUAGCUGGAAACCUCCAGCAGAUGAUGGUGGAGCAUUGAUUACAAAUUAUAUUGUUGAGAAACGUGAAGCAAAGGAAGGUGAACAAUGGCACCUGGUAUCUUCUUCAAUUUCUGGAACUUCCUGUAGAAUUGUAAACCUUACUGAAAGUGCUGGCUAUUACUUCCGAGUUUCAGCUCAGAACCAAUACGGCACAAGUGAACCACUGGAGAUUUCUUCUGUUGUCGUCAUUAAGAGUCCAUUUGAGAAACCUGGACCACCACUCCAACCUGUUGUAACUGGAGUAACAAAAGACUCAUGUGUUGUGUCUUGGAAGCCCCCUGCAAGUGAUGGAGGUGCAAAGAUCAGAAAUUAUUACCUUGAGAAACGGGAAAAGAAACAGAACAAAUGGAUUACAGUGACAUCUGAGGAAAUCCAUGAAACAGUCUAUUCUGUCAAAGGUCUCAUUGAAGGCUCUGAAUAUGAAUUCCGAGUAAAAUGUGAAAAUCUGGGAGGUGAGAGUGAAUGGAGUGAGAUAUCAGAGUCCAUUAUUCCAAAAUCAGAUGUACCUAUAAAAGCACCUGCAUUCAAGGAAGAGUUGAGAAACCUCAGUGUCAAAUACAAGAGCAAUGCUACUUUUGUAUGCAAGGUCACUGGACACCCCAAGCCUGUGGUGAAAUGGUUCAAGCGUGGAAAGGAAAUUUUGCCUGAUGGUGAAAAGAUCAAAAUACAAGAAUUCAAAGGUGGUUACUACCAACUUGUUAUCACUUCUGUUAAUGAAGAAGACUCCACAGUAUACCAGGUCAGAGCUACAAACCAGGGAGGAUCCAUUUCAACAACUGUCUCUCUGGAUGUUGAAGUUCCUGCCAAGAUUCACCUGCCCAAACAUCUGGAAGGCAUGGGAGCAGUCCAUGCCCUUCGUGGUGAAGUGGUCAGCAUUAAGAUUCCUUUCAGUGGCAAGCCUGAUCCAGUAAUUACAUGGCAGAAGGGGCAAGAUCUAAUUGAUAACAAUGGACACUACCAAGUCAUCGUUACGAGAUCCUUUACUUCACUUGUAUUCCCCAAUGGAGUUGACAGGAAGGAUGCUGGUUUCUAUAUAGUUUGUGCCAAAAACAGGUUUGGCAUUGAUCAGCAGACAGUUGAACUUGAUGUUGCAGAUGUACCUGAUCCACCAAGAGGUCUCAAAGCUAGCGAUAUAUCAAGGGAUUCUGUAAAUCUCACUUGGUGUGCCCCAGCCAAUGAUGGAGGCAGCAAAGUCACUAACUACAUUAUUGAGAAGUGUGCCACCACAGCAGAAAGAUGGAUCCGAGUUGCCCAGGCUCGUGAUACACAUUAUACUGUCAUCAACCUGUUUGGCAAAACAAGUUAUCAGUUCCGUGUAAUUGCUGAAAACAAAUUUGGUCAAAGCCAGCCAUCUGAACCAACUGAUCCUAUAGUUACAAAAGAAGACAAGACAAGGAUGUUGAAUUAUGAUGAAGAAGUUGAUGAAACCAGAGAAAUUGGAAAGGGCAAAGCACCACAUUCAUCCACAAAAGAACUACAUAACAAAUAUAUGAUUGCUGAAGAGCUAGGACGUGGUCAGUUUGGCAUAGUUCAUCGUUCUGUUGAAAUCAGCUCAAAGAAGACCUACAUGGCCAAGUUUGUCAAAGUGAAAGGUGCAGAUCAAGCACUGGUGAAGAAGGAAAUUGCCACCUUCAAUAUUGCUCGUCAUAAGAACUUCCUAUAUCUCCAUGAAUCAUUUGAAAGUCUUGAAGAACUAGUCAUGAUCUUUGAGUUCAUCUCAGGAGUUGAUAUAUUUGAGCGCCUCAGUGCAGCUAAUUUUGAACUAACUGAAAGAGAAAUUGUGAGAUACAUCAGACAGGUGUGUGAAGCUCUUGAGUUCUUGCACAGUCAAAGCUAUGGUCACUUUGACAUCAAACCCGAGAACAUUGUUUAUGUGACAAGAAGGAGCAGUUCUAUCAAAAUCAUUGAGAUGGGCCAGGCCAGACAAUUGAAACCUGGAGACAAUCUGAGAAUUCAGUUCACUGCACCUGAAUAUUGUGCUCCUGAAGUCCAUCUUCAUGAUAUGGUCAGCACAACUACUGAUAUGUGGUCAGUGGGUGUUCUGGUUUAUGUGCUUCUAACUGGACUCAAUCCCUUCACAGCUGAAACUAACCAACAAAUGAUAGAAAACAUUUCAAAUGCUGAAUACAGCUUUGACGAUGAAGCCUUCAAGGAUGUUAGCCUUGAAGCAAUGGAUUUCAUUGAUCGUCUGUUGACCAAAGAUCGCAAACAUCGUAUGACUGCGGCUGAAGCAUUGGAGCAUCCUUGGUUAAAACAGAAAGCAGAAAAACUAAGUACCAAAGCCAUCAAAACCUUGCGACACAGGAGAUACUAUCAGAGCUUAGUAAGAAAGGAAUGGAAUGUUGUGGUUUCCUCAGCCCGUGUUUCCUCUGGUGGAGCAAUCAGAAGUCAGAGAGGUGUCACUGUGGGCAAAGUAAAGGUUGCACCUAUUGAAAUUGGUCCAGUAGCUGGUCAAAUUAUGCAUGCUAUUGGAGAAGAACGUGGGCAUGCCAAAUUUGUCUGCAAGAUUGAAAAUUAUGAUAGCUCCACAGAAGUAACCUGGUACUAUGGAGUACGACAACUGGAGAGCAGUGACAAGUAUGAAAUUUGUUACCAAGAUGGAGUAGCUACCAUUUAUGUUAAGGAUAUAAACAGGUCUGAUGAUGGCACCUACAGAUGCAAAGUUGUUAAUGAAUAUGGAGAAGAUAGCUCCUAUGUUGAACUGUUUGUACAAGGUGUCAGAGAAUACAGGGAAUUCUUUAUAGCACGUACUGUAAAGAAAGUGAAGCGCAGGAUAGAUACAUCUAGACUGCUUGAGAGACCACCUGAAUUUACAUUGCCUUUGUACAACCGUACUGCUUACAUUGGUGAAGAUGUACGCUUUGGGGUAACCAUAACUGUCCACCCAGAACCACGUGUCACAUGGUUAAAGUCUGGCCAGAAAAUCAAACCUGGAGAUGAUGAGAAGAAAUAUACCUUCACAACUGACAAAGGUCUGUAUCAGCUUGUGAUUCACAAUGUUGAAGCAGAAGAUGAUGCUGAGUACACUGUUGUGGCUCGCAAUAGAUUCGGUGAAGAUAGCUGCAAGGCUCGACUUACUGUUACUCCUCAUCCAGCUGCUGCAGAUAACACAAUGAGACCAAUGUUUAAACGCUUGCUUGCAAAUGCAGAAUGUAUGGAAGGCCAGAGUGUUCGUUUUGAAGUGAGAGUGUCAGGAACACCUGCACCUACAUUGAAGUGGGAGAAGGAUGGUAUGCCUUUGGCAUUUGGACCCCAAGUUGAAUUUAUUCAUGAAGGUCUAGACUACUAUGUUUUACAUGUCAGAGAUACUCUACCUGAAGAUUCUGGUACUUAUAGAGUCACCGCUACAAACUCAGCUGGAUCUACAAGUUGCCAAGCUUAUCUAAAGGUAGAGCGAAUCACCUAUGUCAAGCGAGAAUACAAGAGUGAAGAGGAGAGACAAGUACGUGUUCAGAAACAAAUUGAUAAGACUUUGAGAAUGGCUCAGAUUCUUGCUGGUACUGAUGUUGUUCCAUUAACACCUGUUGCACAAGAUGCUCUAAGAGAAGCUGCAAUUAUGUACAAACCUGCAGUAAGCACCAAGCAUGUGAAGGGUGAGUUUGAAAUCACUAAAGAAGAAAAGAAAAAGAGAGAAGAAGAAAAGAGAUUGCGUAUGCCAUAUGAAAUUCCAGAACCCCGUGUUCGUGCUCCAACAGCCCUUGAAGAAGAUAAAGAGAUAAAGCACUUUGUACCUUUAUCUGAAAUGAGGUGGUAUAGGAAACUACGUGACCAGUACGAAAUACCUGAGCCGAUGGAGAAAAUUGUUCAGAAGCGACCAAAACGUAUUCGUCUUUCUAGAUGGGAGCAAUUCUAUGUCAUGCCACUUCCACGAAUUACUGACCAGUACAAGCCCAAGUGGCGCAUACCAAAAGUUUCCCAAGAUGAUCUGGAAACUGUAAGACCAGCUAGACAGCGCACACCAUCACCUGAAUAUGAAACUUAUUAUAGACCAAGAAGGAGGUCUCUUGGUGAUCUAUCAGAUGAAGAGCUUCUGCUCCCUGUUGACGACUAUUUAGCUAUGAAGAGAACUGAAGAGGAAAGGCUACGCCUUGAAGAAGAGCUUGAGCUAGGCUUUUCUGCUUCUCCACCUAGUCGUAGUCCUCUACGUUUUGAGCUGUCAGCACUUCGCCAUCCUUCACCACGGGCACAUGUAGCAUAUGAAGAGGAGGAGGAAGAAGAAGAUGUUUCAAAGUACAAAUCAUAUCAUAUUCCCUCUAAGUAUGAAGCUGGCCCAAGUUAUAUUGACCUCCGUCAACGAUAUGAAAAGGCUGUCUACAAACCCCCAAGACAGAAACAGCGAGUAUAUGAAGAGAAAGAAGAUGAGGACCUGCUUCGUCCUGUUGCUACAACACAGAGACUUGCAUCAUACAAAAGUGAACUUAAGCGCAUGGAAUUUGAAGAAAAAACACGUGUCUCAAGAAGAGAAAGAGAAACUGUAGCAGUUUCAGCAGAAACCGAGGAGGGAGUUGCAGUGACUGAACAUAUUCGUACUAAAUCACCUUCUGUUUCACGCUUGCUAAGAAGGAGAAGGUCAUUAUCUCCUACAUACAUUGAAUUAAUGCGUCCAGUGUCUGAACUGAUAAGGCCCCGACCGCGUCCAGCAGUAGAAGCUGACCUGGAAGUGCCAGAGAGGAGAUCACCCACUCCUGAAAGAACACGUCCGCGUUCACCCAGUCCUGUAACAAGUGAAAGAUCAACAUCUAGAUUUGAGAGGUCUGCAAGGUUUGACAUAUUCUCUAGGUAUGAGUCAAGAAAAUCAGCUUUGAAGACUGAGAGAAAAUAUGAAGUUGUUAGUCAGCAGCCUUUCAGUCUUGACCAUGCCCCACGCAUUACUCUAAGAAUGCGUUCUCAUCGUGUACCGUGUGGCCAAAACACCAGAUUUACACUUAACGUUCAGGCCAAACCAGAAUCAGAAAUAAAAUGGUACCAUAAUGGACAAUCUAUUGAAGAAAGCAACAAAUUCCGCUUUACCAACAUGAGUGGUGUCUUGACGCUCGAGGUCUUAAACUGCCAGAAAGAAGACAGUGGAACCUAUCGUGUUGUCUCCUCAAAUUAUAAGGGAGAAGCUUCAGACUAUGCAACCUUGGAUGUUUCAGGGGGAGAAUACACCACAUUUUCUUCCCGUCGCAAAGAUGAGGAGCCACCUACAGCUAUUGUUCCUGAAAUGACUAAGACUGAUGUUUACCAUGUGUCUUCAGUCAAGAAAACAUCUGCAGCAGAGUCAACUAUGGAAAUUAAAGAAACAAAAUCAAAACUGACUGAAACAAAGGAAGCUGUGGUUUAUGAAGAGUAUGUAUCAGAAGAAAAGACAGCUAAAGCUUUAGAAGUAAAAAAGGCAGAAGAAAAAAUAACUCAUGAGAAGGCAAAAACCACUCUUCCAGCUCGAAUCCUUACUAAGCCACAGUCAAUCACAGUCUCAGAAGGAGAGUCUGCAAGAUUUGCAUGUGAUAUUGAUGGCGAACCAGCACCAAGUGUGACAUGGAUGCAUGCAGGAAAAACAAUUGUCACCUCCCAUCGCCACCAUGUGACAACAACACAGUACAAAUCCACCUUUGAGAUUUCAGCAGUUGAAUCAUCUGAUGAAGGGAGCUACACCUUGGUGGUAGAAAACUCUGAAGGUAAACAAGAAGCACAAUUUACUCUAACCAUUCGACGAACAUCAGCUAAGGAGAAAGCUAUUACUUCACCACCUAGAGUAAAAUCUCCAGAACCCCGUGUAAAGUCUCCAGAGGCACGUAUUAAAUCUCCAGAGCCUCGUGUUAAGUCUCCUGAAGCACUCAAAUCUCCCAAAAGAGUGAAAUCCCCGGAACCAGUAACAUCCCCACAGAGGGUUAAGUCCCCUCAAACAGUUAGGACACCAUCUGCAGAAAGAGUAGAGCUACCAGCUACCACUCCUCCUAAGAUUCUCCAACAGCUUAAGGUUGAAGCCUCUGAAGAUAUAGUGAAGAUGUCAUGUGUCACUGAAAGUACUGUGUUAAAUGUCAAAGAAGUAGUGUGGUACAAGGAUGACAAGAAGCUAAAUGAGAGCAAUCACCUCAAGUUUCAUUAUUCAGCUGACGGCACUUACAAUCUCAGUAUUCACGGUAUCACUGAGGCAGAUCAGGGCCAAUAUGCCUGUGAAAUUGUUGGAGAAGGAGGUGUGUCUAGAACAUCAUUCUCUUUUGUUGGCCAUGCUUUUAAGAGCAUUUACUCAAAAGUGACAACAUUUGUGGAAAAGAGAUCAGCGGCUCAGAAAACAGAAGUGAAGUCAUCGGCAUCAAAGCCUUCAUUCACAACAGGUCUCAAAGAUAUCACAGUGUCCUCUGAUACCAUUGUGAAACUGACAGUAAAAGUUACUGGAGAACCUAAACCAAGUCUUUACUGGUCCAAAGAUGGAAGGGUCCUUUCACAUGGUGGAAGGUAUAAAAUCUUUGAAGAAUAUGGAUCUGCUUAUCUGGAAAUCUAUGAAACAGAGGUUUCUGACAGCGGGGUGUACAAAUGCACAGCUACCAAUUCUGCAGGAUCUACAUACACAAGUUGUAAAGUGACCAUUCAAGCUUCUGCAAAAUCUGAAGCACUUAAAGUGGCAAGUAAAAAAGAGGCAAUGUCUACCUCAUAUGGAAAAAGUGAAGUUACAGAAGAAAUUGUUAAAAAGGAAAUGGUAUACGAAGAAGUAAAAUCAUCUUACACAGAAAUAAAAGCAUCUCAUUCUCAGAUGACCAUAUCAGAAGGCCAGUCUCUGACACUGAAAGCAAACAUCCCUGGAGCAACCAAUGUGAAAUGGAUCCUAAAUGGAACAGAGAUUCCUAACUCAGAAGAUUACAGAUAUGGUGUGUCAGGAAAUGACCACUCAUUGACCAUCAAGAAAGUCAGUUACAAAGAAGAGGGAAUUCUUACAUGUGAAGCUAAAACAGAACAUGGCCUCAUGAAAUGCCAGUUUGAUAUCACUGUCAAACAGAAGCGUUCUAAUGCACCUUCUUUUAUUGUGCAACCUAAGUCCCAGAAUGUCAAUGAAGGCCAAAAUGUGAUAUUUACAUGUGAAGUGACAGGAGAACCCUCUCCUGAGGUUGAAUGGCUUAAAGAUAACCUCAUGGUAUCACUGAUGCCCAAUAUGAAGCUGAGCCGAUCUCGAAAUGUUUUUACAUUGGAAAUCCGUAAUACAUCUGUUGCAGACAGUGGAAAAUAUACAGUAAAAGCUAAAAAUAUGUAUGGACAAUGCUCUGCUACAGCAUCCUUAAAUGUACUGGCCCUGGUUGAAGAACCUGUCAAAAAGGUAGUUUUGGAGAAAAGCGCUGCUGCAAGCAUGAAAGAAAGUUUCUCUUCCAAGUCAGUCCACAAGGCAGCCUCUAUGCAGGAAGCCUCCUUCAGCAGUUCCAGCAUGACUGAAGUUAAAUUUGCAAGCAUGUCUGCCAGUAGCAUGUCUUCCAUGAAAGAAUCAGUUGUUGCAAUGAGUUCCAGCAGUGUCAUGGGAAUGUCAAGUCUGUCACACAUAGAAGGUUCUACUAGCAGAAUGAUUAAACAUGGUUUUAAAGGGGCACCACCCAAAAUUGAAGCUCUCCCAGAAGACAUCAGCAUUGAGAAAGGAAAGGUUCUCACAGUAGCCUGUGCUUUCUCUGGAGAGCCAGCACCACAGAUUGAAUGGUCCCGUGCUGGCAAGACCCUAUCUAGUGAGGAAGAGAGUGGCAGGUUCCAUAUUGAAACAACUGAAGACCUCACCACUCUUGUCAUUACUAGUGUGAAGGAAAAUGAUGCUGGGCAGUACACCCUGAAGCUAUCCAAUGAGCUUGGAUCUGACUCUGCAACUGUGAACAUCAGCAUUCGUUCUAUUUAAAAUACAAAAACAAACCUGAACUGAUGUCCAUUUCCCUUUUCCCUCCUUGUUAUUUAUUAAAUGAAUAGUUGCAUAUUCUGUAACUGAAGAUGACUUAACACUUCUUUUCUUGUAAAUAUAAUCUAUUUUUGUACCAAACUUGACACUAAUUUAUGCCAAACUAGACAAAGUCUAAAGGCAAUGCAUAAUGUGCCACAUUGGGUAACUAUUUGACUUAAGAUUUUUAACCGUUUUUUCUGUGACAUGUACAUAAUGUAUAUAGCCGAGAUUACCGGUUAUGGAAAAUUUAUAAAACUUGUUAUUUGUGACAUUAUAAACUGAAACAAAUGAAACUAACUGGUUGACAGGAGAAAGUUUCCUAGGAAACGAAUACCCUGGAAAGCCUGAACUGAAACUUUGUGCCUCAACGAAAUGUUGAUGUCUAAGAAUGCCUCAACAGGUAGAGAGGCUCCCUGUUGAAGACUGACUGAACCCGAAAAAUGUGCACUGCAUUUUUGUAUGUGCAAUCAUUUUACAAAUGAGUAACAUGACUAUAAGACCUUAAGUGCUGUUUACAUUUACCCUCCUGUAGAUAGCACCAAAGGGCCUUGUAUUCAUACUGACUAUGUCAUACUACCAUUUUAAUGACACUUUUACGUUAAUUAAUGUGCAAAGUGCAAGCGGCCUGCACUUUGUACACUAAGUUAAUACUAUGUGCACUGUUUCUGGCAUGGAACUGCUUGGAUUGACUUUGUAAAAGUAACAUCACCUGGCCAUACCCUCAACCAAGUAAUUCAAGUACUCCCUUGCAGAAGCAGUGCCAACUCUCGGAGGUUCACAAGGGUGCAGUGUUUUUGUGUUUGUGUGAUAGUAUUAGAAUUUCACAUUGUCUGUACUCAGGGCAACCAAGAAGUGUACCACAGCUAAAAAACCUGCUGUGUUGAAAGAAAGCAAUUGCAUUAAGGAUAUGCCCUGCACUUUGAUUUCAUUUAAUUUAAUUAUGUAGCAUUAACGUAAUUUGUAACCUCCUUGAGAUUUAUAGCAUUAUUGAUUUGAAAUAAAGCAUGAUUUCUGCACCUCAAAAA
Messenger RNA from Lepisosteus oculatus (spotted gar), 97822 nucleotides. RefSeq names its product titin, tandem duplicate 2 (gene ttn.2). The record is from RefSeq and is a predicted model, not a curated record. Lineage: Eukaryota; Metazoa; Chordata; Actinopteri; Semionotiformes; Lepisosteidae. Gene Ontology annotation, biological process: protein phosphorylation. Gene Ontology annotation, molecular function: protein kinase activity; ATP binding; protein binding.